This is a messenger RNA of Cinara cedri, 92162 nucleotides long. NCBI's taxonomy places the organism in Eukaryota, Metazoa, Arthropoda, Insecta, Hemiptera, Aphididae. The record is from the annotation of a GenBank genome assembly.
GUUAGCGCGAAGACGAGCGUUGACCGCGUUCAAACGCUAUUUCGAACAUUUCGUUCGUCGUAAUUUUGUUCGCAAAGUCAGUGUUUCGUUACCUACUAUUGGCGCUAUUGGUGGAUAUUAGUUUUAACUUUUCAACCGUAUAAAGUAGGUACCUACGUUAUUUCAUCGUCACAAGAUUCAACGCAAAAUGUUUCGUAUCGUAAUAUAUUCGAUUUUAUCGUUUAAUGAUGAUAACGCAACCGUACCUAUGAUAUUAAAUAAAAUAAAAAGUUUAGUAAAAUAACAAAUCGGUAAUUUUGAAAAUCGCUCGCCGAAUUGACCAUCACUACGUGAAAUAUGGAAGACCUCGUGAGUAUAUAUAUAAUAAUAUAUAUUAUUCAAUAUAUUUUAUUACUAAUCAUUAGUAUAUGUAAUUAAUAUGUUAUCGAUUAAAUAUAACAAUUUAAAAGCCAGAAAAAAAAAGUGAUUACCGCAGUAAUAUUGAGUGAAACUAUAUUAUAAAACAAAUCUUUAUGGGUUAAAAUCUUAUUAAAAUAGUAAAUUUAUUUAUUUUUAAGUUAAUAUACAUAAUUAAUUAUUUUGGUUUGUAUAAAAGUUAAAAUAUUAUGGAUUUUCGCAUCCAUAACUUAAGACACUAGGUAAUGGUUUAAAUUAUUUUCAGAAAUAAUGAUUUAUCUAUUAUGGCAAAAGAAUAAUAACUAUACAGAUUCGACUUAAUAAUAUUAAUCAACCGAAUAAGUUUCUAUUAAAUUAAAACUUUAAGUCGCCAAGAGACAAGAAGUAGUACAUGUAUAUAUGUAUAUUAUAAUAAUUCGAUUAUUGUUGGUGAAAUUACCUAUUUAUUUUUAAUGUAUAAUUUCAUGGCAAUAAUUAUUAUUAGGUUCCCAUAUAAAAUGUAAUGCAAUAUUAUAUUAAAUUAAAAGUGUAGUAUUUUGUCUCUUAUACUCAUUUAAAUUCUACUUCAACCACAAAAACACUUUUUAGUAAAGUACUCAACGAUUAAAACAUUACCUAUCUAUAGGAUAGAUACCGAAUAGUUGUUAUAGGUCAUUUGUAUACUGAAGAGGAAUUUUUUUUUUUACAAUUUUCCAGUCGGAGACACUAAAAAUUUUGAAAACAAACCGAAAUAAAAUUGCAAUAAUAAUAGAUAAAUGCAAGCAUUAUUGUAAUAUUCUGAACAUUUUAUAAAACUGUGCGGAGUUUUGAAUUUAACGAUUUUAUAAUUUAAAUUUUUCGAUUUUAGAACAAUAAUAAAAUGUUUGCUCACAUGAUUUUGUAAUUUUUAUACUCAAAUACACCGCAUUUUUAAUGGUAAAUUCGGUCAGAGAUCAAUGUAAUAAAAUAUCGCGUUAAAAAUAUAUAUUGUAUAUUACGUAUAUUUAUUUUCUAGUUAUUUACCUACUGCUACAUUUAUCCAUUGACAGAAUAUUAUGACGCGGGGUAAAAUAAAAAUUCAAAUCCAGUGCAAUAUUAUAAUAUUUUACAAUGCGCGGUUAUAUAAGAGAGUAAUAUAGUGCAGGUAUAAAAAGUGUAAUCCAGGACGGUAAACUGAAGGUGUAUAAAUUUAGUUAAAACUUUAGGUGUUAUAUUCGUAUAUUGGGGCAGGUAGGUGUUAUUUAUUCAGGAAAUCGUAAAUCAAAAAUUAUUCGUUUCCGGUGUGGCUGGCAAAUGUACACACACAUAUACGUACAUACAUAUAUUAUUUACCUACUUAACUGGCUUACCCUACAAAUGGUCGUGGUAUUUCUUUUGCAAGUAAAUAUUUGUAAUAAUUAAUUGAUAAUUAUUCCAUCUUUAUCGCAAUGAUCAAUUUUAUAUUAUAAAUUCGUAUUUCGUCCGAUCAAAAACUCUUAAGUUUACUGAUCAAUAUGUUUAGGAAGGCUAAGCGCACGACCUGUUUUUUUUUUUAUUCAAAAUACGAUUUACAGGAAAAAAUCUUAUAAUUCGCAGAUUAACCCGAUUCGGAUCGUUUUAGAUUCGAUGCGUAGCGAGGGGAUUUAUUGGAUUUAUUUAGUGUGUGUAUUUUUUUUUGUGCGCUUGUAAGCAACUUUGCUAUCAGAAAACUUGCUCCAAAAUAUCAAGUGUAGCACUUUUUCUGAAAGGAAAUUUUAUAUAGUUGGUGCUUUGAGAUGGUUGAUUUUUUGAUUUUUUUAGGGAUUUUCAUAAUAAUUUUAAAAAACCGGAAAGAAAAUUAUAGGUAAAACAGCAAAUAUUUAGGACACGCCACGGCAUUGCCAUUUUCAAUUUUUACAACUUAUGUUUUCUACCAGAAAAAUUACCAAUCGAAAAAUUAUAAGAAAUCAAUUUUGUUCCAUUUAACAAAUAGCCAAUGACAAAGAAAGUCAUUUUUUGAUAUCCACAGUAGUAUAAAACCAUAAAGAUGAAAAUAUGACUUUUUUUAAAUUAUAGCGCAACGAUUUCAUUAUUUUAAAUUUGUACAGCUUAUGUUUUCUAUAAAAAAUAUUGCUCCAAUAGAAAAACGACUCGAGACCUUUUAUGUUGCAUUUUUAAUAUAGUUGGUAACCAAGAAAGUCACUUUUUGAUUUUCUUUGUAGUUAUUUUUUAUUAAUUGAGCAAAACCGAAAAAUACGUAGAAAGAACAGAACAAUUUACGAAAAUAAUUAUUUUAAAUUUUAUUUUUUAAAUGUAAUUCAGAUUAAAAUAUUCGUGAAGAUUUGAAAUUUUAACAGAAAACUUAUACUUGAUUUUUCUAGAAGUCGUAAAACUUUUAAAAUAUUUAAGCCACUUUUGAGCUAUAAUAGACAUUUUAAUUUUGCGGAACUAAUCAAAUAUAAUUUUUAAGAACUAGGUAUUUUGAAUCCGUUUUUAUUAAUAUUUUACCAUCAAAAUGUUUAGGAAAUGUUCAUUUUAUGUAUUAUCAGAGUAAAAUAUAAAAAAAGAAAACGAAUAUUGCUGUCAUUACGUUUUGUGAAAUUCAAUCUAUAAAAAUAGUAAUAUAUCGUUACAAUAAUUAUUUCUAAUUGAAACUCGAUUAAUUCAAUCAUUUAUUUUUUUAUUCUCAUAAUAUUAAAACCGACUUAUUUUUAUUUUAAUGUAUUUGUUGGAAUAAAAUAUGAAAUUAAUUACUGAAAAAAAAAAACACACAUGAGCAGUCACUAGAGUCGAAUUUUCCUCCAGCUGACUUGUCACCGUUACAUUUCAUUUUUUUUUUUUUUAAUAAUUGAGAAUAGAGCUAUAGUUUCCAGAGUUUUGUUACGUUUUAGUCUGUAUUAGGUAUUUCUAGUUAUACUGGUACUUCCUGUGAAAACACGCUAUUUGAGCAUAAAAAUAGUUUAGGAAAGAGUUGUAAGUUUUAACACCCAGAAGGCACAUUCUUGAUAAUUUCACCAUUUGAUUUCUCUGGCUUCAUUUGGGGUUUUGUAGGGGUGUAUAAAAUUAGAUAAACAUCAUUUCUUCGCAAUAACAUAUAAUACGUCUGUUUAAAAAAUAACUCUUUAAUUUCCCAGUUUGAGCUCAAUUGGUUCAGAGGGAGCAGUUGGAAAUAUCCAAAAUACCGGAAAGAUACAAUAUAUAGUAUAUAUUUACAGAAGUUGUAUAGUGCAGAGUCUGUAUUUCCGGGGAAAAUUCGACAAAUAUAUCAUAUAAUAUCCUAUGGAAAUAUAUAUAUGUAUAUAUAUAUAUACACAAUUUUUAAGUAUGAAUUUUCAUGUAUACCGAACUGUUAAUUAUAUAUUUAAAUUAAAAUAACGUUUGUUACAUAAAAUUGUUAACACUGUUCACGCAGUUGUGUUAUCAUAGAUUCCAAGUAGACCAAGAAAGCGUCUUUUUUUUUUUUUUACAAUGGUAUAAUAUAAUAAUAGGGGUUUAUAUUAUACUUGUAUGUAUGUGAUUGUGUAAAUAUACAUUUGUGUAAGAGAAAAUGAUCGUUUCGUUUCGAAAUUGAAGUUUAUCUGCCCAUUUUCCGCGGUUGCAAAUUUAUUAGGAUGCAAAUUAUUUUUCGAUUUUCCCAUUAUUGUAUACAAAAAUUAAAAAAAAAAAAAUUAGCUUUUUAAUGGUGAAUUUUGGUUUGUUUGUUUCGAUUCUAAAAUAAUAAUAAUCUUAAAGAUCUAAGAAAAUGUUGUAUUUUCAUAAAACUAUAAGUCAUUUUAAGAUUAUGAAUACGAAAACGGUUUUAAAAUAAUAAUUUUAUAAUAUACGGUGAAUGGAGGUAUAUAGGAGUGAUGCGAGAGAGAAAUUAUUCGCAAUAUAAGUAUUUUUAUUUUUUAGUUUAAUUUUCUAUAAUAUAAUAUUUCCGACCGCAAAAGGUUAAUAGGCGAGAGGUUACAGGCCGUUUUAGUGAUGUCUCUGUGGGCAAGUAUUUUUUUUUUUGCACUCAUCACUUUGAUACAGGACUGCAGACUUAGAAAAGGUAAUGAAGUGGUUAAACGAGAGAUAAACUCUAUGUUUUAUACACAAUUGUUUUUAAAUUUAUAGUAGUAUUUUUAUUAAAAGUUUACAUUUUAAACGAUAUUUUCUACUUUAAAACUUGAUUAUUUUAUAAAUUCAUUAGGAUAAUUAGAUUUUCAAUAUAAUUUCAUAUGUAUAAAUUAAUCAAUAAUUGUUUAUUGAUCAAACGUCUUAUAACUAAAUAGUUUUAUUCCUAGGUACUUACUUCACUCAGAAUUUUUGUAAAUAUCUUUGAAAUAUGAGUAAUAAUUAAGCUAAUAUAAUAAUCAUAUAUAAUAAUAAUAUAUAAUAGGUAUAAUAAUCAUUAAGCUCUAGUUUGGAAUUUAUAUAAAUUAUGAUUUACUUAUAUUUUUAGUGUAAUUUAGCUUCAGGCCAGGGAUGUGAAAUUGGUAUAUAUUUGGAUUUUGAAAAAAUUAUACUUAAUCGUGUAGAAAUUUCGAAACGUGCGGUUUUCGCCUUACUUAAUAGGUACCUAUUAAAUUAAUGCACAUUAUUGUGGCCAUUUAUACGCGUGUAUACGAAUUCAAAGUUAUUAAAAUAUAAAGAAUGAUAUAUUUGUCGUUUAUAUAACGAUGCUUUACAAUCGUUUUACCGUUUAGUUGAAUUUUUUAUUAUAAUAUUAUUCAUGGCGAGUAAGAAAAAAUAAAACUGGUAAAAGGUAUUUUGUGUAUACAUGCGGUUCAAAUAUAACGGGGGUCAUUAUACAUGAAGGCGCGAUAUUAAAGAGGUAGUUUUUCGCAAUACCGUAACUAUAGGAAUUUUUACAUCCGGGGAUAAAAAUAAUAUACACCCUAUUAGAUGUUUCCCACACCUACUUUCUGGUCCGAAUAUUAAUAAAAUGGAAGAAUAUUUCUCUCCUAGUCAUCAAUGAUACUGGUAGAUAAAAUAUGUAUCUAAAAGUGAACAUAACAAAAAUACGCCCCUGAAAAUUUUACGCCCGUGUAUAAACCAUCUGGCUCUGAUUUUUCGAAUUUUCUAAUGUUAUAUUAUAGUUUAUAACGAUGUGAUGGUGGAAAAUACUAAUCACGCGAUGGUAAUUGUCUAAGGUAGUAUUUUAGAUUGUAGGUGAAGCGAGGUAUCUAGUGGUUUUACUAUAAUAUAUAUUUUUUUUCUGUCCGUAAACAUUUUGUCUCCAAGAAAUCUUACUCCAACUGAAACAUGACAAGUGACCUUUUUUGUUGAAUUUUGGUUCUUAUUAAUACUUUAAAAUGAUAUUUUUUGAAAUUCUCAUUCAUUCGAAAUAAUAAGGAAAAAUUGGUUGUUUAGUUUAAAUUAAAUUAAAAGAUUAAAUAUAAGGUCGUCAUUGGCAACCGUUUUUAUUUUUUGAUAUUAUUAAAUUUGUAUUAUUUUAAUCUCAUAAUCUUUUUUAAACAAUCGUUAUUGUGGUGAAAAAGCAAUAAUAUUCACAGUUUCGCUCAGAAUCGUUUUAGUUAGUAAUGAUUAAUCGUUGCGCACAGAUUUAGAUUAUCUAUAUCCUACCUUCUUAACUUUCCCCCUAUAACAGUGACCGAACCCGUUCCCAGUAGCAGCUCAUUUUUUUUGGUUUCUAGAUACCUACUAUAUUAUAUUUGUUAUCUUUGCGUAAAUAAUAUUAAAACGACGCAGUCGCAGUUUCUUUAACGAUUGUUAAUUUCGCAUUUUGUUGGAAAGUAUAACGAAAUAAUAGCUGCAAAUAUUGUGAAUAUUUGUUUUUUUUUUUUGUUUUAAACAAUUAUAUAUACUAUACGCUAAUAAUAUGAUAUGAAAUAUAUAAACGAAAUUAUAAACUGAACUAAACUGAGUAUAUUAUAUUUAAAAUUUUUAUUGUUUUUCUAUUGUUUAAAUCUGGAUCGGGAAAUGAGAAAAUAAUCAAUACCGAUUCAAAAAUCGCGUAUAGAAUAUUAUUUCCACAAUUAUUUUUUCCACACGUUCAUUAAGUACCUUGUUUUGUUGUUAUUUGUCGGAAUGGUUUUUAUAAUAUAACUGACUCAAGUAUAUUUUCAAAACGAUGUAGUUUAGGUACCUACGUAUAAUUUUUCACGGAUAAAAACUUUGCUGCAUCAUUAUUACGACGGUAAUAAUACCUAAUUAGUUUUGUAACAAUACAAAUUAUAUAUACCUAAUAAUUAAUAGGUAUAUAGCGUGAGUUUAUUUAACAAACGACCUACAUGGCUACAUCGUAAAUUAUUUAGUUAGGAGGACGUCGAACGUGCACUUGUCGUCUCUGUCUAUCGAACGGGCGAAAUAUGGCAAAACUGUGUUUUUGUACUACCAAUUGUACCUACUCAGGUCACGUUGGUUGUAUAAACUUAAUUUCGGUUCCAAAAUAAACAUUAAAAAUUGUACCGAUGCGUCUAUUGAACGGUUUUUUUUUCACACCGAUUUUUUUUGUAUUUUUACGAAUAUUUCGAAAAAAUCAUAUAAAAUUGACAAAUUAUGAUUUAAAAAAUAGACAUUCCCUAUAAAAAUGUAUAGUCGAAUUUCUCAUGUCUUUCUUGACACCGAAAUUAAGUCUAUAUACGACCAAUGAGAUCUGAGUACUAUUGGAACACAUUUUUGAUAUGUUGCUUGUUAUAGGUAAUCAGAGACUACAAAUUCACGUUCGACUUCUUCUGAUGUUGAAAGAAUUAUUAUUAUGGUUGUUAAGAAAUAAUAGUAUAUAGUAUCUCUAAUUAAUACUACUUUUACAUAAUAUUCCUAUUAUAUAGUACAAAUUAAAAAUAAUAUUUUUUAAGAAUGAAAAAUGCAUAAAACAAACCGUACGAGUAAUUUAUUUAAGUAUAUAAUUAUUAGAUACUUAUAUAAAUAAAUAAUUUACAAAAUGUAGUUAUUUAAUAAAAGUCGACGUAAUAAUAAAAUAAAUAUAGGGAGAAAUACUGCGCGUUGUUUAUUUUACUUUUGAAGUCUUUCAAGUUAGAAUAAUAAACAAACAAUAUUAUUAGUAAGAAAAAAAAAUCAACCAUCAAAAUUAUACGAUUAGACCAUUUUUCCAUAUUAAUAUACAGUAGUCAUUAAAAUUUUAUGUCCCACGUGAAAUAAAUAAUUUAAAACGAUGGGAAAACGGAAAAUCCAUUACCUUAUUACUUUAUGUACCGUGUGUAAGUAUAUUAUUCAAUUCUCGCAAUUCUUCGUUUUCCAAUAAUUAUAUGUUCGUGACGAGUUAAGGCAGUGUUUAUGAUAAUUAUUAUUAAAAGUAUUGGCACGUGAAUGUAUUAUAGAUUUAUUGAUAUUCUUCUAUAACGAAAAUUAUUAAAACAAUUACAAGUAAGUUGCGUCUAAAAAUUCAGAAUUUAACAUUAAUAACUAAUUUAAUUAUUUUCAAUGCUCAAUGUUCAUAGUAAUAUUGCAGUGUAUAACUAUGAAUAUGCAAAACUAUUUUGGUAUUCGAUAUUAUCAUUUAAGUUUUUUUUAAAUAAAUUGACAAUUUUAUAAAUAGACAAUUUAUGCUUAUACAAUAAGCAGUGUUGUGUAAAGACAAAUUAAAAACUUAUCUAUAAAUAAAAAUGUGAUAUGAUUAUUAAAACAAUUAUUAUUUAGAUCAAGAAUAAUAACAAUAAUAAUAAUAAUAAUCAAAAAUAUUUUUGGUUGAUGAAAAAAACAAAAUUGUUUCCUAUUACAGAAGUGCUUGAAGUAUAUUAGAUACGGUUCACGUUCGUAUUUCAAAAAGUUAUUGUGAUUGAUGUAACUUUAGAAUUAAUUAAUAAACCACAUCUAUGUAAUUUAAAUAUUUUCUUUUCUUUGUUGAUACAUUUUUUUCCACAAAUAUUAAUAAUGAUUUAAAAAUAUCUGUUUAGAUGAUUUAACUAUUUAUGUUAGAUAAUUUCUUUCCAAUUUAUUUGGAUAAUAAAGAAUAUCAAUAUAAAGUCAUCUGAAUAAUUUGACUAAAGAUUGACAAUUAUCAUAAUACAUAUGAUUGUAAGAUCUAAGUGAUAAUAAAUCUGUUUACACAUUGAAUAUAGAUUAGGGAAUUUUCCAGCAGUGAAAGUGUUAAAACCGCUCGGGGACAGAUAAAUACCUAUAGGUUUACUAAGGACUGGACCAGGUUGGGUUAGAUACCUAUCUAACAGUUGGUGAGUUUUUUUUUUUUUUUUUGUAAAUAUAUACAAUUAAACCGUUCUGCUGUAUUAUAUGGCCUUUUGUAUGCAUACAAUAAUUUUGCCUUAGGGUCAAUCCGAAACUCGGAGUGGUACACUAGGUAUAUAUACACUUUAAACCACUCACGAAAUUACAAAGACAUGUGUUUUGGCGCGCAGGGGUUUGUUGAUAAAACGCGAUUUUACCGUGAAGCGACGGUAAAUUAAAACGUAUUUAUUUUGGCCCGAUAUCCGACAAAUGCCGUCGGUUUGGUUGUCUUUAGGGAUUACGCCCUAUAGACGAUUUGAAUCGACAAAUUUACUACCUACUCGUUUCGGUUUGGGUUCAACCAAAAAAAAAACUUUCUGUUCGUCGAGGGUGAUCAAAUAGGAGGGCGGAUAAGGCAGUAUAAUUUACUAAUUUACAGUAGAUAUACUCCCUACUGUUCGGUGACUUUUCCCUUUAAUUAUUUAUAAUAAGUAAUGUUGUAUAUUAUAUUAACUAUAUUUAUUUAUAAAAACAAAAUAUAUUAAAUUUUAAUAAUUGUUAUAAUAUCAGUUUCAUCUCCUCCCGCACCCAUGACAAAAUCAUUUGAUCGUCACAGCUGUUCGCGUACCUAUAUAUUUAUAGCCACUUCUACGCAACAAUCGGUUUAAACAUUUACAAAUUAUUUAUGCCAAAAUAAUAUUAUUAAAAUGCACUUUAUUCAAAUAAGUUACCCAGCGUUUUUAGUAUUUCAUUUGCUUUGGAAUAUAACAAUUCGUGUUUUGUCACGAACUACUGCGAAAACACGUAGAUAUGGCUAUGACGUAACGUAAUAUUUUGUAUACAUUUUUUAAGUAUUUUUCCGGUUAAAUAUGUUAGUAAUUUGUCUAUAAUAAUACAGUAAAUUUAUGUGAAAUGUAAAUUUGUGUAGUUGGUGUUUUUAUAGCGAACACAUUGGGUUAUUAGUCCGCAGUAUUUCAUGUGUGAAUCGCAAUUAAGAACAAAGUACCUACUGUUAGAAAAAAAAUGUCAGACGGGUCAGACUUAUUUAUAGAGCGAUAAAACAUCGUAUUUUUAAAUAAGUACCACCUAUACUGUUUUCGAGUAUUUUUGUUAACUAACUUAUUAUUUUCUCUUGCCCCGCUUAUAAUUAUUUAUGUUUUAUAAUCAAAUACAUUCUACUUGGAACCAUUGUACAUUUGCAUACAUAAUAUUCAGUAUAUAUAUAUGUAUUCAAUUUGAUUACGUUUAAAAUUAAAAAAGAAAAGAGACUAAAGAGAAUACGCUAUACGAACGCGAUCACUAUUAUGGAAAUAAGAAAAAAAACAACCAAAUUUUAUUAGAAGGAGAAAUAAACAAAGCUAUCUAUUUAUUUUUAAUAUAUAGUCAGUAAUAAUUAUUUGAGUUCUAAUUUUGUUUCUGUAUAACAGAAGUAGGUACUUAAAAAUCGUAUUGCGUAGGUACUAUAUUGCUUCAGUUCAAAAACCGUUCUCAACUCGAAUACCGAAUGCGUAUUAAACGCGCCUUUCAGUAUUUUAAAAAAUAUUUGUUAUUACAUAAUUCGUUAUAUAUUAUAAGUUAUUUGUUUAUCGGAUAAAAUGCAGUAUGUGUCUAUAUAAUACUUCUUGUUAAAAUAUUAAUAUUAUAAUAUACAGUACAGGUUUCUUGGAGCAUUUUUAGUAAAUUUGAUUUCUGAUUUCAUUUUCAACCAUUAUGAAAAUAUUAGAUCUAUAUUUUUACUUAGAGUAGGGAUGGCUGUAAUCAAUUAGUCAUAUAAAAUGGAUAGCUAUGAAGUUUAUUACAAGUUCCUAAUUGUAAAUCAAAAGUAAUAUUUAUUUAACGUAGGUACAAAGAGUGGUGGUAAACAAUUUUAAACAAUGUUAAAAUAAAGAUUAAAUGUUUUCAUAUAACAAUUGAAAAAAAAAUAACAGAGAACAAAUUCACUUAAAAUCAGGUUUGGAACGAAUAAUACAGUAACAUAUAAAAUACGUAUUAAAUGUACGUAUAAAACGUAUAAUAUAAAACUACAUGGUUGUAUACGUAUUUUUUUUUUUUUUUAAAUGAUCAUCAGUUAUCGACUACAAUUUAUUUUUUCUAUUAAAUUUUAAUAAAUUUAUAAAAUUACCUUUACAUAGUUUAAUAAGUUUAUCUUUAUGAAUUAUUUACAUAGCAAUCGUUAUUGAUUAAUUAAAUUUAUCUUUAUUAUUAAUUAGGUACGUUAAUAUAUUUUUCUUCUUUUCCUUCAUCUUUAUCCAAAUUAAUUGAAAUUUGCCACUCUCGUUUACACUUAAUCCUAUGUUUCACAUACUCAUAUAAGCUAUCGUUCUUUUGUACAAAAAAACCUAGGUACUUAAAACUCUCAAAUUUGCUUAUGAUCACUUAUCGCCGUUAGCUGUCUUGUCCUGUUCCUUUAAAUUCAAAAUAUCUUUUACUUUUACUUAUCCUUAGUAUUCACUCUCUUUCAAGUGCAAUAUUCUAUUUCUCAACCCUAUUGUUAACUUAUUUCAGACUUACUCCUAUCAAAGCUAUAUCACUGUAAACAUCGUGCACCAUUGCACGUCCUCUCACCUGCUGACCUUGCGCACAUUUGAAAUGGGACAAUUCGCGGAUUGACUCAUUUACUCAUACUAUUUGAAAGAAUUUUACACUAGCUGUCGACUUGACAAAACCCCAUUUGUUGGCUUUUACGACAGAUAGAGGUACUGUUGGAGAAAUCUGAUCCCCUCUCAUAAGGAGGAUGGUAUUAUCAAUUAUAAAGUGAAUUCUUCCACCUUAUAGAAAUAAUAUCAUAUGUCUACUAAAAUCACUCACCUGGGCUUUCCACUAGGUUUUCCCAGAAUCUCGGGAGCCUGGACUAGUUAAAUCUGUAGCAUCAUAUGCUCCCUGAAGUUAAUUAAAUUAAUAUUUAAACAUUUUAAAUAAUAACAAAAAUGACACUUGUUUUAUUCGUAUAUUUAAACAUUUAAAUACAUUUACCAAAAUGGAUGUGAUUUGUUUUAAUUAAUUUAUGUUUUUGCUUUGACAUGUAGCUGAGACGAUAUUGUUUUUAAGAUGAACUAUUUAAUUUAUUUAGAUAUUCUCUAGCUGAUCUGAAAUAUAUAAAAAUAGUAAACACUUUUAUAUUAAUACAAUGUUAGGGAUAUACGACAUCAAAAAAAAAUUAUAAAUAAAGUUUCUUACAUCAAAACAUCUUAAUCUCAAAAAUAAAUUUCUUAAAUAUAAUAAUAAAAAUGGAUCAUAUUGUAUUCUUUAUUGAUAUAAAAGCGAUUGAAAAUGGUUGUUGACAAAGACCGAAAUAUCCGUGUCAAUAUAAACAUUACAGUAAGACAUGUUUUCGCUAAAUUUCCGAAAACCAUAAAUACAUAUUAUACAUUUUUAGUGAAAUAUAAUUUAAAAAUGUUUUUAACCGUUUUUAUAAUAUUUCUCGGUGCGUCUGAGUAUUUUUUUGACAGUUAAAAUUUAGGUACAUGAAACGUUGGUUGCUAUUCAAAGUGAGUUUAAUAAGGAAACAAUUACUGUUAAAAAAGUCAAAAAUUGUUCUUUUUUUUCAUGUCAGUUUAAUCCUCUUGAAAAUAAAGUGUAUAGUUUAUAAAGGGAAAUAAAUAAAACGUUUCAAAUAAAGCACUCAUUGCGUAGGUACCUACUACACUAUACCAACCUACCUCUUGAUCUUGAAUACGUGUUUUGAAAAGUUUCGAAGCAUUAUAAAUCUAUGGCUUUAAAAAAAAUUCUGUUCUUAAAGAUAAAAAAAAAGACGAGUUAUCGUUAAAAAAAAAAAAACUUUAAAUCUUCGAUAUAAAUCUAUUUAAAAACACUCGAAUAGGUAUACGAAAUUUAAAAUUGAAUGGGUAUAACGCUAGGGUGAAUAUAAGUCCUAUUUAAAACGGGUUGUCUCUUUUUAGAUCAUCAUGUUCCGUUGUGCCGACGGACUUUAAAUUGGGACGAAUUUUGUCCCAUAUUAAGAAAAUAGUCCCUUUUUAAUCUUCUUAUCUCCAUAUUAUGAUAUGUGUUUAAAUUAAAAACUGGAACAUGGAAUAUAAUAAAAAUACAAUAUGUUAUGACAUUCAAGAAAGCUUAACAUUAGUUUCGAAAAAUAAUAAAAAACAAAUCGACCGGAAGAUGAAGAUAAUUUUUUCAAUGAUAAUCAUAUAUAAUUAUAAUCAUGUAUGAUGUAGUCAAUGACAUAAUAAAUGAGAAAUUAUUGAUAAUUUAAAAGAAUGACAGAAAAAUUGUGUUCGUAUAUAUAUAUAUAAAAAAAAAAAUAUGGUGUGAUGUCUAAACAAUUUACCAAAAAAAAAAUAUAAAUAUUCUUGUAAUUAUUUUCAUGAAUUUUUUUACACAACCAAAAUAAUUAUUAAACGCAAUUAAUUCACAAAAAAAAAAAAAUAAAUUUAACACAAAAGAUUGUAUCAGAGAAAACGAUGAACAUUUGACAUCAACCCAAUAAAAAUAAGAAUAUUUUGAUAAUUUGUUUAUAUGCGCAAGAAAAUACAAAAUAGAAUACAGACAAAUGUUUUAUUAAAAUAUUAAAUUACUUAGAUGUGAUCUUAAACGUUACAGAAAUUAUAAAAAUUUUACAAAAAAAUGUGGAGGUUUUUUUUUUCAAACUAAACCUUGAAUUGUUUACUAGGCUUUUUUUUGAAAUAUGGUCAUCCUAGUUUAACCGUGAAAAUAUCGAUCUAAGUAUUUUGAAUUUGUUUUCAUUUAUUUAUUUUUCUCAAAGACUGUAAGAUGUUGAACCUGUAAUACAUACGAGCGCCUUGAUUCAUUGACUUUAGUUAAACCCAGAACCAAACUCAGAAGCACUACCUUAAAUAUCAUACGAUUAAUUUAAUCGGAAUUUAUAUUAAAAAUAAACUUAUUCGAAGUAUUUCUUCAUUAAUACUUAACUAAACUUGGUUUCUAUAUUAGUAAUGAUGCUAUUAUGCACUCAUAUAUAAUGGUUAUGAUCUGAGAAUACAAAAAUAAGACAGAAACCAUUGGAGCCCUUCACCUUGUGGCUCGAGCCUACAGCCCUACCCCCCCUUAUUCGAGCACGGAUCUAUUUCGUAUAAUUUAAUAAAAAUAUAAUACCCGAUUUAAAAACGGUUAAAAUGUUGACAAUAUAUCUGUCACCUUAAUACUUUUUAUUCGUCUUUCGGGCGCCUUUAAAUUGAAUUUAAAAUUUACGAAUAUCGAUUUAAAAUGUUUUGCAUAAUGUAAGUAACUACAUACAUCCUACUUUUAUAGAGUUAAUAAACAAUUGCAAUAUAUUAUAAUAAUAUAUUCUAACAUUGUGGGCAAGGGUGCGUGGUAAAAUAAUAUUAUGGGUGGACAAAAUUGUUGUAUAAUUACAAUCACUAUUAUUUUAACGAUAUUAAUUCGAUUAACGAUAAUCAUAAUUUAAUAUCGUCACAAAAUAAAACGGUACUUGCCUGUAUAAUUUUAGUAUAACGCACGUGAACCACGGUUUUAUACAUAGAUUAUAGAUAGGUCCGUACAGCAGAGAACCUGACUCCCGUACUACCCUUUCGAUAUCGAUUAACGUAACACAAUAACGUUUAUCGAUUCUAAACACCUAUUAGAAUAGUUAUAUUAAAUUGCAUCGCAUCAUCAAUUUAUAGGGAAACUGAGUAAAAAUACCGCCAUUAUCUAUGGAAUUAUAAUGUUUGUAUAUUGUUAAAAACCAGUUAGAACACGUUCGAUACGCUUAAUAAUAAUUCGAAAAAGUGAAAGUUAAAAUAAAAAUAAAUAUUUAAUACUUUUAAUAAUAUUAAGUUAAUUAAUUCUGUUUUAAUAAAAUAUUGACAAUUGAAUAGCACUAUAAAUGUUUUUUUUAAUUUGUUAAAGUUUUUUUUACUUAGAAAGUUGAUUAAAAAAAAAAAAAAAAAAAAAUAUUAGCAUUUAUCACAUUUUGUCAAUACAAAAUGCAGUGGUAUGAAAAUAAUAAUUGUGCCAGUUUAUUUUUCCUCGACUUAAAACUCGUUAUAACCCAAGUUAAAUUGUUUGACACUCAUACCUUCUUCAACUAUCCAAUGUUAUUUUUGAUACCACGUAAUGGUUUUUAAGAUUCUGGGCGUAGCAAGAGAUCUAUUAGUUUUACUAUUAUGUCUGUUUUAUUUUCUGCCUUUAAACAAAUUUUCUAUCAGAAAUAUUGCUUCACUAAGAAAAGAAGUGGUUUUCAUAAUAAUUGGAAAAACCAAAAAAUUAAAAUUGAUUAAUAUUUAUGGCAAAUUGACGUCCCGGUAUAAUUAUUUUUAUUUUUGAGAACGUUGUUUUUACCAGAAAUAUUAAACAAUUGAAAAAUUAAAAGUUAUUGAUUUUUAUUUUUCAUUUAAUAUUUAGUCAUAAACAGAUAAAGUUAUAUUUUGAUAUUUAAAGUAGUUUUAACAAUAAUUGGGAAAAACCAAAAACGACAUUUAUUUUAAUUAUGGCACAACUAUUUCAUUAUUUAAAAUGCUUAAUAUUACAUUUUCCUACUAGAAAUUUUAUUCAAAUUUCAAAAAUAACAUAUUUUCUGAGAGAAAAUGUUUAAAGUCAUUGUUUGAUUUUCCGUACAGUACAGUACGAAAAAAGUAUGAAAUACGGCAAAUUGUACGGCAUUUGAGUUUUUUGUUGAUAAGUUCCAGGUUAGGUUGUUAGUUUUUAUAAAAUACUUAUAUCGAUCAUUUUUAGACAUGAUAACAUUUUCAAAGUAUUUUAACUAUUUUUAGGCUAUUUAUAGGUAUUUAAUACUUUCACGUUUUUAUAGGUAUUUUUAUUUGGUAGGUAUCUGUUCUUAAAAUUAUGUAACUGAUGACUUACGAGAAAUGAUUGAAAAUAAAACACAAGGUACGUUAUAAGUUAUACUUAGUGACUCAUAAAACAAAUUUGAAUUUGACGAAUUAGUUUUUUUUUUAUAAGCGUUUAAAGAUUAAAUUUUGAUGAAAAUCUUAAAAAUUACUGCAUUCGAAAUUUGUCUUACCGAACUUCACUUCAAAUCGUUUUUCGUUAGCAAUGGUUUAUCAUUUCAAUUAACCAUAAAUUAAAUAACUUUUUUGUAUCCUAUCUUUCUAACAUCCCAUCUACAACAGUAACUGCACCACACGUCUUCAAUGUCAGCUUUUUUUUUUUCUUUUAAAUCAAGGUAAGUAUUGAGUAACCAUGGAAAUAAAAUAAAGUCAACAGGACGAUGAACGAACAUGCACAAACGAGAAUUCAAUGUACGUAUUACUCCAUUUAUGUACGAAACCUUACGAGGAGUUGCUUGAGUUGGACACAAAUUAGAAGGAAAAUGUAAAAGUGUAAAAUAAAAUAUGUGCGUACCUGCAAGUUUACCUAAAUGUCUUAUCGAUUCAUGAGUGGCUCUUCGGCUACCACAGUUCCCUGCAGUUAUUACCAUAAUAUAUUUCACAAUUAUAGGUAACAAUAAAUAAACAUUUCUUAUUUAUAUUGUAGAAGGUUUAAUUUAUUAUAAUUAAAGGUUUUCAUUAUUAUUAUGGCAAUCAGAUACAAUACUAAUACAAUCAUGUUCUUGAAUAUAUUUUUUCAAACAUUUAUCUUAGUUUUAACAACAAAAUUUAAAAUUCCUUUUUUUUGUUGGUUUAUACUUAUUGAAAUUCAAAAAUAACUUCGUAUUAAAAAUCCAUUUCCGAGUAGUACCUAUCUACUAUAUCGAAUUUGUUUAUUUAAAAAAUGUAAUGUAUAUGCUGUUUUUUUAAGAGUCAUUGCAAUAUACCUUCGGGUUGAAAUAAAAAAAAAGCGAAAAUAUUAUUAUCGUUCGUUCACUGGUUUUAUAUUAUUAUUAUUUUGAUGAAUUACUAUUAAUCGAUUUUGGUUCGAAAAAAAUUAUUUAAAAUUUGCUUUUGUAUUUAAAAUAUUUUGCUAUAUUUUUGAUAAAAAAAAAAAAAAAAAAAAAAAAAAAAAAAUACUAAAAAUAUACAUUUACGUAUUCGAACAGUAACUAUUUUGUUUGUUAAUUAUCAGAUAAAAUUUCCCCCUCCAUUAAUAGAAAAAUUUAAUUACGAAAACGAUCGGCUUAGUUGAAUCUGUUUCGAUUCUAAGCACAACAAGAAAUAUUGAUUGGCUUUAAGAUAAUGUGUUUGUUUUUUUUAUUUUCCUUUGUCUGUGAACAACUUUUGUGCCUAUCUGAAAUGAACCAACCAUCAACUAUAUAGCAUCUUCCCUAAAGGUAAAUGUUGUCUAGGUAGUUUUUUGAUUAUUUUUGAGAUUUACCUAUUAAGCCAAGAAAAAACGUCGAAAAACCAGGAAUUUUUUGCAAUUUCUAUUAGUUUGUAUUUUAUUUUUUCGUGUAGUUAAGAUAAUCGUAAAGAUCGGUUAUUUGUGUAGAAGUCUCCCAAGUCCUCCGAGAUGUAGUAUAAUUUUCAAAACAAUCUGGCGAUUUUUCAGUUAUAAAUAGACAUUUUAAACUUUCUAGUUGUUUUUAGUUUUUAUUUGGUUAAUGUGGAUAUUAUUUAUCAGCUCAGAAAAAAAUCAUUGAACAUUCAACAGGAGGUUUAUCAAACUAAUUCAAACUCUGUGGUAAAUUGAGUUCAAUGUAGUGGUUAUUUUAUGGAGGUUUUAGGUUAAAAUUUUGGUAAAAAAUAAAAAAAAUAAUGGCAUUACAAAGACGUUUAACUAAUUUUCUUUAUUUGUUUGUUAACAAUGAAUUAUGGUUGCGUAUAGAUAAGGAUUAAAUAAUUGUACAUUAAAUUCUUGAUUUUUUUAUCGUUUAAUCUUCGAAAGUUAAUAUAACUUUGAGUAGACAAAAUGAGAGAAAAUAGACUGAGAUAAGAUGGUUUGGGCAUGUUAUGGGGAUAGAAGAUUCUGAAGUAGUAAGAAUUGUAAUGAAGAUAAAUGUAGUAGCAAAGAGGUAAAGUGGAAUACUAAAAAAGGGGUGGUUGGAUGUGAUUGAGAAUUAUAUAAGGACAGCCGGUAAAUGCGAGGUGAAAGAUUCGGUCAAGUGGAAGUUUAGGACGAGGGUGGUCGACCUCUAGUAGCUGGGAUGAAGUCGCAGGAGAAGAAGAAGAAGAAGAAGAAGAAGAAGAAGAAGAAGAAAAAUAAUAUAAUUUUGAAUACCUAUGUCAAAUGCGUAUAUAUAAAUAGUAACACAAAAUAUUUGAGCCAGAAGGGCUUUGAUUGAAAUGGGUUUUUUUAAUUAGUAAAAUACUAAUUUUGAGCCCAUUUCAAAUGUUAACCCUUGCGUGCAUGUGGAAUAAAACUUUUAUUUUCUUAGACGGAAAUAUUUUUCGGAAUAGUCCUCGAUUUUUUUCAAUCACCUUUGAUUUGUAUAAUUUUAUUUUAUCUUAAAAUAUAAUUUUCUCGAAAUUUAAAACCACUGAUUUUAAAAAUGAAGAAAUUUGAUUCUUGUUUUGUGACAGUAAACAAAUCAUAAAGAUAAUAACUAAUAAAAUUAAAAUUUUUUUUUUUUAAAUCGAGAAAUCUAAUCUAUGUAUAGUAUUUUAAUAGAAAACCAAGCCACUGCAGUAUAUAAUACUGUACGUCAUUAUUUUUAGUGUACACUCGUAUUAUGUUUAUCUCUGAAUUUUUGUCUGAGAAAUCGACAUAUGCGUGUCAUAAAAACAGUGCGCCAAUAAAACGUCUACAACGUACCGCAUGGUUGGUUAAUCAUCUACACAGUUUUAAGACGUGUAUAUAUUCAGAGUAUAUAUAUAUAUAUAUACAGAGUGUUUCUAAAAUGAACGACGAAAUUAUAUUAAAUGCGUAUACAACGUAAAUGGGGUGUCCACGUGAUGAUUACUCAAAAACUUGAGUUUAAUCGAUUUAUUUUUAGCAUAACUAUUAUCUUGAAUGUAAAAAAAAAUACUUACUCGAAUGACAUUUUCGAAAAAUUCUCAUUGACAUAGUAUUAUAUUAAGUAUUUUAUACAAAAAACCAAUAGAUCCCUCGCUACGCUCUGGAGCGAAAUCGAAAAUAAAUCAAUGAAACGAAGGUUAUGGAGAAGAGAAAAAAAAAUUCCGAAAAUAGCAUCGUUAUUCCGUCGAGUAAAUGUUAUUACAGUUUACUCGUACAUUAUCUCAGAAACACUCCGUAUGAAAAUAAGACAAAUAUCGCGGCAAGCACGUGAAUCUGCCCGGGCCUCCGUUGCCGGUCAUUAAACGUGUAUAGCGUAUUGCCGCAGUCACUAUUUGCUGGAACAACAAUUUUUGCUUAGUUUAAUGUACCUAUAUCCCUCCGGCAUACCCUGCACCUAUCGCAAUAAUUCCAUAUAUACGACUUGUAAAUAAAGACAAUAACAAUAAAAAUACCGGGAAAGCAUCAUCGUCUCGAUCGCCUGGAUCAAAACCAAUUAGACAAAUCCUAUGGACCCGUGAUAUAUUUUGUAAUAAUACGCAAUAAUGUGGUUUAAUGUGGUUUAAUAUUAAUAUGGGUACCUAUACAGAAAUUCGAUACGAUUUUACAUUUUUGUUUUUAUUUGUUCGUAAUAUAACCGCGGUGAGUAUACUGUAUGCGUGUACCCAUUGUGUACCUCCAAUAGAAUAAAAGCAUUAAGGGGUCUGUAUUUUUAAUACAUACGUUGUGAAAACGUUAGAAAUUGAAAUUUCCAUAACAGAUUCCUAUAAAAUAUAGAGGGACCUAACUGUUCUUAUAUAUUUUAUGCGCCACAGAAAAUAUAAAAAUGUAUAAUGAUGGAAUUUGUUUUCGUUAAUUUGCCAAUAAAAUUUGCCACGUAUUUAAUUGUAUCGCAUCAGGUUUAUAUUUUUACCUAACCUUACUUUGAUAGCAGUUUUUUUGCCAAAAGUGGGUGUGGAGGACUCCGCAUCCCCUCAUAAUUAAUUCUGAACUAUUUUUUAACUUAACAUUCAAUGUAAACUAUAGUCUAUAAAUAAAACAUUAUCGCAAUCGUGGGUUGAAGUAUGGCUUUUGGGUCUGAGAUAAAAAUGUCAAAAUAUCGUUAAUCGUCUCAUAGAUUUAUUGUUUGUAUACCGUCUUAGAAAAACCUCCAUUGAUCAGAUUUUCGAUUUUCAUAUUUUCAACUGUGUUCAUGGACAUUGUGGAUUUUUUUUUAUAUAUUUUGUAAAAAACUUAUAAAUUUGGUGGUCUUAAAGAGGGCUCUUUUAAUAGGGUUGUUUCUGAAAAGAACAGUUUUCAAUACGACAUAUUUGUUUUAUCGGUUUGUAAUUAAUAUUAAAUUUUUAAUUAUAUGGGUACCUACACAUUUUAUAUCAUUCUCACAAUGCAAUCAUUAAAAUCGGUUUACCAAAUAACAUAACAUAUUUGGAAUUACCUACGUAGGUAAUGUUUUAUACUUAUUGUAUACUCCUCACAUUUGCACUCAUACAUAUAUACUGAUACAAGUAUAAUGUUAAACAAAUAUUAUUAAAGAAGAUAUACAAUGCGAAAUAUAUAAUUAUUUUACCAUAACAUGACAUAUAUAUUGUUGAUAAAGCAACACUAUCAACCGAACUCCACUCGGAAUUAUUUUUUCGUUAGAAAUGGUUUAUUGUUGCUUACAGAUUUUCAUCAGAUUUAUCUUCUACGUUCCCAAAUUUUCACCGACAACAGGGGCCCACCCACGUACGAAUUACGUUUGUCUUUUUUUUUAUAUUAACAUUCGAUAAACACUCGUAUUCUUUGUAAAACAAUAAAUAAGCGAAAACUAUAAUAAUAAUGCUAUACUAUAGGUAUUGUGUUAUAAUAAAUUAUACUUCUUCCAGAAAAUAAAAAUGAUAAAACUUGAUCAUAAAUAUGGUGGGAGUAGGGGUUGAAAGUUUAAAUCCCCAAAAGGCACAUUUUUGAUAUUAACAUCAUGCAUUUACACCAUUUCAUCCCCCUGGUUUCAUUUAGUUUGUCUGCAGAGGUGCUAAAAACUCAACAGAUACCCUCCUCCCACAAUAAUUUGCCUAUACAACAAAUCUAAUUACCCCUAAAAGUGUCCAAAAUUAGUUUGAAUAAGAUAUAUAGGGUUCCCUACAGUAAACUUAACUUUAAAAUAAAAAUGUAAUUUUUCUCUACAAGUGUCUUCCUCGCACAAAACCAGGUUGAAAAAAAAAUGAAUAUUGACAUAGUUAUUAUCAUUACGUUAAUACUGAGUACACCAUUUACAAAAGAUAUUAUGCAGUGUAUAGAUUUUAUUUUCAGGGACAAUAUAAUGCAAAAUUGUUGAAAACAAAUAAUUAUUACGAAUAAAUUAGAUUGUUUAUGUAAUAAUUGAAUUUUAGCCAAUACACUAACAAUAAACGAGUAUUUGUUAAUUUAUAGUCUUCUAUCCAUUUAUAGUUAUUGCGCGUGAACGACGGUUAAUGUUAUUAGUGUUUCUGAGAAUUGUCCUUAUUGCUGUUUUACGGAUUAGAAAAUACGAUUUCUUUUUAGGGCGUAAAAUUUGAUAUUAUUACUUUUACAAAAAUCGAAAUAUAGGUAACUGUUGAAUUUAAUAAAUCGAAAAAAAACGGUUUAUAGUAUAACAUUUUUUAAAACUUUAUUAUAACAUAAAUAUUUUUUUCGAAGUCGUAUCGAUCUUGACAUUUAUUAGUUUUUCACAAAUGAUUAUAAUGUAUAGGUAUUUAUUAAUUAUUAAUGUUAUUAUAGUUAUCAAACCAAAUAAUUCAUUAUGCAUGUAAAAAUGUUUUUGUGUUUCACGCGUUUUUUGUUUCGUUUAUAUUAUUCGUGGCGAACGCAUAAAAUAUAUUAUUUAUGUACAAAUGAACCCUUACCCUUUUCCUACGAGGAUUACAUAGCUUAUAACCUAUGCAUUAUGAUAAACGAGCACGUUAGAAAAACGAUUUUGAGCCAAGUCUGGUAUAUUAUUACUAUAUGAUAUAGUAGUUUAUAAGUUGUUUUUUUCAAUAUUUCAAAAUUCAUAUAUACAAAUACAUUUCGACUAUAAAAUAUAGCUGAAAAAUAAUAUUUUAUUUAGAUUCAAGUCAAACUAUCGAUCUAGUUUUAAACAAUCUAUUACCCAAAGAGUACCUAUUGUCGAAUCCAAUACUCUCAUGUAUUUCUUUUAUAUUAUCGAUAAAUUCAAUACAAUCAAUGUACUACAAUAUAGUUUUUUAGCAUAGAUAUAUUUCAAUAUAAAUACUCUAAGUCAUUUGUUUAUCUAGCCAUUGGUUGAACGUGUACUAAUGUGUACUAAAGUGUAUAUUAUAUUCCGUCUCGUUUCCAAUGUUAAUCGAAAGUAUUCAUUCGAAGACGUACAUGUUUCUAUGUAUUGUCAAAUUAAUCGAUUCCUUAAUCGAUAAUGGUUUACGGAGAACAUUUUCAGAUAAUGGUAUACGAUAUAAAAUGGCAUCAGUCAAGAACACUCGAAAAUAUAUUUUUGUUCAUAAAAAAUGGAAAAUAGUUUGAGGCGUUUCAAUUUUCAAGUGAUUUCAAAUCAGAAUUUCUUAAUUUUUUUUAAAAUAAUAUUAUGCCCCCAGCAGAUUUAAUAUAACGGCUGCAACGAUUUAAAUUGUUGUAAUUUUUUAUUUAUAAUAUAUAAUAUAUAAAUACGAAUAUAUUAUGCGGCUUAGCUUUUAUAAUACUAAAGUUUGAAGUAUAAAAACGUAUAAUAAUAUAAUAUAAAAAUGGGAUUAAAAAUGCAUUAAAACUCGGAUAUUUAGAUGUUUUACAUAAUAUUCCCAUUCAUAUACGCCUUUUGUAUAUGAUUAAUACGUGGGGACGGUUGCUAUAAAUGACAGUCUUUGACACGGUUAAACGCACUCUUUUCCUAACCUAAAUUGCAAAAUCGUUCUUAUUAUUGUGUUUUAUGGUCCAAAGUAACUUUUGACGCAUAGUCAUGUAGUUUUCUAUGAUUAUCUUUCUAAUAAUACUUGUGACUUUUGUGUUAUCGCAUUAAACUAGUGGUUCCAUAAUAAUUUACUUAAGAUAGUCUAGGCGCUCAUAAAUUGUACGUAACAUAGUGUUAUACAUAUAUAUACAUAUAGUUAUUUUUUUUAAUUUGUAUUAAUUUAACAAAAUUUACCUACCUAGUACUGUAAUUAUUAAAAUAUAUAAGUGUCUAUGAUAAGAACUAUCGGAAUAUCUCUCUAUGUUAUGGAAAAAUAUCAAUAAAAGCGAAGAAAUUAUAAUAAUAAUAGUAGAUUGAUUACGAGACUUCAUGAUAGAAUGCUUGGAUUAGUUAUGCAAGAAGGGCGUCUAAAUGUAUGCGUAUGGUAGGCAAAAAUUACAUAGUGAAAGAUUGCUACCGGAAAACAUACUUCAAAUAGCUAAAAGCCUAAAUGUAAUUGCAAUGCAAAAAUAUAAAAGGAUCAUAUUAUCUGAGAAGAGUGAAAAAUGUUGCGAUCCAAUUUGCAGGGAAGGAUAGGUGUAAUAACACAAAAUAGUUAAACAAUCAAAUAAACAGAUUCAUUUAAAAGAAUUAUUAUCCUAUACUCGUAUUUUCGGAGUAGUUAUAGCAAAAGAUUAAUAAUUAUUAUAAACUUUGAGUAGAUUACAAUCUCAUUAGCACUGUACGAUUACGGGGCCUAAUGGCUUAUAUUCUUAUCUUUAAGCUUCCCAAAAGUAUUGGUUGGAAAUUAGCAUUGUAAUUUAAAUUCGAAAAAACGAUUUGUUAAGUAAGUACCAUUGGAUUGAUGUAAAAGCUAAGCUAUAUAGUUGUAUGGAUUUCAUUAAAUUACUAUCUUAAAAUUAAAAAAUGGAAAUCUCCAGUUUUGUUCAAUGUUAAUUAUUUGCAGGUUACAUCAAAUUUUAACUUCAACGAAGUAACGGGUAUUAAAAGAUUUAACCAGAACAUUUUUAAAUAAAAAUCAGUGAAAUAAAAAUAAAGAUUUCUUGUUAUACCAAUAUAUAUGUGGUGUUCUAUAAAACGAGUAUUACAGGUAUUGAAGUAUACGAAAUUGAAAACUUUUUGACCCGAAAAUCAAAUACGUUUUGGUGGGCGAAAAAUUGGAUUUUUUUCUACCGUCAACUAUGUGUAUAAACCGAUGUCUCCAAAAUUUUCAAAAGUAUAGGUACCUACGUACUUGUCAUAUUAUAUUAUUCAACUUGUCCACAUAUAUUUUAUCGUCGGAAAUAUUUUUAUUGUUAAAAAAGAUACAGACAUAUGAAUUUACAUGAUGUGUGGGCCACUGUUAUAUAUGAAAAGUUGGGAAAGUAGAGAGGAAAUUUAAUUUAUAUCUGUAUUCAAUGAUUGCGUAAUGAAGAACGAUUCUGAGCGGAGUUUGGUUAUACACGUGUUCAACAAUAUAUAUGUCCUAUUACCAUAUAACUAUACACCACUAAAUUGUAUUUUAGAAAUACUUAUGCAUAUUUUUUUUUCUCUUAAAAUUAUAUGUUUAUUAAUAAUUCGAAUUGCAGUAUGAGAUUAAAACGCCAUAUUUUCGUACAGCCGUUAACGAACACACUCUAUGUAAAAUACGAGUAUAUUCCAUGUAUGCAUCUUGGAUACUGGAUUUUAUUAUUCCUAUAAAGCAGGAAAUCUUACUGGAAAUAAUGGUAAUCAUCGGGAAAGUCAUAGUAUUGAAGAAUCUGGUAUACAUAAUAUUAAUCAGUGAUUUACCCUCUGAAAUAAAGCACGGAUACCGGAUAUACCGUUUGCGAGUAAAAACAGUUUGGAAUUUGACCAGCAGAAUAGAGAAGGGUUAUAAUAAUCUUUAGAUGAUGACUCUCAUUGUCUACUUUUCCGGUUUAAAUUUUAAACCAUUAUUAUUCAUAUACGUCAAAUCCAAUAUUAUAGUAUUGUUAUGCAUAUUGCAAUGUUUAUAAAAAUAGUUAUUUUUUUCCCAAUGUCUUGUUUGAAAAGUGCGGGAUGUUCUUUAUAAGUCAAAAAUCAAUAUAUGUUUAUGGUGUGUAGAAUAAAAAUUUUACAAUUUUGAAAGUAUUGUUAAUUAUAUGAUAAACCAUCUUUAAAAUGACUGAUAAAAAACCAAAAUCAAUUUUACUCAAUAUAUGUACAGAUAAUCCUUGGAUUAUGACAAAAAAAAAGAAACAAAUUAAAUUAAUCUGUAUAUAAUUCGCUAUAAUAUAGAUUAGCGUUAAUAGCAAUAAAUUGUAAAUAUUCUGACAAAUGUUUGACAACUUGUAUUAUUUAUUAAAUUUCAUAAAGUAUAUAAGCAAUAAAGUAUAUAGAAUAUAGAUUGGUUAGUUUAAAAAACUUGAAUUUUGUUCGUUAAAAUGUAAUUGGAAGAUUAUUAAUAAAAAAAAAUACAUGAAAAUAAUUUUUGUAUUUAAGGAAAAUACGUAAAAUAAUUUUAAAUUGAAUAAUACAUUUUUUAGUAAUAUUAAUAAUAAUAAUAAUUAGUUAUUUAUUUGUAUGUACCGCAAAAUAUUAUAUAACUUUUAAUACAUUAGUAUACAUACAUACUAUGUUAAACUUAUUGAGGUUUUGAAAUGGAAAAAAAAAAAAGUAAAAUAUUGUAUUGUACUGUUUUUCUUUUUUUGAUAAAAUUCAAAACAGCCUUUUUGUAAAAUUAAUUUUCGGCAAAGAAUUCGAAAAUAAAACUUUACUUUUUUAUAUAUUUAUAUAUACAGGUAUAUUAUUGUUUGAAGUUUGAGAAAAUAUUACAUUUUUCUUGAUCACCUACCAUAAUAUUAUUGUUGGAUAAAAACCAAUCUUAUAUAUACCAAAGCUAUUUUAUAUGAACGUGAGAGAAAACCCCGCAUGUUCAAAAACCCUGUAAAACAACUUGUAUAAGGAAAAUAACUAGAUGCCAAAAAAAACUUUUUUCGCUAUAUUUUUAAAAAUCAAUUUUACUAAUUGGCUCUCCAAAUUUUGCAAAAAAAAAAAAACCUCGAAGAGUUAAAUUAAAUUUAAAAUUUGUUCAUUUUAGACCGUAAAAAUAAAAGUUUUUAAAAUAUUACAAUUCAAUAUUCUACCACGGAGGUAAAUCAGUUAUUUGAAUACAAAACUAAAAAAAUAAUAAUAAUUAAUUAUAAAAUAUCACCAAAACAAAGUUGUUCGAUUUGUUUACACUGCCGUUACAAAAUUUAAACAUGGUUUUAGAUACUCUUCAAAUUAUUGAUAUUAAAUAAUAUUCAAUUCAAAGCGGAUCACAAUAAAUUCGUAUUUAUUAGGCAAUUAUGAAUCAAUUUAUUUAGCUAUUAUAAAUUGUAAAAAAAAAAAAACGUUUAGGAAGUUAGGUUUUUAUGCAAACGUGAAAAUAGGUAAAAAUAAAAUGUAUACAUUCGAAGAAAUAUUUUUGUGGAGUGUAACUACUGUUGAACGCCUUUAAAUUACUGAAUUUGUAUAGAGCUAUAUUUCCAUUCUGGUAAAAGAAAUUAAAUACGGGGCGCCUUACAAGAUUUUAAAUAAGUGUAAAAUUAUUUAGGACAGAUCAGUUAAUUUUUUCACCGUACUGCUUAAACUGCAAGGAUGUAUUAGUAUAUUAAAUUUUAGGUAGACGUUAUACUAACAAAUAGUAUAUCACAAAAAAGAAAGCUAAGUUAAUGAGAACGAGUGCAACCACUGGUGUAGAUGGGAAGUUGAGAAGGUAGGAUAUAGAAGGGAAUUCUGAGCGAAGUUCAGUUAAUAGUAAUGCUUUGUCGACAAUGUAUAUGUUAUAUUAAAGUAAAAUAAUUAAACAGGCUCAAUAUAUUUUUUUUAAUAAUAUUUGUUUAAUGUUGUAUCGAUUUUCUCAGUUUUUCUACGUUUUCUCCGGUUUUCCCAUGUUUUAUCCUGGUUUCUCACGUUAGCUGGGAAAACUCCUGAGAAAACCAAAAAAUGACCUCUUUAAACUACCUCACUAAUGGUACUUCCUUUAAGAAACAUUGAUAUUAUUAAAAGUUGGAGUGAAAUUGUUGGUAGAAAAGUUGUUUACCGAAAAAAAGAAGGCUGUAAUAUAUUUUUACUAAUACCUACAUUUCUUAUAUUUUCCCGUUUUUUUUUCGGUUUUUCACAUUUGAUGAAAAAAUUUUUGAGAAAAUCGUAAAAUGACGUCUUUAAAGUACCUUCCUACGCCAAUUUUCUAUUCAGAAAACGUGCUACACUUAGAAAUCCGAGUAAUUUUUCUGGUAGAAAAAGUGUUUACAGAUAAAAAUAAAAAAUAAAAAAAUAAACAUCAUUGUAAAACCAUAAGCUUCUUCGCUCCACUCAGAAUCUAAAAAUCUCAUUAUCUUAUUUUUAUCAAUCUUAUUUCUGAUUGUAAGAUUAGUAAUCUAAUCACUACUUAUGUCACCGUUUCCCAACCAUACUAUCUACAGCCGCGGUUAAUACCGUUAAUAGGUAAUCAUUAAUUAUCAUUGAUUAAACGAUGAACAGGUACGCAUUCGAAUUACUAAUAAUACGCUACCUAUUUUAUUUAUUUACCUAAGAAAUUUACAAUGAUUUUAUUUCGAGCCAUUCAUUAACUUAGCAUCUGAGCUAGUUUUAUGAUACAGGAAAAAUAGAGUCCCCAAAAGACACCUCGCACUACUCCCUUUCAUCAAAUUUUAACUCUGAAUUUAAUUAUAUAUUUCAAUUAGGAUUUAACCUUUAUCCUUUACGGUUUUAUGGCCAUUUUACUUUCGUAUAACUGUAUAAGAAACCAUUUUCUACAACAACGUUUUAUGCGUUGACAUAUGUGGAUAUAAUAGAUAGACGAUAUGAGUGUUUAUAUAACGUUUAAAUCACGGACGGCUUUUAUAAAGCUGGAAUAUUGUAUAAUAUAAUAACCGAAUACCUACCUUCUCGUGAAAAAUUCCUUUAGAAAAUUCAACAUAAUUUUUACUAUAAAACCGUUUCUCCCUCUCUCUCUAUAUAUAUAUAUAGGGUAUAAUAUUGUGUAUGUCCUUUAUUUACGGCUUGCGAUGUCAAUAUUUUAUUAUAUAUUAUGAUGUAUAGGAUAGAUACCAUAUAGGUAAUAAUAAUAACAUGAUACACACCGUUUUACAUUACAUAGAAUUCGAUCAAGGCCACUGCGGUGUUAAAGAGAGCUCUCAAAAAAAUCAUAUCUACAUAAGCAUUUGGUGUAGGUGGUAGAAAUAUUAAGAUCAAAAAUGCAGUGUAAACCGUCGCGUGAAAAAUAUUUUUCAAAAAUACCUAUUUAAAAUACCUAUAAUAAUUCAACUCGAGUUUCGAAUCGUUUUUUAAAAAUACUGUUAAACGACAAUACAAACCUAUUACCCUUAUAACAUAUAAAUAUAUAACCUUUAACAUAAAUAUCAAAACAGUAUAUAUAUAUAUAUAUAUUAUACAUAUAACAUAUAUAUAAUAUAGAUACAUUUAUAUAGGAUUCGUCAUACUACAAUAUUAAUAUUUGAUUUCGGACAGAAUUGAAUGAGAUAUUUUCCUUCCGCAAAUAUUGUGAGUCGUAGUCCUGAUCGGACGUAACAGUGAUUCUUGUACUUGAAAAUAAUAAAAACCUUUAUCUAUAAAUAACAAAUACAGACUUCGGUUUUUAUUUUUAUUUUUAAAAAAUGUAUAAACAUUUCGGUCAGGUAUGUUAAUAUAAUAUUGCGGCAAUGUCGUAUGGAUAAUUCUUGACUUUUGGUACCCACCUAUAAUAAGGCUAUAACGAAAUACUAUAUAAAAUAUGAAAUGACAGUAUAUUUGUCCAUUUACAUAAGUUAUACACCUAACAGUUCGUGUCUGUUUAAUAAACCCAAGUUUACAAUCCUUACAUAUCUAUAAAUAUAUGGUAAACGAAUCGUUUAGGUAGGUACCUGUCUUGCUGUAUAGUAGUUUUAUCUUUUCAAAAGUUGCUGCGUCCGUCGGGACGCAGUGUAAGAAAAACGAAACGUCAAAAAUCCGAUAUAAAAUAUGUAAAUAAAGAGGAAUAAUUUAAUAUAGAAACACGUCGUCGUCCGCACGCGAAAAAACAAUAUCACGAAAGUUUGAUCGUUAAAUGUGUGUCAUAAACGCAAGCGUCAACACUGGAGGAUUUAAUAUUUGAACGCGACCGUGAUUAGAUAUAUCUACAACUAUAAGAUACAGUAUAAAAUUACAAAUUAUGUGGUCUAUAUAGGGACUCGGUAUAUACAAUUCCGUCAAUAGUAUAAUCGAUUUCUAAACACAGUUACAAAUCUUUAAUUCCAGGAAAGAACUAGAACUUAUAAUAAAUUGUUGAGGUUUUUUUUUUUAAAUUUUGCCCAACAUAAUUUUUUCCUUUAUUUGUUGGUCUAAAAUCUAAACGGUUUAAAGUGUAUAUUCUCAUAUUCUAAUAUACGUUAUAACUAUUAAAAAUACAAAUAUGUUAAGUCACUAUGAUGUACUUUUCGUUGGCAAAAAAGGCAUGAUAUAUAUAUUAUUUUACAAUAAUUAGCCAUUUAGCAAUUCUAAACGUUUAAUUCACUUGUAUUGAAAACUAUAAAAAUAUCAACUUGUUUUUUUUUUCUUGGGACCAAAAAUAAAACAUUAGCAAGCUAGCCAAUUGUGUUUUUUUUUAAAUAAUGCAAUGCCGGUAGCUAUACACAAUUUGAGCAAUGAACAUUGCUAAUUAUUCACUAAUCUUUUGAAUGCUAAGAAAUGGCACAAUUUUUGUCAGUUGUGAUUUUCUUAUAAUACUUAAUUUGUGAUGCGCAUGUAUUAACUCAUAAGUCCAAAUACUCGAUUGUAAUAAAAUAUAGUGUGUUCAAUGUGUUCAUGGUGUGCACAUUUAUGCACGCACUGAAACAAAAAAUGGUGGAAAAAGAUAAUUACAUUUUGUCUAAUAAUUAUUAUUAAUUAUUUAUAAUUUAUUUGCAUCUCUGAACUCGUAUAUAAUAUGAGUAUGAACUGCGGCAACAAUUGAUAAUCAAUAUGAAAUGUUUAUAAUUAUUUGUAACUAGGACAGUAUAUAAAUGAUAAGAAUUUGUAAACGUUUCCCAAGUGACAAAUGACGGUGGGCAUCAUAAUAGUAUACACGGAGUCGGGUAUCUAGUUAUUAUACAUAAUAUCUGUGCUUCUAAUAUUAUUAACUUUAUUUUAAAGAUAAAACGCUAAUAAUACCUUUUUUAAUAGGUACCUAGGUGGAAGUAGUGUAUAUUAGUGGAAAUAAUAAUGGAAAACACUGAUAAGACGCGUCAUAACGACAAUUUCGACAUGAUUUUAAUCACCGCGCAGUAACGAGUUUUUUUAAUCUGUACAGUGUACAUAUAUUAAAAUAUUAAUUUUUAUAGCUUUGUGCGAUUUAAUUGCACACAUUUUUAUUGUUUUAUUUAAACCACAUAACCAGCAGUAUUAAUACGUUAUAUUAUAAUAUACUGUGGUAACGAGAUCACUAUGAUACAAAAUUAAUUAUUAUAUCUUUUUCAGUGAAAAAAAAUCGACUCUUAGGGUCAAAAAAUAAAACUCAGAAUUUUAAAAUAUACUUGAAUAUUUGAUGCGUCGAUCCGCCAUGUUUCGGGUCGGAAAAUACGUAUCCGUAAAAACGUAAAUUGUAGACGAUGUACCAUGACCAUAUUAUAUUAGAUAGUCUCUUAGGUAUUUUAUACGAGUUAUAUCCUUAAUGUACAUAAUAAAUAAUAUAAUAAGACACCAAUAUGACUUAAUUUAUGUGUGCAAGUCUGCAGCUUGCUAACCGAGAAAAUAUUGAUUUGAUGCCAUCAAUACGUAUUCUGAUAACCCGAGUUAUGCAUUAUUAUACAUAUAGAAUAAUAUUUAUAGACCAAGUGUGUGAUUUAAACAAGAAAAACAAAAACAUCAUAAAAUCAUUAAUUUUGACCUCAUAUGCUCAUCAUAACACCGUAUUUGUGUUCUUGUUUUUCAUAUUUAAAAAUAAUACAAUGUUGAAAGUUGGAUAGUAUUAUAUAAUUUACCGAAUCAAAAAUAGUAAAUAGAAAUAAAAAUAGUUUUCGACAAAAUAUUGAUUAUUUAUAGCUUCAUUGGUAUAAAAUGACGAAUCGACGAAUAACGUGAUUUACGUCACCAAAAUUGUACUGUAAUAUUGUUCAAAAAUCAUUAAGCUAUCCGUGUAAAAGAAAAAAGGUCACAGAAAACAAGUGUGUAUCUGAAUUGCCUAUUUAAUGCGCCUUCUUAAAAGAGAAAUUCAUUUGUAAUGCAUUUUUACUUAAUAUUAUUUCGAGAGUAUGUGUUAUCAUGAUAUAUUUUCAGUUUAUUUUGUCUGGAAUCAUUUUUAUUGAGUCUAUUGAUUUUUAUUUUCAGAUUUGAAGUACAAAGUAAAGUAGCGGUAGAUUAGUUGUACAGCGAUAUAUUAUCAUAUUUUUUUCUCUCUUAAAUCAUAUUUCAUGGAAAUAAAUACGAUAAUGAUUCUCUGGUUGAAUUUAGAGUAUACUGAUUUUAUAAAGAAGCGUAGAUUUACUUUUUUUAAAAGAUUUUCAUUUUUUUACGUGUUUUAAUUUUCUCUUAAUUCCAACUAUUAAUAACUUAUUAAAAAAAAAAUUUUUAAAAAAAAUCUUUCGUAGGAUCCAUAGUAUAUAUUUUAAUUUAUAAAAUUUAUUAUGAAUCCUUUCACUCUAAAUUCAACUAGAGAGUCGUUAUCGUGAAAACGCGAAAUGUCUUUUUUACUAUACCUUAAAAAUAUAAACUUUAGUAAUGAGACCACAUAAAAAUUUUCAAAAGGUAAAAAGUGACGAUAAAAGCAACACUAUUACAGAAAAAAAAAAUUUUAAUUGGGCCCAACUGAUUAUAUUAUUCUAUCGAAUUUUGAAUCAAACUGAAAAUAAUUUCCUUUUUUUAUAUAUAAAGGGUGAUUUUUUUUUUUAUCAUGAAUCAGCAAUUUUCUCGGAGGAUUUUAAAUGAGUUUGAGUUCUGUUUUUAUUUAAUCACUACGGAAUCGAUAAAGCUUUAUUUUGAAACCAUUUUAAAUGUUUAUCCUUACACCAUGUAGCUGAAAUAAGUAUAUACUUUUGUUUUUCAGAUAUUUAGAUAUGUUAUGUUAUUGUGAGUUGCACAUUGAUUUUUAAAUGAUAAAUUGAUAACUUCUCUAUUCCUCUGGUUUAAACUUUGACGAUUUUAAGUCAUAAACAAUAAAUGUGAUAUUAGUGUUAUGCAUAUAAAAAUGUCUAGAAAAAUAUUUUCUAUUCGAAUCUGUGUUAAAAAAGGGGGUUCCUAUAUGAAAAACAAAAGUAUAUACUUAUUUAAGGUAUAAAGUAAAGGAGACAAAAUUUAAAAUAGUUUCAAAAUAAAGCUUAACUGAUUCCAUAAUGGUUAAAUAAAAAAAAUAAUUAAAUCCAAUUAAAAUCCUUCGAGUUGAUGAUUAAUGAUAAAAAAAAUCACAUUGUACAGGGUGAUUCAUAAAGCAUACUGGCCCCAUUUUUAUGAGUAAAUUAUGCAUAUAUGUUUAGUAUAUUUUAAGACGAUAUUUUCGUAUACUUCGAUUUUUCAUAAUAUUUAAGAAGUAUCCUUUUCGCGAUACAAACUUUUUUUACUCCAUACUCCAUUUAUUUAUGACAUUUUUUAUAUAGGUUAUUAUUUAAAUACCCGAAUUUGGUACCAUUCCAUGACGUUCCUUAAAUAUUGUGAAAAAUCUAAUUAUACGAAAAUGUCUUCUUUAUAACUUCACUUAUAAAUACCAAAGUCAGAAUUUGAACAUAUGCAUAAAUUACUCUUAAAACCAGAGUGAUCAUUUUGAUGAAUCACAUUGUGUACGAAAAUCAUUCCUACGAAUCUGUACUAAUUAGACAAAGUUAAUGAGCUUGUCUUAUGUUGUUGACGUUAUCGACUUUAAUGAACCUAAUUAGUUCGUUGAUAUAUUAGACUAAAGAUUUUUAAUAAUAUUAAUUGAAAAAUACAUAUGUAUGCGAACGCAUAAAUAUACUUGUGCGUUUUAGAUUAUUUAUAAACAGUAUAAAUUAUAGUUAAUGUAUGAAUUUCAACGAGCAAGUCUAUUACAUAAAAUGUGUUGUUUAAAAUUCGAUAUACGAUUUUAAAUAUAUUUUAAUUUACUAUAGAUAUCUGUUUUAUAAUAUUAUCAAUUAUUUUGUAUUGUUGUUAUUUCUACGAUACGUUAUAACAAUAUUCCGAUAUGAUUGUGAUAUUAAAUAAAAGCGGAGCGUUUUUUUUUUUUUUCAAAUUUAAAAAAGCGGAGACGAGUUUCGUAACUACUUUUUGUAUAUUCUGCGUCCGAACAAAAUGGACAAUAAAAAAAAAAAAAAAAAACACCCGAGAAAAAAUCCAUUCGCGACAAAUAAUAGUCACGCGACAAACCCUUGUAAGAAUCGCAGGAUUUAUGGUAUUGCAAUUUUCGACGGAUAGAAACUAUACAAUGUUCUUUAAAAUCCACCCUUAAAAAUAAAAAAAAGACAUAUAAAUUUCAACAGCUCCCCCGCACGACGAUAAAAAUCUUCAUGCGUAUCAUAUUUUUGUAACUAUAUAUAUACCAGAUACCUAUAAAGAUAUUUUUGGUUUUUGUAUUUUUUUUUUUUUUUCAUUUCCGUGUGUAUAUUAUAUAUCUUAUACAUGUAAGGAUUGAUUGUUUGAAAUAUAUUUUUGUACUGCAGUCACAAAAAACAUAUAAAAUUAUAAUUCUUAUGUUAUUCAUAUGGAAAGAAAACUGUUUGUGAAAUUUCGAGUAAUGCGGUUCGGAAAUGUGUAUCAAUGCGUCUAAAUAUUAUAGGGUUCAUAACAUUUUCAGCUCAAUUGCGCCUAUUUGAUAAGACGAAGCUAAAAGUUUUAUGAAAAUACAUAUACAAAUAUGUGCAAUCGUUGAAAUUAAAAAUACGUAUUAGAGAAAAUUCUUUAGAACAACAAAUAUAUAUAAGUACUUUUAAUUUAAAUUUUUAAAACAUCGCCAUGAAAUUUACUUAUUAUAAUUAUUACUUAACAGACACUGAUUGAAUUAGUAUUUGAAUGACAGUACUUAAAACGCCAACUACCAGCAGUCCAAUUAUUGUAUACUGAGUUCAGUACCUACCUAGAUAGGUAGAUAAUAUCCGAAGAUACACGCAAAACACUAAAUUAUAUAUUAUGUCUUUGACAUUCCAUAUGAUUACGUGACAUUGACUCACCAAUAAAUUAUUAUUAUUUUAACCAACCGUUAGUACUUAGUAUAGUGAUAUUCCCCGAGCGCUGCAGUCGUAAACAUAACUUUGAAUUUGCGUAAAAUAAAAUGUCGCAUAAACACGACGAAAAAACCGGUGUUAAAUAUUUACAAGACAGAAGACUAUCGUCAUCCGAAAUUCAAGAUGCAUCCGUAUAAACCAGUGGUUUCCAACCUUUUUGACACUACGGACUACUUUCGAUAGGACUGCAUUACGUCUAUUGUGUAUAAUGUAUAUAUCUUUCUCCCGCUAAUUCCGGACACUUUUAGCGGCUCUCUCUGUGCCAAAUGAGAUCAGACUCGAAAAUUAUACAAUUUUUUUCAUUGAUGAAUUGAUGUGAUCAAACGUUGGUUGAAUUUCAAUAAGAAUUUUACUAUUAUAUUGAGAGAGGAGUUGUUUACACUCGUAUUGAUCCCCAAAUAAAGUCGUGGAAAUAAUGUAUAUGCUUGGCGUCAUUUUCAAGGUUUCUAAAUUUUUGAGAUUUUCAAAUUUAAACCCCAUCUCUACCUUAAAUUUCUCGAAUUUUUUAAAAAUAGUAAAAUUAUAAUUUAUAUACAGUAUUGUAUUAUACCAUACGGUUAUUUGUUGUUUUGAAAAUAAAAUAAAAAAUAUGAAAGGGAAAUUCUACUCUAGUUACAGAACUCUGCUGCUUAUGGAUGUUUUUUAUCAAUGAUUUAUAACAUAACAUUAUUUCAACGCUAUUAUGAAAACUUCUUCUGAAAAAUUUGAAAAUUAGUUCCUAUUUACCACAAAAAGCGAUUGCACAAAAAAAAAAAAAAAAAAACACGACGGAAAUCAUAUACAACUGAAAAUGUUUGGUGGAAAUUUGAACGCUUGCGGACAAGAUUUUUUGACGUAUGAAAUAGGUUUUAGAGUACCUAACUUUAUUAAGGAGAUUCCGUAUCCAAAAAUUAAUGUACGGUUUUAUUACUACUGUGAGCAUCUUCCCUCCCCUCUUCCCGUGUAAAAAAAUCAUAACCACGCCACUGAUAUGUAAUACAAAUUGUACGGAUAUAAUAAUAUUAUUUAUGUAACGUUGUUAUACGUAAUUUAUUUGUAUACCGAUGUCCCUACAGAAAAAAAAAAAUAGAAAUAUGACGCGACUUAUGAGUUGUGUACUAUAAGAACUACAGAGCAACGGAUAUCCCGUCGGAGUUAUACGCGAUGAAUAUUAUAGUAUCCAAAAUGCGGAUAAUUUAUACGCGUUCAGUUCGAAACGAAUUGUACAUACACGUGCGCCACUACACUUUUUCCGAAAGAGGUUGUCAGAAAUUUUAUUUUCUAAAAAAAAAAAAAAGGCAAAAAGUGAGAAUACCGGGUUUUAACUUUGGUACUACGUCGACGUAAUUAUUGCUGAGAGAGCCGCGAUGUUCACUUAACGAGUUACGGGAACUUUAUUGAGCUAAAUAAUAGGUAUCUACCUAUUAUUUAUGUUAUUACAAUAAUAAAACGGCGGUAAAACGAAUAAAUGCAAUUAUUAAUUGUUGUUUCUCUUGGCCCGCCGCAGUCUAAUGGACUAGUGUAUAUAUGGAAAAUGACGGUUUUUAUCGGAUGUUGACGGCGUACAUCCGCAAUAAUUUAUGUAGAGAAAAAAGUGAAAAAAAAAACCUACUCCGAUUGUUCGAUAUAAUACAAAUAUCGACGAGAAAUUUAAUAAUUCAAACUACAAUUACGAUUGUUCUCCGUACGAAGUACAAUAAUAUCAUUAGUACAUAUUAUUAUAUUUUAAUGGAAAGUACUUAUUGGACAAUCGGACAAUUUUCGAAUAAAAAUAUUUACUGAUAAUCAUUACAAUGCCUCUGGAGUAUUAAAAAAAGCGUAAAGCGAAAAUAUCAGAUUUUCAACCGACGUGUCGGUUAAUAUUUCAAUACCAACUCGUGAUUUUCGAUUUUAAAUGUCGGUUCGCGGUUAUCGAUUUCGUAUCGGAAUGACGGGAAAAAAAGUCAUAUUGUCCUGUCACCACGGUAAUUAUUAUUAAUUCUCGAAGUUAACGUCCGUAAUCGCUCCAGAUGCAAUUCAUGUUAGACACAAAUUAUUAACGCGUGCAUGGCAGCUAUUCAUAGUGCUAUAGUAAAUAUUGCUCGAUUAUUAUUAUUAUUAUUUGCAUUUGCAUUUCUUGGCUUUACUCUUUUGUGUAUAGGUAGUUAGAUGUAUCCAAUAUAUUGAAUGCUUGUGGCGAUAUGGUUGGAUACAACAUCAAAGUGAACGCGACGUAUAGUGUGACCUUAUAUCGAACGGAAGUUAUAAUGGAAGUAUAUAAGACGACAGUGGCUUUUCGCGUAAGUUCUGUUUUAACCCUAAAGAUCAAUUUGAUACUUUUCUUGUCUGUAUAUAACGAUAUACUACUUACACAAAGGAGACAUACUAUUAUGCAUUAGUGAACGGUACCGUCUAUAAUAAGUACUGAAAUAUCGUACCUAACUGAUGUUUACGUUAUAAACGAAUUUUCUAUAUAAUAUUUGUAUUGUGUUAUACAUACAUACCAGUGGCGUGCUCAGCUUUUUCCUAUUGGGGGGGGGGAUGAACUGUAUUUUGUUUUAUUGAUAGUCAGGUACAGACAUUUACAAAAUGUACUUCUUAGUAGAUACAUUAAUAUUGUAGGAAUAGGUAGUUAGGUAAAAAUUACAAUGAUUUUAUAAAUAUAUAUAUUAUAAAUGUGCCUAUUUUUAGAUUGUGAGUGGAGUGAGGAAUGUAUUGAUUUUACAAUGAUGUUAAUUUUUUUUAUGUGAAAAUUUUUUUUACCAGUAAGCAUACUGUGAUUAUCAAUUAUAGCAAAUUUUCGUUCGAGUAAAAACUUAUGUGCAAAAAAUCUAAUUUAUCAAUUUUUUUUUUUUUUUUUAAAUAUAUGUAUAUUGCCGAUUUAAAAACGAUGGAAAGGUCAGAAUUAAGCGGACUGACUAAGUUUCGAAAUUAUAGCUUUUUGAAAUUCUGAUAUUAUGCGGAUACCUAGAGACCCAAAUUCAGACUAAUUUAAUCGCAAAAUACCCUUGAUUAGUUGUAAAAACUUUUCUACUGGCAAUUUUUUUCCGAAUUAAAAUGAUAGCACUUUUUCUGAAAGGAAAUCUGACUAAGAAGGUACGUUAAGGAAAUAAUUUUUCGAUUUUUUCAAUAGUUUUCCCAGCAAAUGUGAAUAACCGGGAAAAACAGUGAAAUUGGUAAAAUAUUAAACAAAUAUUAUUAAAGAAAAUAUAUAAUACCCAUUUUAUUAUUUUACUAUAAUAUAAUAUAUAUAUUAUUAAUAAAGCAUCACUAUCAACUGAACUGCGUUCCGAAUCGUUUUUUCGUCAGCAAUAGUUUAUCGUUGCUUACUGAUAUACAUUAAAUUACCUACAACAAUAGCUGCACCCGUCUCCAUUAUCCUAGGACGUCUUUUUUAUUACCGUUUUUUCUUUUACUUUACAGUAAAACUGUCGAUUGCGUAUACCAGUGCCGUCGCGAUAAUCGUUCGUCGAGAUCUGAGAGCUGCAAUAGGCGAAUUUGACUUAAACAAUUGAAAAUCGAAUGGCCAAGGUUUUUCUAUCGGUUAUUCGUGCUUAUAACUUAAAAACCACCCGUGACAGGUAUGAUAUUUUGGUUUUCCGGUGGAUAUUCCUAAUCGACACAUCAGAGCUUAACAUGUUCACGAGUUCGUAAUUUCCGUCGAAGAAUUCAGUUCUUAUCGUUUAUAUUAUAUGUAUAUUAAACUGUAUUAUUUACUUAUCGAUUUUAAAAAAAACAAUCGGGUUCUUUUCUAUUAAAAUAGGUAGGCGCGCGUUUGAAAUUAGGGUUCUACAUGUUCCAAAGGUUCCAAACUCUUUAAACUGACGUCAUACAACCCGGUUUUUAGGGUUUCGUUAAGGCAAUAUUUACGAUGUUUUCCAUACAAAUUUAAGAGAAAAAGAAAUAGCACACUCUGAACUGCGCUCAGUACAUAAAAAUAUCUCGUUUCUGUAUGCGCCCACCAAUUAACGGUAUUUUCAUUUUUUUUUUACUAAAAUUAAAUAAUCAAUAUCGAAAUAAUUAUAACGCGAAUACUUUAAUUUGGACGAAUAAUAACACGCCGUAAUAAAAAGUAGACAGGAAGUUGAAUAUUAUUAUCGUUUUUAUUUGAAAAAUAACGUACGUAUGUUAUUUUCGGGUUUACAGCGAGAAAUAAAAAAUGUAAAUUCGACGAAUAUACGAAAUAGAUACCUAUUUACAAUAAAAGAUUCGAUUUUAAUUAGAUUACUACAAUCAGAGAUAGUUAAACGAGGGGGGGGGAAGGGUCCAGAAGGAUAUAUUCUUCCCCUCGUGACUUUUUGUCCUUAAAUAGUUUAUAUACCUAAUACUGUUAUACUAACCAGGUAUAUAAUAUAAAUUAAAUUGUUCGGCGAGUAAUGUUAACCGAUUGUUCGGUCGAAUGUGCAUCCGGCAUUGAACGGGCGGGCCGUAAAAUACAAAUCGGUCGCUAUAUAAUGUGUUACAAAAAUCAAACAUAAUCGAUUUUAGUGAAAUUUAAGCCACACGUUUUUAAACAAUAAUCGGUAACGGUAAUAACACGUUUUUUUUUUUUUAACAUAAUAUAUUGUAUAAUACUAGUUUUAUACUGUUUUUAUAAAACGGAAAGGUCGAUCGGAUCUCGGUUAACAUUGUGCGAGAUUGUCUAUUACAGGGAACUACACAUUUAUCGCGGUUUUUGCCCUUGUAAACUCCCAGAAAUCAAUAAAAUAAAACCACGGUGUUUGUGUAUUAAUGACGAAUAAUUAUUAAAUACUAUAAAUGCAACGGUUAUGCGCGUGUUUCAGGCGAUCCGGUUAAACCACAGGAAAGACCCGGUGAUCAUACUCAAUGAAGACAAUCUGUUGUUAGCUGAUGACAAAGCAAUCUAUUCGACUUCGCCGAAAAUAUACCCGUUCGCCGUAGUUCUUAGGCUCCGUGUACUUCAGGUAGGAUUAUAUGUACCUCGAUUUAUGUAUCUUUGGUCCCGGGGCUUAAGUCGAUUUCGUGUUUAGUUUCAAUACAAGUGAAUUAAUUUUUGAAAAUACAUACACUCGUGUCAUUUAGAUCAAAAAUAAAUGGAUUAAAUUAGCAUAAUUUAUUAUAAAAAAAAAAUUCCAAAAAAUUGACUUUUCUUCUCUCGAACCAAAGAUACAUUCUUUAAAAUCAAUAUUAAUACGCAGUGUUUAUAUUUUUCUUUUAAAUUCAAACCAAGAGUAUAAAACUGAUUUUCUCUAAAAGUCGUGUUCUCCUAAACCAAACAAAUUAAACAAUUUAAGUACAUAAAAGGAUUCUUUUUUUUUUUGUAACGUUUUUAUGUUCACAUAAAAUAUUGAAAAAAAAAAAAAAGCGAUAGUUUAGAUUUGUAUUAAAUGUGAAUUAUGCGUUUCAAUAAAUUAUUUAUAUUACAGCCAUUGAGAGAGGCCAUAAAACAAGAUCAAUGACAUUUUUCGAGACAAUGUAUUUAUCUCAUUUGAAAAAGUUCAAUAAUAAGUAGUAACCCGUCAAAACCAUAUUAUUUUUAAAAUAUUUUAUCUUACAAAAUUGAACAUUAUAAUUUAUCAAGGAAUAGUGUUUAUUUUUGCAUAAUAAAUAAUAAUGCAGGCGGGUAAGUUGGGAAAAUAAAAAUUCAAGUUUGUAUACUUAAAAUCUUCAAAAAUAAUCACAAUUUCGUAAGUUGGCAGGUUAAUUAAUAAAUCAUCUUGUGUUGCAUCCUUGUAGGUGUCAGCAACUUUCAGACGUUCGUAUAUAAAAUUCGGAAUAUAUACAGCGCGUUCACAUAAUAAUGUAUAGGUAUAGUGAAGGAAUACCGUACAUUUUGACGGGUACAAUGAAUUUUUAAUGGCAUUUUUCUAAACUACGCGUAUAAAAGUAAAAACAUAUAGGUAGCGCCACGUAUAAAAUAACGAUAAAAACGAAUUCCUAUCCGUAAUAAUAAUUUCAACGAGAAUCAAUGUAUUAUAACCGGAUUUUAAUAAAAAUGGCAAUAACACGACAACGACAACCACGCUAUGUAAUAAUAUAUGAAUUAUGACUUAUCGCCCACUUUCAAUUUUAUUAUACUCGAUUAAUGUGGCUUAAUGCGAGUUUGUUUCAUGACAUACUGGGUGUAUCAACAGGAUUUGAUAAUUUCUUGUGUAGUUUUCUAAAUAAGAAAUUGUCAAAACCUACAGAUACAUAUUUUGUAUAGUGAAUGCACAUAAUAUAAGUGAAGUAAACACAUAAUUUACGGUACGUGCAUUAUAAGUCCAUGUAGUCAAAACGCACUGAUUUUUGUCAUAAGCAAAUUGGAAAACUAUUGUAAAAAUAUUGAAUUAAUUGAUACCUUUACUAUGAUUCAGGUUCCUCAAUUGAUUUUGUUUUUCUUUCUUUAAUACAGUCAGUUUCAAUAGACAAUUUUAAGACCAGCGUUGCACUGACAGUCAAAUCAAAAUGAUCCUAUUAAAAUGUUAAGUAUUCAUAAAUAUUUAUUAUUAUCUUUAUGUUAAAAAUUCAAUCAAACUAUAUAAUAUACAAACACAAUAUUCUAAAAUUCUAUACAUGUUCAGCUCUCGAAAAUUGUAGUGGUUUUAAAAAUAUUAUCGCGUAACGAAAUACGAGUACUAUAAAAUAUCGAGUACUAUGUAAAUAAAAUGUCGACGACCAUUUUACAUAUCCGGGGGAAAAAAAAAACAAAUUAUAACGUGGAAAAACUCAAAUAAUACUAAUAUCGAUUAUUUAAUCGGGUGUAUUGCAUUGAUAUACUCGUAUAUUUCAUCGGUUUUUGAAAGCGAUUUUUUUUUCCUAAUAUAUAUAUAUAUAUAUAUAUGUUAUAGUUAUGAUGUUGGAAAAAAAACGAACUGCAUAUCAUAUGUUUAGUUCAAUUCGACUUGUCUACGGUAUUUCUGGACGUGGUAAUCUGCCAUUUAUUAUAGGUUUUAAACACACCGUAAGCAAAAUCUUUUUCUAUUUUAUGUCCAUUUGGACACAGAAAAUUUCCUGAAAAAAUACCCUGACACAAUGGCCGAAUAUGAGUAAAAAAAAAAAAUAUAAAUAAAAAAUGGCCAAUUGAUAAUUUAUAGGUGACAAAUAAAAAAAAGUACCACACAUUACUCGAAUACGACUAUCAGCCGAAACUUAAUCGAUUUGAUCGAUCUUUCGUUUAAUUAAAGUCGAGAAAUAUUUUAUCUACAGUGGGUAACGGAAAGGGAGGAGGGUUAAACGUCAGAGAUUAUGUAUAAGGUGCCAAAUGCACGCGAUGACAAAUGAUACGGGAUCAUCGCACGUAUAAUAUCAGAAGAGGGCGUGUAUUAAAGCUGACAAAAUCCUCUGGCUUUACGUCUUUACGAUAUUUAUCUCGCCGAUCAUUCUCGUUAUAUCUAUACAAAAUUAUACCACAAAGGGCAUCAGAAGCCUUUUACACAAACAUACACACACACAUAAAUACAUACUCACACACAUACACACACAUACACACACAGACACACACUCACACACGUACGUAUAACGAAGAACUUUGGCGAACAAUUUGCCUAAAACACAUUAUUUUGACGGAUCAUUUAUCGUUAUAAUAUAACGAAACGCUACGACCGCCGCCACCGUCGUAUUUCAAUUUCUUUUUAGUCAAAUAAAAGUAUUAUUUUAUGGGUAGGUGAUGGUACGCCACGAAUAAGAAAUAUGUAAAACAAUAUAAUAUUUUUAUAACAAAAUAUAUAGCGAAAUAUUUUAUGUUAUGAGUAUAUACCAAAAUAUAAUAUAUCUUAAAUAAUAAAUAUUUGUGUUACAUAAAAAAAAAAAAAAAAAAAAAAAAAACAAGCAAAUAAAUUGUUAUUUAAUACUUAUACCCACAAGAAUAUCAGGUAUACUUGAAUGUUUGUUAUUCAAGUCAACUUUUCGUGAAUUAUCAUAAAAUAGGUAAUAAUUAUGACGUAAUAAAAUAAAUAGACUUCUCGGUAUACCUAUUAUACAAUAAACACACGUCGUACUUGCAAUUAUAAACAAUCUCUAUGUUAUAUUAUAUUGUUAUUUCGCACGUCUCUCUCUCUCUGUGUGUGUGUGUGUGUGUGUGUGUGUGUUUUAUGUUCUGAAAUUCAACUCCAUCAUUACCUAAUAUUAUAUUAUGAAAUUAACGUUGUUGUGGAUAAUAUUUUUGUAUGUUAUAUAAACUAUUUUAAUAAUUAUUAGGACCGAGAAUUUAAAUAAACCUAUAAAAUCACACGUAUAAAAGCAAGAACUCACAAGCCUAAUUUAAAUUUAGAAAAUCACACACUGAAAUGCAGUAAAAUCCUUUUCUCUUGAGGGAUAACUCAUUAUCAACAUGCUAUUUUCCUACCAUUUUUUUUUUUAAAUAUAUAUACAAAAACACUACAGAUCGCAUUGGACUACGAUUUUUCAUUUGAUUUCAAAUAAUGUUAUGAAAAUGUUGGUAAAAAAAAAAUUUAAAGUUGACCUUUUAUAAAAGAUGUUUUAUACAAUUUAAAAUGAAAAUAUUAGAGUUUAUUAUUAUUAUCUGUAGAAUGAUCAUUAUAUUUUGUAAAAAUAAAAAAAAAUAAUGAUCGAAAUUGGACCAUUCUGCGAGGCAUGGAAGUUUUUCCCGUAAGGCAUGUUUUCGAGCCAAAAAACGCGCUGGCACCGGGUCUCUUAAAACCAUACAGCUAAAUAUAAUUCUUACCAUCUAUCACUAUCCUCUGCAGCUUUUCUCCGCCGGAUUUCUGGCUCUACUGUCUAUUAAGGAUAUUAAUCCUUCUUUACCUUAAUCUUGGCCUCCCUAUAGGUAUUUUCCAAGUAUUUUCCUUAUAGAGUUUUCUUCAAUCGUCUUCCGAUAGCUAAAUAUUAUGCUUGUUUACAUCAUGCAUAACUCGCCCAUAUUAUUAAUCUUAUUUUGACACGACCUCUAUAACUACUUAUACCAGACCUUAUUUGGAACUGUAUUUGGAGUAGGUAGCUCAUUGUGCAAUUGUCUGAAAUGCAGUAAAAUGUAAAUAGAAAAAAAUGAAUAUUAUUUCCUUCCCACAGAAGGUUUGCAAAAAAAAAUGUGACUAUGUAGUAUGCAGUUGGCACUUUUGCAUAGACUAUGCGUCAAAACGAAUGAAUAUACGAGCUAUCAUCAUUCGACGUUACACCCAGAGAAUAAAAAGAAAUCUAUAAAAUGUCAUGUGAGUCCCGCCGUUUCCGCCCUCAUCUCUAUAUAGAGGUAUACUUCAAUACUUGUGAUGUCUUAACCUCCCUCCAACCAAUAUUUUCUUUCAUCCAUUAUAAUGUUGUAUAGCUACUUUGUAUUGAGUCUGGUUGAAAUCGCUGUGGACAUAUAGUUGUGAUAAACAAAUUAAAUAAUAAAAUUACACUGGCAACACGUUUCUAUAAUUGAAUUUAUUUUUUCUCCGUGUAACCAAGAGGAAAAAAAGUAAAACAUCGUUUAUAGUAAUAAAUAUAAAUGAAUAUAUCAACUCUACAAAUAUAAAAACAAAAUAAUAGUACAAGCGCGGGAAACCUUGAAAAUAGUUCGCAUUGCAAAAAAUAUAUCCACGCGCGUAUUGCGUUCGAAGUGGAUUCAAGAAUGUGAAAAACGUAAUUCGUUUUCAGUGACUUCGGAAAAAACUUGGUUUAUUUCAUUAUUGUCGAAUUUUUCGUUUAUAAUUCAAUUCCCGCGAGUUUCAUCAUAUUUCUAUAUCGAUUGUCUCUAUGGGAAUAACGAAAAAGAAGUUGAGCGUGACGGAUAUAACCUGAGAGCAAAAAUACUUAUUGAUUGCAGCAAUGAUAUAAUAACGAACCUCGAAUUGAAUGAAAUAUAUGAAAAUAAUCAAAGGAAUUGCAGUAAUUGUUACCGGAAUUUAUUUCGCUAUAGUGAAUUUAAUCAUUUUUAAAUUUUGAGCGAAGUAGAGAGUGUCUUAGUUUUACAAUUAGUGUUUGUGUAGUUAGUGUGUAUAUUUUAAUCGAUUUGAACCUAAAAUUUUAAAAAAAAGCUGUAAACAUUGUAUUUGAUGGAUUUUAAUUAUGAAAAGCUGUUCUAGGAUAAUGGGGACGAAUACAGCAACUGUUAUAGGUAAUUUAACGUAUACCUUUAAGCAUACAUAAACCAUUGCUAACGAAAAACGAUUCUGAGUGGAAUUCAGUUGAUAGUGUUGCUUUGUUAACAAUAUAUAUGUCAUAUUAUGGUAAAAUAAUUACAUAUAUUGUAUUAUCCAUUUUCGUUAAUAAUAUUUGUUUAUUAUUGUACCUAUUUUUCCGUUUUUCCUUUAUUUUUCCUAUUUAUUGGGAAAACUCCUGAGAAAAUCAAAAAAUGACCUCCCUAAAGUACCUCUUCAGUCGAAUUUCCUUUCAGAAAGAGUGCUAUUAUUGUAAACCGGAGAAAAAUUGCUGGUAGAAAAGUUGUUCAUAGGAAAAAAAAGCCGUAAUAUUUUUUAACUUGUAUACAUUGAAUGCUAGAUUGAUAUAUAAACAUUUAUCUAAAUUAAAAGCCGACCAAAUGUAGUUAUUUGUAGUUAUAGUAGGAUAAAGAUUUUUUUUUGUAGUUUUGUAGUUAAAAAAAAUCUUAUAUCUACUAUAAUUUCAAAUAGCUCUCAUUCGGUCAGUUUUAAAUUUUAGAAUACAAGUUGAUAAAUCAAUAUGGCUUGAAAAAAUUCUACCAAUUUGAAUAUAAUUUAAAAAAUAGGGGUUCCUAUUUAAAAGAAAAAAGAAAAUGCGUUGCGUAUACGCAGAAUACACGAGUUAAAAAAAUUAUAUGUCCGAAAAAAUAAUGGCCCAGUAGUAUAAUUUCGUUUUCCGAAAACCAAAUGCAAAAAUAUGCGUAAGGUACAGAGUUAUAAAGAGUUUCCUGUUUCCGUAGACACACUGUAUAGUGUAUAUACUAUAAUAUUAUAUGUAAAAGUCAUUGAAAUGACCAUUUCAAUAGUGAAUAAUAGAAUAUGUAACUUUUUUUUUUUUUAAGUUUUUUUACCCUAACACAACACUUACAUUUAUAACAGACCGACAAAUAGCUCUCCAUUUCACGUAUUGGAUGGGUUCGAGUGUUAUUUCACUGCAUGUUAUAUUAUAUAGCUACUUUUCUUUAGCGAUUGGAUUCUGCAUAUUAUAUUAUACAGCUAUUAUACAUCGUAGGUCCACGCGUUUAAAAAAUGUAGUUUACAUCAAAAUUGUAGAUUUUUAAGAUUCUAAGUCGAAACACUGCAGUGCAAUAACAAUAAAAUGACAAAUAUUUUCAAGUAUUCUUUUUGAAAAAUUAAUUUAUUUUCACAAAAAAAAAUACAAAAGAAAAACACAUAUACUUACGUAGUAUGUAUAUUUUUGUCUCAUUGAACAGUAUAAUAUUUGUAUAAUUCGUAAAAAGUUCUUUUGAAUUUUUUUUUCAUGUUACGUAUUUUCUAGAUCACAGACUUCAUAAUUUACUGUAAUACGUGUAUAUUAUUAUUCUAGAAUACGCACUAAAUAAAUUUUGUUUAAUGUAAGGGUUUCAAAUGAUGAGUGCAUAGUAUCUGUAACAUGAAAAUUGAUUCACUAUAACAAAGUGCACUAGUCCGGUAACGGUGUAAAGAUAGUUCAAUGAGUCUGACAACUCGAAGGCUUUUUUAAAUUAGUAGGUAGGUAGGGGGGAGGAGAGUGGCUGGAUCACUAGAUACCUAUACAUACAUAUUGAAAGAACCCGGUGGAGUUCUUUUAUCCAUAAAUAGGAGAAGGGAAUCAAAUAAUUUUGACAGAUUUGAACUCAUGAUGUUAUUCACUCACUUGUCACUGUUAUUAGACCAUGUGAAAUAUUAAAUCGUUAAGGAAAUAUGUUUUAAAAACAAUUUAAUAAUAAAAGGAUUCCUAUUAUAGUUUGACGUUAAACUUUUCUACAGUUUUUGUGUAUAAGGUUUAAUUUAUCUAUUUUUAAAAACGAUUUGACAUAAGUUAUGUAAUUGAAAAACGAAAAAACGGGAAAAUUUACACAAUGUAUUCUUUUUAAGUCGUGUAAUGUUUACGGCCUUUCAAAACACGUAUAAUCGAACUCAGCUUAGAAACGUUUUUCGUUUUUCGCAAUGAUUAAUCGUUGCGUACAAAUAUAUAUAUAUUAAAUUUCCCAUCUACCUUCCCAACUUCUCACCUAUAACAGUGGCCUACUCAUUGUGCGAAGUAUGUCCGCUUGUUUUUUAUGUUUUUAAUCAAUAUAAAUUUGUGUUCCCAUCUAAUAAAAGUUUACAUGAAAAAAAAAGUUUUUAAUUACAUUAUAUAUGAUGGUGAUUAAAAAUCGUUAAUAAAUCAAAAUAAAAGGUAAAAUCUCAAAAAAUAAGUCACUUGACUUAUUUACAUUAUGGCGUGUGCAUGAAGCUGAACAUGAAACAUAGUUUCGCGAAAUCAUCGAUAUGCUGUUUAUAACUAUUCAACAUUUUAGUAAAAUUAUAAUUUUAUUUUAUGUAUUAUGUUUUUUUUUUACACAAACCUAUGCCUAUAUUAUAGGUACAAUAUUUAUGUAUCACUGAAAUUAUAAUCCUUAAGAAUCCACGUGUCGUAAUAUUUCGGUCGUUUUCAGAAACGCCAUUUCGAGAAAUCGGCCUAUAUCCAUAGGCCGUCAGAAUGCAAUUAUACCUCUCUUUUCUUCUAAUGGCAUCGGUACUCUUUUUGAGUUUUAGCUACUAUUCGCCACUUCGCUAUCUUUCUCUUCGCCAUCUUAAACUAUCCCUCUCAAUAGUUUUGAAUGCCCAGGCUUUCAUAUCCUCUUUUACUACGUAAAUCAUGUUUUUCUGGGUCUUUCUCUAUAAUUUCUUCUUUGAGGUUUCCACUCUAUAACUAACCUAAUUGUCACAUCUUCACCUCUUCUCAAUAUAUGGCCUAAUAAUUGAAUCAUAUGGGCCUUAACAUAACUUGCUUUUAGUACAUAUGAAUUUUUAAAAAUAAUAAAACCUAUUUUGAAUUUCGUUUGUUGUAAAAUUAACUCGUACAUUAUGCUAAAUAAUUAAUCAAUUAAUCAAUAUAUCACGAUAGUGUAAAUGUCACAAUUGAAAAUGUAUUUCAUCUUUAUUAUUCCAUAAAAUGUCCAACUAUAUAUUAUUACUUAAUCGAUAUAAUAAUGAAUUGAAUUCCAAAUAAAUAUAAUAUUUAAAUCGAGAAGAAUAUUAUUAAAAUUAUAUAGGCAGGUAUAUUCAAAUUAAUCAGCAAUAAUUACAUUUCUCUUCAUCGAAUUAAAUAAUUCCUCUACAAUACUCACCAACAAUUAAAAGAGAAAAACUGAAUAAAUCAAUAAAAUUAACGGAUGAUUGUAUAAUAUUAUUAAUUCUGAGAAAAUUCCUUUGGAAAAAUGUCAACAAAAAAAUUACACGGAAGUUUGUUUAACAUUUAAGUACCUACCUACCUACCUACCUACCUACCUACCUACCUACUAUGUAUACCAUAAAUGAUUGUAUGAUAAAGAAAUUAUUUCCGAAUUAUGUUGAUAAUAUUAUGCGGUAAACCAUUAAUCAUUGCACGGAAGAAGAUUGAUUAAUCACUACAAUUUUGAUCGUAAUAUUAUAUUUAUUUUAUCAGUAAACUCAAUCUAAUCAUACCAAGCCACAUUCACUAAGCGUCUAUAACGAAUUAAUACUAAAAACGUAUUAUUUUGAUUUAUAAUGUAUAUUUGUAUACAACUAUUAUAUAUUAUAUAACGUCAAUAGCGUAACUAGAUCUUUUAAUAUUCAUGUCAAAUUCUAAAUUAACUAAAUUGAGAGCCAAACGCAUAAUCAGAGUUGGGGCCCAAUUUGCAUAGUUUGAAGCAAAAAAAAAGGCCAUUGCCUGUUUUCAUAAAACUGUUGGUCCAUUGAAAAUAAUACCCUGGGUCCUGAUUUGGGAUUCCUUGAAUUUCAUGCUGCUGUACCAGUACACAUCAUUGUAUAAUGUAUUUUAAAAUAUUAAAUCAUUAUUAAUAUUGAAUUUCAGAUUGUUUGUGGUAUUACCGGGCUAGUCAUGGGCAUGGUCGCCAUCAUAGAAGAAAAAGGAAAAAUGAACUUGGGCUUAGCGAUUCCGGCGGGUAUUUUGACGGUCGUAGCCGCAGGUCAGUAUAUAAAAACUAAUACAUAUUUUACUAUAAACUACUUUAAAAUUAAUACAUAUUUUACUUUAAAUUUUAUUCAAUUCAUGCCGUCCAAAUUUUCUAAUGAAUACAUAAUUAAUAUACAUUAUAUUAUACUUACGCAGGUAUAGCCUUGGUCACAGGGAAAAAGAUACAAUUUUUGUAAUCUUUUUUAUGUAAUUGUACACUGUGUAAUUUGUUCAAUUUUAUUUUUAAUCUAAAUCUCAUAAGUGUAUGAAUAUUCUAAUACACGCUAUACUUAAAGUUAAAAUAUUUUAAGCCACUAUGAUGUACUUUUUGUCUGGCAAAAAGGCAGUCAUAUUCAUUCUAUAACAAAUUGUAUUUAUUUUAACAAUUAUGCCAUUAUACAUUAAAUAAUUCUCAAAAUUAAAUUUACUUGUCUUCAAAGCUAUACGAAAUUGACUCAAGUCCUUCUUUUCUGGGACUAAAAAUAUUAUGAUGUUAUGCUCACAGCAAUAUUCUGUAGUGCAAUUUUCACUAUUUAUAAAACAGAUUUGUUUUUAUAGUAUCGUAGUGAUCUAUCAGUCGGCUAUAUUAUUAUACUAUUAUAAUUUUGUAGUAAUUGAACUGUAAAAUUGUAAGUCGAUUAUUUAUACUGCAAGGGUGUCCAAACUUUUUUGAAGACUGGUCCACAUCAUGUAAGUAGAAGUUAUCGUAGGCCACGUACAUUUUAAUAAUAAUACAUUUUAUUUAUAAUUUUCACCAUAGUGAACAAUGAGUAGAAAUAUUUUGAUAGCUAUUACGUUUUAUUUAUAUUUACAAGACAAAAUAUAUUUAUUUAUGAUUAAAAGAAAACAAUUUCAAAAUAAUUAUAUUGUUAUUUUAGUUACAUUAGUUUCUUUACCGCUAUUGGAUCCCAAUAAAUUUAAAACUUUCAUAUAUUAGUAUAUAGUAUUAAGUUUUUUUAAUUUUUAAUAUUUUGUAGUUUUAUAUUCUUAAAAUAAAUUUGUUCUUCUAAUAUUAUAUAUAAUUAAUUGAUGAUUUGAAAUUGAAGUGAAGGACAUAUUACAAUCUACCGUUUUAAUAUGUGAGUCGCAUUCGGUCCUCGGGCCACGGGUUGGACACCCUUGAUUUAUAGUAUCUACUAUAAAUGCAAUAACAAUAGUAACAAUGCCCGUAUUAUAUUUCAGAUUUUGAAGUCGUAAAGUCAAGCGUUUCCGAAAUUCACUUAUUAUAUUAGGCGCGUUUUGAUAAUUCAUAAAAUAUUAGACUCACCCGUCGUUUAUUUUCGUUCGCUUCGUACUUGAAAACUAUAGAUAUAAAAUGUGUAUCGACCAAUAUAGAAAACAGAACCUAAAUCAAAGACGUUUGUUAAAUUACAUUUUUCAUUAAAAAGUCGAAAUUUCUGCCAAAACUCGUAUUGUUUGUUUUAUUUGUAUAACCUAUACGACCGACGUAUUGUUUUUAACAAUAAUAUAUUUUACUAAGUGCGAAUGUUUCUCAGUAUCGACGUUAACCAUGCAAACAAAUUAUUAUACGUCUUAAUGCAGUUUAUCUAAUAAGAACGAUAAUAUUAUAUUAUAUUAGCGUGAUAGGAAAAAAAAGAUGUGUAAUAUUUUUAACGGUUUUAAAAUUCAAACACAUACACCCGUUAGUACUCUACUAUCGAAUUAUAUAAAUCGAGUAAGAAUAUUAAACCUGAAUAUUUUAAAGUGUACUACAAUAAACUAAAACCCAAAAAAGGUAUUAUGAAUAAUAAUUGGACAUAAAUGUAAACUGGGUAUAUUAUAUUUUAAAAAUAAGCACCUAUAUAAAUAGUAUGAGUUUUUUUUUUUAUGAAAAUAUUAUACUGUUUUAUCUGUUAGAUUAAAAAGUAAUAUAAUAAGUCCAACGAAAAAAAGUUUAAAUUAGGUUUGAUACAUAUAGGUAGGUAGGUAGGUACGUAUAUAGACUUUUAAAAAAAAUUAUAGCAGUUAAAUACAAAAAUAAAAUACAUAAAUUCUAUAAAGAAGGCAAUACAAAUAUACAAAUAUAUUUAAACAUAAUAAAAUAUAUGUAUACAUAUAUAUUUUUUAGUCUUAUAGGAUGUACCAAAAUUGUAAUACGUUGUCGCUGUAAUAUUAUAUUAUAUUUUCAGUAAACAAUCUAUUAUAAAUUGGUUUUAAAAUGAUUUUUUUUUCCUGUGAAUAACUUUUCCCAAAACAAAUUUUAUCUGGGUGGUACUUUAGGGAGGUCAUUUUUUAAUUUGUAACCAUAGGAAAAAUGGGAAAAUCUACUAAAUAUAUUAUUUUCAGUUUUGUUUUUUGUUGUUAUUCAGUUAAAAAUAUUCGUAGAGAUUUGAAAUUCAGGCAGAAAUUUUCUCGGCGUAGUUAAAUUUUAAAACAUUUAGCCAUUUUUGAUUAUUAAUGAACUAUCCAUUAAUGGAAAUCUGACAAAAAUAAGUUUGUAAUAUUAAGUAUGUCUAUAUAAAAAAAAAUACUUUACAAGGGUUUUCAUAACCUUCGCAGGAUCGUGUCUUAUAAAAGACUCACCAAAAGAAUAUUUUUUUAAAAAAUUAACCCAACGGUUUAUUUUUCCGACUACUUAUAAUAUGAUAGACAUAUAAACUUGUAGGUAUUAAUACAUAUAAGUAAAGAAAGUUGAUUUACUCGAAUGAUGUAGAUUCUGAGCAGAGCUAGUAACAUUGAUACCUAUACUGAUUUUACGAUAAUAUAGGAUGUUUUUUUUACAUUUUUCCUCCAUAGUCGGGUACCUAGUUAUAAAGGAAUAAAAAAAUUGAUCAGAAAGUUUCCCUGUGGAUCUUGUGUAAAGAUUUUCAAUCAGUCAUAGAAACAAGGUACUACUUUGAAGCGGUAAUUUGAUUUCUAAUAAACCAAACGAUGUAAAAUGUAUAUAUUAUAAAUAAUAACAAAUUGAGAUUGGACUGCAGCUGUAGAUUAAUUUUGGUUUUAAAUCAUCUGCAGGUAGUAAAUGAUUGGCAUACAUGGAAAUGGAAAAAAGUUAGAUAUGUAUCUAUAUCUAUACGAUGUUCACUAUAAUACUGCCACCUGAUGUCAAUAUAUCACUUUAUCAGCCGGCAGUUUUCUAGUGCACGGAAGCUAAAACAAAUUGUUUAAACAUUAGUCAAUUUUAUUUUUUUCCCUGUUCCGAAAUAGUUUAAAAUUUAUUAAAAUCGGUGUUUUUCUUAAAUAUCUUUUGACUGUUCUACACUACAAUGAUUUAUGGGACAGCCUUCAAACUUGACACGAGACAUUCUUCGGUACGUAAUCAACGACAUUUUUUUUUAUUAUUAUUGUUUUUUGGUAGUUAUUCAUAUUAUAUACAGUAUAAUCACUUGUAUAUUAUGCAUCUCUAAUUUUUUUUUACCUAUUAUUUAACGCAGUAAAAUUAUUAACCUAUAUAUUUUUACGGAAAUAAGUCAAAUUAUAGUGCAACUUACAAAUAAUACUAUAUUUAUUUUGGUAAAACGGAUUCUUGAAUGAAUUCUUUUUGCAAACAUCCCGAUUAGAAAAAUCGAGAAAAUAGUGAGGCCUUUCCUCACAAUGAAUUGCCAUGGAAUAAAUUCAUAUACUAUUAUAAGUAGUAAGUUCUUUGAGAAAUACCUAUAAUAAAUCGUAGAUAUCUACAGUUUUUGAUGGAAAAUAGUAAAUACCAGAUUACCAUGGACCCAAAUAUCUAUUGAAUACAAAUUUCAAAAAAUUGUACCGAUAAUACUAUAAUACUAUAUUAUAAUAAUAUACUAUACAAUAUAAUAAUAUAACAAUUCGAGAUACUACUCUAUACUAAUACAAAUAUUAAAUGCCGAACAAAAUUUCAUUAUAACAAAAACCAUUUUAAAAAAAAGGAUUAUCCCUGGUGCGCCUUAGUAGUCUAAACUCUAAAACGCGUAUGUAUAAGCAGUGAAACUACCCAUUACGUUAAAAAAAGUAUCUAUAUCUUCUAUGUAUAAUGCAUUUUCAAAUGAAAAUAUUGAAGACAGUUUUAUAGAAUAUAAAAUAGAACAAAAAAAAAACGCAAUUCUGUCAAAGUUUUUCCCUUGGAUUUAUAAUAAUAUAUAGAUAUAAUACGAGUAUGUUAUACAUGCACAUUGUACACAGCCCUAUAAAAUAAAAGAACGAUGUUCAUCAGUAAAUGUAUUAUAAUAUAAACGUAUAUUAGGUAGGUACUCUGAAUGAAAUUGAAAAUUUAAAAAAAAAGUUGAUACUAGGCACGGGUGUGCCACUGUAGAUAGAAAUUUGGGAAAGGUGGGAUACAUGCAGUUAUUUAAUUUAUACCUGUCCGCAAUGAUAAACUAUUGCUAUUAUAAUAUACCAUUCUGAGCAAAAUUCGGUUAUCUGCACAUGUUUUGAAAUAAUAUAAUUUUUAUGAUUUUCAACAAAUUUGAACUAAAACGUUUAUAAAAAAAAACUACAGAGAGAUCAACUUUUAUUUCCAUUAAUUACAACUUAUAAUGAAUCUAACGUUAAAUUUUCAAGCAGUUCUGUUUGAUCGAACAAUUUUAUACAUAUCAAGUAAAAAUUAAAAUAAAACUAGACAAUUUCAAAUGUCUAUAAAUAGCUCAAUAAUCGUCAAUACUUUUUGAACAUUUUCCCGCGUCUAAAACUGACCAAUAUAAAUAUUCUGUACAAAUUUCAUGUCUCUGAAAAGAAUAAAUAUGAAAUAUUAACCGCUGUAUAAACUUAAAAGUGAUGAAAAUAUAUUUGUAUAUUUUAUUUUAGUAGUGUACAACUUUUAUAUACUUUUACAAUAUCUGUCAGACAUAAUAAGUUUGAAAACGAGGGCGAAUGGCGUCCUAACUGCCAUUAUCCAAGUAUCAUCUAAUUAAAUUUAUAUUUUACGGGAGGCAGACAAAAUUAAAUUCAGACUUAAAUUCUAUUUAAGGCAUAGAUGCUCUAUAAAAGUAGACCUCCAGAUAUAGCUGUAGCCCGAUCAGUCAUAUAUCGGAUAUACGCAACAUUGUUUGAUUUUAGAUUCCGAGUGUAACGAGGGAGCUAUUGGUUUUACAAUGUUGUUUAUUCCUCUUUCUUUUUUUUUCUUCUUCUAGUCUGUGGACACGUUUUUUUCUAGUAAACAUGUUCUGAUUUUUACGUAUAGCAAUUUUUAUGAAAGCUCAAGCUGUCUAAAUGGUACUUUAAGAAGGUUGUGUUUUGAUUUUCGAUGCCAUUUUUUAAAUAAAAGCACUUAAGUGGGAAAAACGUGGGAAACAUACAAUUUCACGAGUUCAUUAUUUUCUAAAAGCACGGACGACGUUUUCUACCAGCAAAAAUGAUUUAGUCGUAAAGUCACAAGGUACAUCUUUUGUUGCGUUUUAAAUUUAAUUUCUUAUCGUGUCAUCGUUAAAACUUUUGAGCCACUUUUGAGCUUUUAAGGAAUUUUAAUUUUUGUGAGUUUUUGCUGUAAUUUGGUUUUAAAUGCACGUAACGUUCAGACUUAAAACUUGGUAAGAAUACUUAUAUUUGACUUACUUAGACGUCGUAAAAUUUCUAAAAUCAUCUGACUUUUUUUUUAUACUAAGCGUUUUGAAAUCAAAUUUAAAUGAAAAUCGAAAAAAAAAAAUUACGGAACUUCAAAUUAUGUAUUAUCGAAUUAUGCUCGGAAUCGUCUUUCUUCAGAAAUGGUUUAUCGUUACUUAUAGAUAUAAAUUAAAUAACCUUAUAUAUCCUACCAACCCAACUUCUUACCUACAACAGUGGCUGCUCCCAUCCCCAGUAUCAGCUCUUUUGUUUAUGUUUUAUUGGAUAACACUUCCUAACAAAAUCUUAGUUUAUUUAUUUUGUUUCUUAGUGGUAUGUAUUGACCACAACUAGGGUAUUAUAAAGUUUAAGAGGCUAACAUACCUCUUUGUUUAUUACAGUCCUACAAAGACUUAAAUCUCGUAUACUUAGUAAAAAAAAUAAUAACUUAGUGUGAUAAUUACCUAUAUGACGAUUCGUGACUUAUGCAAUGAGUGUGUGAUCAGAUUAAAUUUAACCAUACACAACCUAAAAUUUUGAAAACGACUAUGAUUUAGGCUAAAAUAAUAUAUAGUAUCAUUUUUUAUUUCCGACAGUGAAAUAAAACGAGUAUUUAUUUGAAAUUUAUUCGAAAACUGAUAAUAAACGUGAUCUUCUUGAAUUCUUGUUAAAUAUGUUAGCCGUCAUAUAUAAUAGUGUACACAUAGUUUUGGUGUAAUUUUGUUAAUGCCCGCUCGUUUGGACGGAAUUCUGUUUUCAUAGACCGACGUUUUAAAUGUAGUCAAUUAGCAAUAAACGGCUUCCGGCCGACUGAAAACGCUAGCAAUCAAUCUAAAUUCUCGUCUUGGCUUACCUAUAUUAUACAGAGUGCAUGGUUUAUACAUCAAAAAUCUGUGGUAUUCCACUUCAAAAAUAACCAUAAUUUGUUAGUAUCGUUAUAUUUUAAAAUUUAAGAAAGUGUUGAACUCUCAUAUAAAUUAUUGAAAUUUACCGAACAUUUGUUCAUUGUUUAAUUAAACGAAAAUUUAAAUCAUUUAUAUUGAAUAUAUAAUUAUAUAUAUAUAUAUAUAUAUUAGGAAGAAUACUAUAUAUAACUAUGUAAAAGAAUAAUUUUCAAUAAAGUUGAAAUUUACAGUUUUAAAAAUGUCCACGUUGUCCAACUUUAUAAUAUGAUUAUGUGUUUGGGCCACAGAUUCACGGAUUGUAUGUUCCAAAAUAUUUGAAAUUAUAUAUUUAAAACAUUGGAAUAUUUUAAUAAAAAGUUGGGGUAGAAUGUCCCAUAAGGAAGUAUUCCCUCGAUUUAUUUGAACAGACUAGAACUUUUAAGUCACGAAAACCGACUAGCUGCUGCAAGUUAAAAAUAUUAUAAUAUAAAAGAGUUUUGAUUCAUAAUUAAAAUUAAAUCGAACCUCACAGAUGAAUUUUUGUUCAUACUAAAAAUGCGUUCCUCAGGUUUUAGUUUAUGAUGGUACCUAUUAGUUUACCAUUUAGUUAAAUAAACAGUUUUAAGUUCAGAGUGAAGCGAAGAAGCUUAUGGUUCUACAAUGAUGUUUAUUUAUUUUUUUUUUUUUUGUAAAUAAUUUUUCUUCUCCGGUUUACAAUGAUAGCAAUUUUCUAACAGGAUAUCUGAUUGGGGAGGUACUUUAGGGGGGUACUUUUUCUAUUUUCCCAGGAGUUUUCCCAAUAAAUGGGAAAACCUGGGAAAAGUUAAAAAAAAAAAAUACGGGAAAAUAAGUACAAUAUUAAAUAAAUAUUAUUAAAGAAAAUAUAUGAUGCCUAUGUAGCUAUUUUACCAUAAUGUGAUAUUAUAUAUUGUUGACAAAGCAACUCUAUCAACUCAACUCCAUUCAGAAUCAUUUUUUCGUUAGCAGUGGUUUAUCUUUGCUUACAUUAAAUUUCCUCUCUACUACCUUUACAAUUUCUCAUCUACAACAGUGGCUGCACUCGUCCCCAUUAUUCUAAAACAGCUUCUUUUUUUGCUCUGUUUUCAAUAAAUAAUAAACAAAAUUUGUGACGUGCAUAAGUAAUGCGAAGUAUAUCCGUCUUUUUUUUUGUUAUUAAACACAGCGCUUAAUCGAUUAUUUGUUUUCAAAUAUUUAUUCAAUAAUCACCUAUUUGAUUUUGAAUGAAACAAUUUGGUAUUAAUAUGAAUAGCAGACAAACAUUAAACACUAAUUUUCUUUCUAGUCCCAAUAUUUAAUGCUGAAUCAUUACUCGUGAACGGUACUAUUUACAAAAUUAGUGCUCUGUCUAGAAAAAAAGUUGCGUAGGGGCUUAUCUUCCGUCGGCUAACUUUAUGUAAUGGACGAACCAAAAUCAGUUUUAACACCAAAAUUAAGUGUUAGCUCAAAUUUAUGAAAUUGAUCUUUUAAACCUUUCAAAAUUUGACAAUGUGACAUGUGCAUAUUUUUUCCUAUUAUACUUUUGCCAAAAUUAGAAACAGGUAUUUACAACAAACGAUCGUCACUUCGUAAUUACAGAGAUAUAAAGUUUUUUCAAUGAUGUAUAUACUUCAUUUUGGCGACUAAAUAUACACAUUAUGUAUUAACACUAUGUUAUAUAAUUUAAUUUUUAUUAAGCACUAAUUCGGCAUUGAAUUUUGGUACUAUAAAGUAUUCCAAUUUUAAUUCAAUUAUAAAUUGGUAUUAUAACGGAUUUUGUUGCUGGUCGUAUUACGACUGCUAUCGAAAAUUGAGAAAAAUUCAAUACCUCGCUGGAAAAAAUACUCAUUUUCAAAAUAGUACCGUUGACUAGCACUUAUUCAGCACUAAAUUUGGUAAAUUUUGGAUUUCAGUGUUGGUUUUACGUCCGCUAACUUCACGUAGCAGUCGGAAGGUAAGCCCCUUUUUUUUCUGGACGUAGCAUUAAUUUUUAAAAUGGUACUAUUUCGGCACUGAAUAUUUAUACUAGAAAAAAAUUAAAACUCAAUAUCCGUCUGCUAACUUCACAGACCUAAGGUUAUCUUGGCAAUAAGGGAAAAAAAUAUAACGUUUAAUACUCCGCUUACAAUAGUUUAUCAUUUCGCACAGAUAUACAUUAAAUUACUCUAUAUAGGUAUCAACAAUAUCAGACUUUUGUAUUGUUAUUAUUAUAUAAGUAUUAUUAUUACCAUUUUCGACAAGUGUACGAUAAUUUUACGCACAUGAAUGAUACACGUUAUGUAUAACACUAUGUGUGUUUACCACAAGUAAUAACCUGGUUAAAAUAUUUUAUUAGUUUUGACUUUGGUUGACGUUACAGUCCUAUCCCGCAGUGUUAUAUAACUAUAUUAUAUAACUUGUGACGACUAACCCAUCAGUCGUUAUUCAGGUAGGUAUUCACUGCUAUUAUGAUAAUAUGUAACAAUAUGCAAAAUUGAAUUGAUAGACAUACGUACGGUGGCCGCGUGGAAUAUCGACACCGUGAUAUCGUCCUGCGUAUACUUAAUCAUUAGAUACUUACGGAUGGGUUUCGAGAUAUUUUUAAUGUGCAAUAUAAUAAAGGUAAUAUGAAAUCGUAUUUAUAAAAUUAUAUUAUUAUAUGAUAAUAUUCUAAAAUUUGUUUUCUGAUUUGAAUUAUAUAAAUAAUAAUAAUUGUUGUACGUAAAACUAUAAUAUAUUACGUAUAUAAUAUCGUUGCGCGUACGACAACAUAUCUUAUAUUUCAGUUUUUGUAGUUCUACAGGAUUAUCAAAACAUAUUAUUUUAAUUAUCUAACCUCACAGAAAUAAAUACUGAUUAUAAAAGCGCAUAAAAGUGCGUCAGGCCAAGUUCCAGCAAGCAUAAUAGUAUAGAAUCGUUUUUUUUUUUAGCAAUGGUUUAUCAUUGUGUAUAAAUAUAAAUUAAAUUAAUCUAUGUAAUUUACCCUUCCCAACUUCAUAACUACAUUGGCUGGUGGUACACCCAUCCAUCAGCAGUACCAGUCUAUUUUUUUAAUAAUAAAAUAAUCAUUUUUAGUGGUAUCGAGAAAUGUGAUACUGGAAAACGAACUAUUAGAAAAUAUUGCAUUGAGAAAAUAAACUUUUGGAAAAAAUGGUGUUGAGAAAAGAUAUGGAAAAAAGGAUUCGGAAAAUUGACUCCCUAAAAAUUUUACAAUAUAAAAGAUAACAUAGGUAAUAAUAUUUGUACGUUUGGUACGAGUUGUGACUGUUUCUCUUUUGCUCUCUGUGUGUUAAGUUAACUACUGUUUAAAAAACAAACAAUAAAGAUAUUAUUGUCACAAUCAUCAAACAUUAACACAAAUAUUUAAAAACUCGAGAUGCUUACCAUUUUACUUGUUUCGAAUUAUAUAGAGACUUUUAUAAAUAUUCAAUAAUCGAUCUGGAAAAAAUAAUAAUUAGAACGUAAGUUAAUUGAUUUGCAAUAAAGUGCACAGUAUUAAAUAACGUGAUUCAGUUAUAUCAAGUAUAAGGUUAUAUUAAAUAAAUAUAUAAUAUUUAUAAAUUAUAAUACAGGAAUACAGAAUGAUUCUUGUAAUUUUCGUGGACGAUUUUAAAUAAAUUUGAUUCUUUUUUUCCCCCUUUUUUUUAUUAUGGAAUCGCUUGAGCUAUAUUUUAACACUAUUUUAAAAUAGUUAUAUCUACUUCUUAUAAUUUCAGAUAGGUAUUCAACUCAUUUCGCUUUCGACACAGAUUCAAAAAAUAAAAUAUAAUUGUCUAUCAAUGUUCCUAUGCAGAUAUAGUACGUAGCACACAAUAAUAAUACUAAUAUUGAAUUCAUCCCGCUUAUUAGUUUAGAAUUCAGAGUGGAAGAUUAGAGAAGGGUUAUAAAUUGACUAUAAUAAUGAUGAUGGACAAUGAUUAGAGAAACACUCAGUAUAUAAGAUAAGAGAUCAAGACGUUUUAAAAGUGUAAUAUGCCUGUAAUAAAAUACUCGUAUUAAUAAUAGGUUUAAAAUACAACACAAAGUUUUAAUUAUAUUAUAAUAUUUGUUUUUUUGUGUACCCUGAACGAGCAACACGUAUGUUUCGCUCUCGCAAUUCCCGAAAUAGUGUUGUUUUUUAUUAUAGAUUUUUUUUUUUUUAUGUUAGUGUUUAUAGUGCAGAACACAGCCUUUUGGACGGAUGGUAAGUUUUUAUAAACAAACAUAUUUUAAGUGGGUCACACGCAAACUGAUCGGAUACAAUCUAUGAAAAUAUAAACGACGAUGCAAAUUCACCACAAAAUAUUUUAGUUGACGUGAGUGUUCGAACACUAAUUCAAAGUGAAAAUGUGGCCUUGAAUCAAAUGAUAGUGGAAUUGCAAUCGAAUAACGAAAAAUUACAACUUAAGAUUUCUGAAAUAACCACUGUAAAAAUAUUAAAUGAGCAAAAAGUUGAGUAUCACAAAUACCAAUUUAAAACGAAAAAAAAUUUUAGGUGGUAAUUCGUAGAUUACACUCUAAACCCGACCUUUGUGACAUUAAACACGAAUUAUCCUAACUAGGACAUUUUUUACAUAAUGCCACGAACAUUCAAAUUAAAAACUAGUCAACUAACAACAAGAAUAGUGAUUUUACUACAAUGAGGCUACCGCUAUUCUUUGUGGAUUCGGAACCACAAGUAAACAACAAAAACAUCUAUGGUCUGAUAAUUAGUGUUAUCAUAAAAUAAAAAUGAAACCUUUAAGAAAAAAAAAAAGAUGUGCUACAAUACAAAAAUUGCCAAAAUUUUAGUCAUACUCAAAACUUUUAUUUUAUGUGAAAUAUAGUGAAGAACAUACUUCACUUAAAUGCCCCAAGUCUAAGAAAUCAAAGGCAAAAUAGGAAAACUAUAGUGAAGGGCACACUGCAAAUAGAAAAUGAUUCCACUUACAAAAAAACAGUAGAAAAAUUAAAAAACAUAUAACAAAUUCUUGCGAAACCAGUUACACGAGAUGUUUCUUUUGCACAGGCUAAGUUUUGCACAGUUUUUUAAAUAAAUAAUAAAUAAAUCCAAAAAUACUAAAAGAGCUUCCAAAAAAGGCCAUAAUUUAUCUUACAAACAUAUUCAAUGCUAUUUUUCACAUAGAAUACGUUCCAAUAUAAAGAAAACGGGCACAAGUAAUCUUGUUACACAAAUUAGAAAAAUCACUUGAAGACGUCACAUCAUAUUGACCGAUAUCACUCUUUCCUAGUUUGUCUAAACUUUUAGAGAAACUUCUACAUAAACGUCUAAAACCAAUUAUAGAAGAAGCAAAUCUUGCAGCAAAACAUCAGUUUGGAUUCUGCAAUAAACAUUCGACAAUCGAUUAGGUCCAUCACAUCACUAACGUGAUAAGUAAAGCUCUCAAAGAAAAAAAUAUUGCUGCGGAGUCUUCCUUGGCAUAAUUAAAGUUUUUGAUGAAGUGUAACUGAAGGAAUUUUUCAUAAAACUGCUUGAACAACUACCACAUACUUAGAGCGCACUUUUUGAAUACUAACUUUUAAUUCCGAGUCCUACAUGAAAAAGCAAUAACUGAAUGGAAAAAUAUAUUAGCUGGAUUACCAUCAAGAAGUAUUUUAGGACCUAUACUGUACCUAAUUUACAUGGCUGAUAUACCAAACGGUUGAUAAAUUAUAUGCAUAUUAUAUUUUUUAGACAGAAAUAAAUUGUGUACCUGUAAUAACUAUAUUUGAAAAUAUGUUCUUUAUAAUCAAUUAAUUUCAAAGUUGUCAAUACUGGAUAUCAAGCUGAAAAUUAGGAAACAAUUUGCGAUUUUAGAUACUCCUAAUUAUCCCUUUCAAUCUCUUAUUGAUAAAAAUGUUGAUGCACUAAUGAUGUACUACUCAACCAUUUAACUGUGCGUAAAUUUCUUAUGAAAAGGUCGAAAAGAACAAUAGUGAUGUGCAAAUUAUAUACGCCCUUAUAUAGUACAUAGGAAAGCUAAUACUUACUAUCAAAAUUAUCGUAAAACUCGACAAUUGAGUAAAAUUUGUUGGUACGCGGACGAUAAUUUAUGUAAAUGAGUGUCUUUUUUUUUAAUCUCUGAACAAUUUUUUAAAAUAAAAUGAUUAAAGUUGCGGAUUGUUAUGUUAAAUCUUUUUAAAAAUAUGAACAUUUGAUUUUAAUAAUAUUUUUAUUUUUAGUUUAUUAUUAUUAUUAUUAAUUUUUUUUUCUUGCUACUUGUGUAAAUCUAAAGUUUAAAAACAAAUAAAACUAAAAAAAAAAUACCUCUAAGGUUAUAAUUAUUAUUUUAGCAAAAGUAAAAUUUUAAAUUAUAAAUAUUUCUGCAUAAAACACGAACAUUAAAGUCAUGGUAAUUAUACUUGUAAAAAUAUAUAUAGAAAGAGACACUAAUAAAUAACAAUUAGUAAAGUAUGUUAACGGUAAUAAACCUUUAGGUAUUUCAUUUAACUAAAAGUUAUUUUACCCUUACACCUACCACGUGAUUAAUUAAAUUAACAGAACGUCAUUAUCGUCAUGUAGUUAGUCUUGUUUGAAAAUAAUGAAAAUAUUAUAUUAUUAAUAACAUAUCAAAAGUCAUGUAGUUAAUGACCAGUAACAUUAUGGUGUAUGUGGUUUAUUUUCAUAUUUUAAAAUGUAAUAAAAGAAAUAAACGUGUAAUUUUGGAUUUAUCUAUUUGUUUUUGUUUUUUUUUUUUUCUGAACCCUUAUUGCAAAAUCCUGGCUAUGCCACUGUUAAUAACAAUAUUAAUACGUAAUUCAAUUCAGUUAAAAAAUAUAAAUAAGGAUAUAUAAAUAUAUGUAUAAUUAUUUUUUUUAAAUACAUACUUAUUAAAUAUAAAUAAAUAACUACUUACAUUCAGUGGCAUGGCGAAUGCUUAUUUAAGCGGGUGGCUAAUUUAUGUUUCACAAAAUAAUUGGAUAGUUCUAAUAAUUAUUAUAAAUUUAUAUUAUUAUUAUUAUUAUUAUUAAUUAUUGAUGAUUAUAAAACAACCAUAAUAAAUAAUCGUAUGUGUUUAAAAUCACUGUUCACUAUUCACGAUUAGAUUAUGAAUUACAGUGCUGAGAUAAUGAGACGUGAAGAUUAAAACACUUUAAGAGGGUAUUUUUGAGUGGAUUUGUAGCUCCGCCUUAUUUAUGCCUAUAGUCCUUACAAAAAAUGGGAUUUUUUUUUUUAUUAACUGUUAAAUAAGGUGGAUCUAAAAUAUUUACCUCUCAGCGAUUUUGAAUCCACCAUGCCACAGUUUACAUUAUAAAUUAUUCAACAAUUUCGAAAUAUUUUAUAUAAUAAUAGUAUUAUGAAUGUUAAACAAUAUUUAUAAUAUCAAUUAAUAUACUUCUAAAAUGAAUAGGUAAUAUACUAAUAGGUAUAUCGAAACGAUUUAAAACUGAUACGAUUCGGCACUAGCACUUAAUAUUAAUAUAUAACACGUUUAUAAAAAUUAUAAUAUUGUGUUUUACAUGAAAACCACAAUCUACAUUCUACAAUUCAAAAUAUGAUUACUUUUUUUUUUCCAAUUAUUUUUUUCGUUUGUUACAUAUAUUUAUAUGGUAAAUAUUAUUUAUAUUAGAAUUAAUUUUGAUUUUAAUCGCAUUUACUAGGUUUAUUAAGUUAUAAAAACGACAUGUAUCCAUUACGGCUAGGUAGGUAGCUACAACUCACAUAUUAUUGAAAAACAGUCCGAUUAAAAUCCGUUCUUCGAACACAGACUUCCAUUUUAUUGGUAGCAAUCAAAAACAGUAUUAUUAUCACGAUGACCGCGGCAAUAAUGAGAACUACUAAAAAACCUGAAGAAAAACAAAUAAAUUUAUUAAAUUUAAAAAAAAACUCAUGAGCAGCAGAGCUCCGUCAUUAAAGUUGAAUGUUACCCCAGCCGAUUAAUCACUGUUACGAUAAUUUAUUUAUUUCAGAUUCUAGUUUCACUAUUUGUGUGUGUUUUAUUUGUGUGCGUGUGUCUAAAAACAACUUCUCUACCAGAAAUCUUAUUCGAAUCAAAAACAAAACAAGAGAGCUUCUUUGUAGCGUUUCGGAUCUAGUUUGUUGAGUAGUUGAUCAUUUUUUGAGUUUCCAAGCAGUUUUCAUAAUAAUUGAGAAAAAUUUAAUAGGAAAAACCGCCAAGUUUAUGUCAAUAAAAACUGUCGGCUUUGUUUUAUUUCAGAAAUGUUGAGGAAUUCAAGUGUAGAAUCUUUUCUGAAAGAAAAUUGUAUCAAGUUGUUUCGUUGGAAAAUGGUAAAGUUGUAAGUUGUUUUAAAUUGUGUGAAUUAUAGGUUACGUGUGUCCCAUUUUCGAUCUUUAACAAAUUGUUUUGUUUUUAUAUGUAUAUAUGUAUGAAAUCGGAUGACACGUUUGAAUUUAUUAAUUUUAUUAAUUUGCAUAAAGCGUAUAAUUAUAUAUUGAUGUUUUUUAUUAUAUAAAUUGCUGUUAUCAAAACGUUUACUUCAAAAUGAUCGCGGUCUACGAAGAAUUUUCAAAAAUAUCGAUUUCAUUUAUCAAGUAACUCAUUAAAACGAAACAAACCUCGUUUUGUUUUGAAUCUAAAACGUACUAAUUGGUACCUUUACCUAUAUUGAUUAGAUAAAAAAAAUUAACUCACCUGUUCGGUCAAACCAAUUAUUUUCGUUAUCAUUAUUGCACUCGGCAACCCAAUCGGUUACCAACACUGGUCUUAUGAUGUCAAUAAAUUGAUCCAGUUCGCAAGCAACAGAAUCGCAACCGGGUAAAUGUAAUAAAUGCGGUUCGUGUUUGGUUGAAUUCCGAUACGAUAACUACAAAAUAUGUAUUGUAUUCAAGAUCAAACGUAUUAUAGAAUACAUCUUAAACCAGGAUUACGUUAGCGAGCGUCGCUCGUCCGACGCUUGCCAAUAUGCACCUCCGUAAGAAGAUACUUAUUGUAUUUAUGGAAUACAAGGGGAAAAGGUCCCAGGUAAGAAGGACUUUAGUGAAAUUCGUGUAGUUUUAAAUGCAAAUAACUUUUAGAUAAUUUAAGAAAUUAUUACUAAAUGACUAAAUUUCUAUUUAGGUAAUAAAUAUUAUGUCUUGUACCUUUUUCGCCAAAACAAAAAGUAUAUUAAGUACAAUGUAGUAACCUAAGAUAUUUUAGUUUUACCUAUAAUAUUUGUUAAAAUAUACAUACAUGUUUAGCCAUCCGUAUAGCCAUCAUUUCAUUUAGACCAAAAAAUAAAAGAAAAAAUUGUUUUUAAAAAUAACGAACAUACUUCACACGAUGAGUAGAGGUAGGUCCUACUGUUUUAGGAGAGAAGUUGGAAAAUUUGAUAUAUGUCUACACGCAACAAUUAAUUAUUGCUAACGUAAAACGAUUCUAAGCAGAGUUCGAUUUUACAUGUUUUGAAAGGCCGAAAUUUGUAUUACUUAAAAAGAAUAUAUUUCGUAAAUUUUCUCAUUUUUCCUACUUUUUUCCCGGUAUUUCCCAUUUUUUAUGAAAACCCCUUAGAAAAUCCUAAAACAACGUCCUUAAGGUACCACCCAAAUUAGAUUUCCUUUCAGAAAAAGUGCUACACUUAAAAAUUGGAGCAAAAUAUCUGGUAGAAAAAUUUGUUUACAAAAAAAAAGCUGUAAUAAUUACAGUUAAAAAAAAAAACCAUUCCUGGCUCUUCACAGAAUUUAAAAAAAUGACCAAAAUUGACUUAGCUCUGUUUUCUUGUGACUAAAGAAAAUAAUAAUUUUCGCGAUACCCAUUUAAGUUUUACCAAGACGGACAUACUUCGUACGUGAGUGCAGCUACUGUUGUAGGUGGGAAGUUGAGAAGGUGGGAUACAAACGGGAAUUUAAUAUAUAUCUGUACCUAAAUAACGAUAAACCAUUUCUAACGAAUAAACGAUUCAGAGUGGAGUUCAAUUGAUAGUAUUGCUUGGUCAAUAAUAUAUAUGUCAAAAUAAUUACAUAUGCGUUAAACAUUUUCUUAAAUAAUGUAUCUGUUUUCCCGUUCUCCCAUUUUUCCUACAUUUAUUUUCCGGUUCUUCCAAUGUAUUCAGAAAACUCCUUAGAAAAUCAAAAAAUAACCAAACCUAACCUAACUUAAAGUUCCUCCCUAGUCAAAUUUCCUUUAAGAAAAUGUGCUAUCAUUGUAAAUCGGAGAAAAAUUGCUGAUAUAAAAUUUGUUUACAGGACAAAAAACAAUAAUAAAUAAUUAACAUUGUAAAACCGUAAGCUUCUUCGCUCCACUCAGAAUUUAAAAUAAUUUUUCAUUAAAUACGUUUUUUAUAAAAUUAUUUAAAAAAAUGAAUUAAAUUUAAUAUAAAUACAAUGAGGCAUAUUCUUAUUUCAUUCAAUUUGUACGCGUUUCGUAGAAUUAAAUUAAUUUAAAAAAUAAAAACAAAACAUUUUGCAUACAGGUAUGUACAGGUUAUAUGUUGCAGGUGUAAACCCGGAAUCCGUCCAAACUAGUUUCCACAAAUCCCUUUAGUCAAUUCUAGUGUCGACUAGUCCAAACUAAAAUUAAUUACAGACUUAAAUAAGUCAGUCAAAACUAGAUUUUACUGAAACGCAUGUAUUCCAACCGGCACUAACUUAAACGCAUACGAUCUAUAAAUACUGAUCCAUAAAUUCGACGGGCCGGCUAUCAAAAAUAUUAAGAUUAACCAAUCGUCCAUCCAAUCACUUCUAGAUAUGAUAACUUCAACUGAUUAUACCUUAAAGAUAAUAAUUCGGCCGCUGUAGCUUUUUAUCCAGUGUUUUCGGUUUUGCCAAUUCGUUUGCCUUCGUUAUAGUGGUUGUUUACGUGUAAGUUUGUCUCGCGCAACUAGUUAAAACUAUCAAAAUAAAAAUUACGGAUUUUCACUAGACAAUUUUAGUUUUCAACAAUUUAUUUCAGACAAAACUAGUUCUAACUAAAAAAGAAUAAGUUAAAUCUAGUUUUACCGGUGAAGGUCUUAGUUGGUUCUAGUUUUAACUAGUCGAAACUAGAAUUGACUAAAGGGAUUUGUGUAAACUAGUUUUGACGGAUUUGGAUUUUAACUGUAACAUAUUUAUAUAUAUACAGGCAUGUGUAGAUAAAACAUAAGAAUGAAAAAAAAUUACAUUUCUUCGUUUAAACUUUUAAGAGAAAUAAUUAUUAGGUUAAAAGUUUUUUUUUUCUAAUAUUUUAUUUAAACUGCGGAAAACUCACUGUGACCACAUAACUCCCGGUUUUAUUUAACCGGAGUUCAAACAUCAAUACAGCACCAUACGGUACAAUUGCAUAAUUAAAAAGUUCCAUGCUGUCGAGUAAAUUGAUUAUAGUACUAUCAUGAGCCGAAUAAAUCCAAAUCAUUCUAUUAGGGUUUAGAGUCCGAUUCUUCUUUUCAACCAUACGAUGUACAAUAUCAUUGAGUAAAGCACCUGAAAUAUUAUCAAUAUUUAUACUUUAAUACUGAAAAUUUAACUAAACGACAAGCGUCCAGAAAGAGAACUGAGAAUGAUUAGAUCAAUUAGAUGUAUAUUGUAUAUUUUCUUUAUACCUAGUACAAAUAGAUGUGCGAAGUACUUGCGGUGAUUCGAACUGGAAAAGGAAAUUAGGUGGAAUGGUCCUCAGAGGUAUAAAAAGGUAGAGAAACAGAAGAAAAUAACUAAUAUAGCUUGUAAAUACCUAGUUAUCUAUAAAAUAUAGGGAUUUUAAGUUGUUCAAAAAAAUUAAAAGAAUUGUAAACAAAAAAUAGAGCUGAUACUUGGGACGGGUGCGCCACUGUACUGUUGUUGGUAGAAAGUUGAAAAGGUAGGAUACAUAAAGUUAUUAAAUUUAUAUCUGUAAGAAAAGAUUACCCAUUGCUAAUAUCGAAAAGCGAAGUUCGAUUAUAAAUGUUUUGAAAGGUCGUAAUAUUUACGAUUUUCGUCAAAGUUUGAUAUUAAAACUUUUAUAAAAUAAAUAAUACUACAUUACACUCAAUUUUUAUUACCACUAAGAACAACUUAAAAUAGACUUCUUAUUAAAUUUUCAAGCAUUUCUGUUUCGUAGAACAAUUUUAUCCACAGCUGUACCUAUCAAGUAAAAACUACAUAAAAACUCGCAAAAUUAAAAUGUCUAUAAAUAGCUCAAAAAUGGUUUAAAUAUUUUUUAAAUUUUGUCCCAGCUAGAAAAUGUAAACAUAAGUUUUUUCAAUAUAUCAAGUCUCUAAGAAUAUUUUAAACAGAAUAGCAAUAAAAAAAAACAAAAUUAAAAAUAAUGAAAGCAUAAUUUUCGUAAAUUUCCCCGUUCUAUCGGGUUUGCUCAAUUAUUUAAAAUAAUUGUUUAAACUUUAAUAAACUAAUAAACUUUAGAAACUAUUAUAGUACUGCGUUCGGUGUGAACAAUUUUGGAAAACCCAGUAUCUCGUUGGAAAAUUAAGCCCCAAUUUUGAAAAUGGUAUCGUUGGCCAGAACUAAUUCAGCACUAAAUUUUAGUAUUACAGCGGAUUUUGGUGCUGGUACUGCAUCCGCUAACUUCACUUACCAUUUGGAAAGUAAGCUCCCGCGUAAAUUUUUUCUGGACAGAGCACUCAUUUUUAAAUUAAUACUGUUUGCCAGCACUAAUUUAACUUUAUUGGUACUAGAAAUAAAAUUAGUGCUCGAUGUCCGUCUACUAACUUCAUACUAUAAAAUUAUUAACAAAAAGAAAAAAGAAAAUCCUUCGUUACGCUCCGAAUCUAAACUAAAAAAAAAACACAUCAUAGUAAAACCAUAAAAAUAAAACCAUAAAAUAUAAAACCAUCUCGCUACGUUCCAAAUUUAAAAUAUUGUUAGGAAUAAUUUAAAUUUAUAUAUCACAGUAAACAACUUUAAUUGUUUUUAUUUUUGUUUUUUUUUUUUUUUUUUUUAUGGAAUGCAAUAAUUGACGCGUUCGAAUUUAUAGUAUAUAGUAAAUAUAAUCAUUAUUCAUUAUUAUGUAGGUAUAAUAAUACGUUUCCUUCAUGUACCCGGAUACGAUAGAAACCGAAACGAUCGUCCAAUAUCCUGCAAUAACAAUAUUCUGCAAUAUCUUAUCCGAUUCGCUUUUUACUACAAUAUCUAACUUAAUGUAAUACAAAUAACGCAAGUAUACGCGUCUUAUUUUUAUUUUAUCUUCUUCAUUCUUCGUUUACGUUUAUUAUUCUUGUACACGUGCGUCGUAUCACAGUAAUAUAUAUGAGCUCGUGUGUAUAUAUAUAUUUAUACUCAUGAUUGUUUGAAUAUCGGGUUAAAAUUACAUUAUACAUACAUAUUGACCUUAUAAGAAUAACAACUUUUAUAAAAGAAAACAUUGUUUAAAAUUUAAAUGUGUAGGUUUUUUUUUUAUAUUAAAUUUUUUACGCUACCUAAUAGUGAUUAAAUUCAAAGAUAAUAAAUUUAACCCUCAUAGCAAAUAAAAAAAGAGCUAAUACUGGAGACAGGUAUGGCCACUGUUAUAGGUGGGUAAUUGGGAAGGUGGGAUACAUAAAGAUAUUUAAUUUAUACCUGUAACCUAUAACCUGUAUACCUGUUUAUUUUGAUCGCAUGCAGAUGAACAUAAGAACUCGCUCAUAAACGUUGAAAACUUAAAAUGUUCAGUGUAACACACACGAUUGAAAGUACAGGCAUAAAUAUUACUACUGGUACCUAUAAUGUGUGUUAGACAAUGGAAACGGAUAUAGGCUCAACAUUCUCUCAAUAGAUAUAAAAUAAAAUAAAUAAUACUACAGAUGGAUGCGAUAUUAUUAUAGGUGGGAAGUUUUGAAGGGUAAGAUACAUAAAGUUAUAUAAUUUGUAUUUGUACACAACGAUAAUUAUUGCUAAAAAAAUGUGAUUCUGAGCAAAUCGGUUAUACAGUGCUGUGACUUGCGAUUUUCAACAAGAUGUUCACUAAUACUGUUGAAAUACUUAUAAAAACCGUUUUACUUUUUUUUUUAUUUAUAUAAAAUACAACUUAUUACGAACCCACUGUUCAGUUUUCAAACAUUUUGGCUUAGCUAAGUAAAAUAUUUAUCCACCUUAAUUGAAAAAGCGUGAUUUAUAUGAUUUCAAAUUGGAACUUUAAAUAAAUACAGGGUGUCAAACAAUAUUAUCCUUGUACUAAUAAAUCAGUCAAUAAAUAUUCAUUUUUAUUUACAUUUUUUUUCAAUCGGGUUUUGUGUAAGGAGACAUGUUUGCAGAGAAAAGUUAAAUUUUUAUUUUCAUCCAUUAAUCACAGAAAAAAAUUAACUUUUCCACUUUUUAAAAUUUUCAAAAUAGCCGUCUUGUAAAAUAUAUCAAAUAUUCUAAAAAUUUUAAUAUAACAUAUUCAUAUCGGAUCAAAAUUUUCUUAAUAAUAGCCAUUUAAUUUCUAGAAAAUUGGCGUGAAAAACAUUAAUUAGAAUGACACGUUACGCGAUAAGGAAUGACUGUCCGCAUGGUAAUUCCUUCUCUUCCAGGCUAAUCCAAAAUGCCCCAACAAGAUAAAAAUUUUGUUCAGAAAAAGUGCUACAUCAGAUAUAUUGAAGCAAAAUUUCUAGUAAAAAAGUUGUUCAAACGAAUCAUCAUCAUGUUCUAAAGGUAACGUCUGUCGAGUUAGCCAUAUGUGACUCAUCUUUUGCUGCUUACUUUAGUUGUUGGUAGGAUGUGCAGCCCAUCUUCUCUUUUAUAUCAUGGAAAUAAUUUGUUCUAGGUCUCCUCUUGGUCUUCGUCCCAUUAUUCCUCCUUCAAAUAUAUUAUUAAGAAAAUCAUUGUGACGAAUAAGAUGACUAAUAAAUUUUAUUUUCCUUUCCAUUAUGUUAAUCACUAUACUUCUUUCCUCUCCUAUUUCUUCUAGGACUUUUUCAUUUGAUUUUCGUUCCACCCAAUUGGUCUUAAUCAUCUUCCUCCACAACAACAUCUCCAUUAAUGCAGAUUGUUUUUAUCUUUCUGCGUCAUUGUUCAUGUUUUACAACCAUAACACUCCAUACAAAAGUUCUAAUAAACUUUUUACGAGUUUCAAAUUUGAGGUGCCUAUUACUAAUUAUAUUAUACUUUUUGAGGAAAGCUUGUUUAGCGAGUUAUUCUUCUCUUUAUAUCCGCUGCUGAUUGGUUUCUAUUUGUAAUUAAGCUUCCCAGAUAGCAAAACUCUUUAACUCUCUGUAUCAGAUUGUUUCUUAGAUUGAUAUGUACCUCAUCUUUGUUAUUUAUCUUACUUAUCAACAUUAUUUUCGUCUUCUGUCAAUUGAUCUUCAGUUUAUACUUAUCAAAUAUAUCUGCCAAGGUGUUGAACAUUUAAUUCAUAUCAUUUUGAGACUCAGCUAGCAAUACAAUGUCAUCUGCAAAUUGUAUGCUGUGAACUUUUUAGCCAUUGAUCUUUAUUCCUCCCGUCUUACUUUUUAUUUCAUAUAUCGAUGUUUCAAUGAAGAUAUUAAUAAAUAUGGUGAUAGUGGCCAUCCUUACCUGACUCCUUUUCCAAUUUUAGCUUGUUUUGUUGUUCCAUUAAUAUCAAUUGUAGUUGUCUGAGCUUUAUUUAGUUUUAAAAUAAGUCUUCUAUCUCUCCAAUCAAUUCCAUUAUCUUUCAAAGUUCUAAAUAAAUACCUCUAAUUUACUUUAUCGAACGCUUUCUUUAGAUCUAUGAAAGUAGUGUAUAUAUUUCUGUUACAUCUAUUUUUCUAUCAAGAAUUUGAUGUUGUACUAGUAUCGCUUCUUUUGUCCUUCUUUCAUUCCUAAAUCCAAAUUGAUCCUCUCCUAUUUGGUUUUGUAUUUUAUUCUUCAACCUAUGUUUUAUGACAUUUAGGAGUACUUUUGAUACAUGAGAUAAAAUAGAAAUUGUCCUUUAGUUAGAACAGUUAUUUGCAUUUCUCUUUUUAGAUAUGGUAAUGCAUUUACGUGUGAAGAAGUCGUUAGGGAUCUUUCCUUUUCCAUAACAAUCGGUGAUGAUAUUAAAUAGCUUAUCUGUCGUUGCAAUGUCUAAGUUUUUUAAUAUUUCUGCUGGUAUUUCAUCCAUAUCCGUUGCUUUUUUAUCUCUUAGAUCUUUCAUCGCUUUAUAUAACUCUUCUCUGGUUAUUGCUGAUCCUAAUUCAUUCAUAUAUACAUCUUCUUCACUUUCAAUAUAAAUUUGUUUAUCUUCAGUUUCAUCUCUUCUGUGUAACUCUUCUAUGUAACUCUAUGUAAUUCUUCUUUUCGUCUAUCUGUUACUUUUUCGUUUUCAAAUAAGAUAUUUCCUGAUUUAUCUUUAACCACAUAACUUUUUGUUUUCGGAGUGUAAUUUAUUUUUUUUCACUUUAUCGUAGGCUUUGUCAGUAUUGUUUCUUAUUAAAUCAAUUUCAAUUUCUUUGCAGUUUUCCUCCAGCCAUUUACCUUUCGCGAUUCUACAUUCAGUUAUUAUUUUGUUCUUUACCUUUUUAUAAUCAUCGUAAUUAGUUUCUCUUAGUGAGUUUCUUAUUUUGAUAAAGUCCAAAAUAUUUUGGUUCAUCCCUGGUUUCUUAGAGAUUAUAUGUUGUACUUGAUUAUUGGCCGUUAUAUCUGCUACAAAUAUCGGCAAUGGUUGGUAGUAACGAAGCUGCUUACCUCCGUUACCUCCUUUUAAUCGCCUCUUACAAUAAGUAGGAGUUACUGUGGACUUAUUCUAACUCCAAAACCGCAGAGGUAAAAACGAGUGUAUACGAGAAGAUACAAAUAAUAAAAAUACAUUAUACAAUAAAAAAAUCAUCAUAAAACCAAACGCUAUGCUCUGAAUCUAAAAAUAUAUGUAAAAAAAAAUUUUAAGUAUACAUACCUCCUCGUAAUCUUUUCAACGCGAGAGUAUGCGUAGGCAAUUCUAUAUUUUGUUUGACUACGGUUAACAAUGGCUCAGGAUAUAUACUUUUAGUCCACUUUGGUAGGGUAUAGUUGAAUGUUGUCUAUCAUAUAAAACAAAAUAUUAUAAUUCUAUAAAUAAAAAUAAUUUUAACACUAUGGUAAAACUAUAGAUUAAGAGCGAGAACUUACCAACAGAAAUUUUGAAUUAUUAAAAAUAUUACCCGUAAGAAUAACAAUUUAGAGACAAUUAUAUACGAUUGUACAAUUUGUACAAUUAUUCUACUUCGUUCUGCGCCCCUGAAUCUUAUACGUUCAUAAAUAAUAGACUAUAUCGGUUUAGUAUUAGAUAUUAUAAGUAUAGGUACGACAAUAUAUUGAUAUUCCCAAAUACAAAAUGACCAUGGGAAAAAUUAAACGAAGUACCCAGAGGGAAAUAUGGUCAAAUUCAAAAAUAGUCAAGUGAAAAAACUUGAAAUUUUUGUAUUCUACCAUAUUACUUCUAUAUCCUAACUUUCCAACUUCCCACCUAUAAAUCCAUCGGGCGAACAAAUGACUUUUUUUAUUAGUUGUCUUUUAUUGUGCUUUGAAAACAUUAUUAUUAUUUGUGUUAUUAAAAUUGAUGUAUAUUCAUAUUAUAUUAAUAGAGUCUAGGUAAUAAUGACCAUGGAAAAUAUCCCCAGUUUUUUCAAUGACUAUAUUUUCCUCUGGACAUAUUUUUACCUGUGAUCAUAGGUACAUACAUCAACACGUCAAUACAAAUAUUUUACUCAUGCUGUUUGCAAUUAAAAAUAUUUUAAAAACAAAUCAUAAAAACUUAAGAACUUUAAAAAUUAAUAAGAUAAAUUCUAAAACCAAAACACGAAAGGAUAUAAUACCGACGGAUAUAAUACGUUUUUGGUACAUAGAAAUAUAUUUACCUGCAAAUAUAGAACAUAUUUGAGCACAUAAACACAUAACACAUUCGAAUAUCUCACUGGUACAUAAAAAUACUAUGUAGCCGACUUGGAAAUGUAUUAAAUUAACUCAAUAUAGAGAUGUUACAAAAUAUUCAUCCCUAAUUGGUCCAAAAUUAAAUUAAAUAAUUAGCCAAAUCUAUACAUUAUGUAUCAGUAUAAAUAAUAAUUUUAGAACAACGACAAGUAAUCAAAUAUUACUAAAAUAUUUUUAGGAUUUUUAGUCUUCCAAGGAGUGCUUUUUUUUUCUUUUUUUUAUAAAAAAGACCUUUUUUUUGUAGAUGUAGUCAAACAUUAGAAAACGUUAUAUUAUUUAUGUUACGGUGUAUGCAUUAAUUCCAAACGUGUUGCAUUCAAUGUCAAUGAAUGUAACCAAACGUGCUGCGACCUACUGAUGGUCAUUAUUAACCGAGGUCGGUGUUACUACACAGAAUAUAUACCAUAUUUAUAUUAGAUAUAUUUACCUCAACAAAAAGUACAUCGAAUAGUAAUGUAGUAGACGUCACUGCAUUUUUCCCCAUUUCAAGCUGUGAAUUAUUUUUGAUGUACUCGAACAUUGAUUGAUAUUGGUCAUAAAACUUCUGUAUUUUUGAAUCAUCGAAUAGUUUAUUAUACUCUUUUAAAUACUUUGGACAAGUUGCAAACGACGAUAUCUUCUAAAAUGCAACAUAAAAAUUGCGCUAACUAGAUCCAAAAUGCCAUGGAGAUUUUUAUAUUGAAAAGUUAUUGUGACACAAAAAAGAAAUUUAAUUUAAAAACACACAUUAUAGAAAUCAAUCAGAAAAAAUACUAAAGAAAUACUUUCUUCGUUGCACUAAAAUUCUAAAAAAUUUCACCCAUCAUAGUAAAACAUUCCUCACUCCACUCAGCAUCUAAUAAUAUGAAUAUCAGAAUAAUAACAUUUACUAAUAACAUUUUUCUUAAUUUUAUUCUUAUCUUCACGAUAAUCUCGUAUCGUACGCAUAUACGGAUAUAAAUUAAAUUACCCUAUAUAAUAUAUUCUAUUCCAUUCUGACUUGACAUCUAUACAAAAGUCACCUAUAUAUUCACAAUUAUCCUGCUUUUUUUUUACCCGGCUGUUAUUUUAACAUUUUGUUCACUCAUAAAUACUUUUUAAAUGCCCAUUGGAAUUAUAUAUGUAUAUGCAAUAGUUAAACAUAUUACACCGAAUUAUUUAUUUUAUUGGUAAAAAUUGCAUACCUAUUAUAAUUAAUAUACAUAAAUAUACUUACGUUGUCUACGAAUAUCGGUACCGUAUGUAUCGGUAUUGGUUGAAAGCUUAGCAUCGGUACCUUGUUCAAAUCGUCAUUGGUCAAAAAUGUAGAGGGAUACAUACCGGCUAAAUUGGCUUGAGCACUCAUUAUAGUUCGAUCAAAGUCAGAGCUCUGCACAAACACGUCAUCAACAUGGUAUAUUUUGGGCAACCAUCUGUCGUACCGGUCUCUCAACCAUUUUCCUAAUAUGUAUUCUCUUUCUAUUCCAACCUGAAUAAUACAUAGUAUAAAUUAUAGGUAUCACAUUUAAAAUCUUUUGGAGUCUGUCUCCUGCCAUCAUGUCACCAAGACUUUUGACGAGCAUUUUUUUUAUAAUACUUUUAAAAUUGUUUGGAUCUAUUAUGAUUACCUACUAUACUAUUAUUAUUAAUUACUUAAAAUAUCACGAUAAAAAUAAAAUAGGUACAAAUAUACAAUAAUUAAGUUAUAAACAUUAAAACAAUGAAUAAUAAUGAAACAUUUAAACAAAAAUAUGAGCUCUCUUGUGCAUUAGUAACCUUAACUAGUUUGUUAGGAAACCCCGGUUUUUUUUUGUUUUUUUUUUUUUGAGGUUUUUAAGUCCACACAAAAAUAAACGAAAUUGCAAAUUAUUAGCUACACUCCAUUAAUCAUAUACAACGGUGAAAUUAAUGAGAUCUCUGAUAAACGAUUGGUUUUUCGAUUUUUUAAGAUUUAGGUGAGAAUGGGUGUUCAGUAAAACAAAAACUAAAUAUUAAUUCUCACUUGUUUUGUUAUUAAUUUAGUCAAAAUAGGUGAAAAUAAUAGGAUAUAUUUGGAAAUAUUGGCUGGUGUAUGUACUGGGUACAAACAUAAGAUGAAGGGGGGCUACAGGUACUAUAGUCUCCUCCCCAAAUAUGUUUUAUUUCCUCUAUUUUUGGAGAGGGGAGGGAAUUUUUUAUUUCCCAUCGCAUAUUUAUUAAGAAGUGCAACCACAAAUUAUCGUUUUUCAAACCUCUAUUCUACAUAUUUAUUAAUUUUACUACUCAGAACCGUAGGAUUGACUAAUCUUUGUGAUAUUAAUUUGUAAUGAUUGUUUGCAUAAUGUAUGCAUGUAUGUAUGUUGACUCUUGAUACAUACGUAUUACUAUGGGGUACAUGAUAUAUAGGGUGAUUCAUUAAUCGUGCUUUAACUACACUUAAAAAUUCCAAAAAUCUGUAUUUGAAUACAUGCAAAAUUUAAUUGGUGUGACAUAUUUAUAAAUGUAUGCAUUUUUUCAACUAGAACUUAUAAUUGUAUAAUGGUUAAUUUAAUAAUAGGUAAGAAGUAUAGCUUAAUAAACUAUAUUAAACUAUUAAUAUAAUUCAUAAUAUACAAUUUGAGUAUUGUUUUUCGUGAAAUUGUCAUGGGUUUUAAUUCCCCCCCAUUAUAGGUAAGGCUACGCCUAUGGACUACUGUAUAGAUAAUAGAUUUAGUUUUAUUUCGUCACGGUCCAAAUAUACAUACAUAUAUUGGUUUUUUAUGAACAAUGUUCUUUGGAAAAUAUUUUAUAAUGAUGUAUUCUAACUAAUAUUUUUAAUAAAAUAAUGAAUUCAGUAUACUCACCAAGGAUAAUCCGCCAAGUCCCAUCGGCCAGUAUUUUGAUACAUUUGCGUACGGAUCGGUAGGAUAAGUUUUUUCAAAUGACCGUUCACCGUGUCUAUAUACCUAGAAAUUAUUUAAAUAGAUAAUUAGAUUUAUAUAUAAUAUGCAUUAAAUGUAUACAUACAUUUUCAAAUGGAACUACGAGUAUUUUUAUGCUUGAUUAAUAUUUAAUAUUUAAAUGCAUCUUUUUUUAUCUAAAAUUUUAAUAAUGGCCAUUGCACAAUGUUAAAUUUUAGAUUUAUAUAAAUGAUUUAAAAUAGGAUAAAAUUACACAAUAUACCUGAUUGCACUCUUCGAAAACUACUAUUAUAUUGCAAUAUAUAUGUUUAUAGGAACACGACAUAAACUUUUAUUUGGUAAAACAUUUAAAAUAUUAUAUUACUUUUUUUUAUCUAUUACCUAAAUAAGGAAAAACGUGCUAAGAAAAUGGGGAUGGGUGCAACCACUGUCAAAAGUAAUCUAAUGUACACCUGUAAGCAACGAUAAACCAUUGCUAACGAAAAAACGAUUUUGAGUGGAGUUUAUUUAAUAGUGCUGCUUUGUCAACAAUAUUCAUGUUAUAUUAAGAUCAAAUUCCAAUUAUUCCAAUUCCAAAAUUAAAAUGGAUCCCAUUUUUCCUCACUUUAUUUUCAGUUUUUCACAUUUAUUGAGAUAACUAUUGAAAAAAUAAAAAAAUGACCUUCUUAAGUACCUCCCCAUACCGAUUUUCUUUUAGAAAAGGUGUUACAAAUGAAAAUUGGGGCAAAAUCUCUGGUAGAAAAGUUGUCCACAGAACAAUAAAAAAAAGAGAGCUGAUACUGGGGAUGGGGAUGGGAGUGGCCACUACUGUAGAUGAGAAGUUGGGAAGGUAGGAUACAUAAAGUUAUUUUAUUUAUAUCUGCAAGCAAAGAUAAACCAUUGCUGACAAAAGACGAUUCCGAGCGCAAUUCAAUAAUUUAAAGUGCCGUAAUUUUUUUUUGCGAUUUUCAUUUUUAAUUUGAUUUCAAAACGCUUUUAAAAAAAAAAAGUUAUCGAAUGACUUUUGGAAAUUUUACCACGUCUAGAUAAGUUGCAUGCCUCAUGAGUUGUCUAUCGAAUUACAGGAAAAAAACUCCCGAAAAUUAAAAUUCCUUAAAACCUCAAAAGUGGCUCAGAAGUUUUGGCAAUGAUACCGUUAAAAAUUAAAUCAAAUAGGCACCAAAAUAAUUUUUUUUGAUUUUUCUAUUAAAUCAUUUUUUCUGGUAAAAAAAGAUCGUAAAAUUGUACGUUUUCUUACGGUUUUUCCCACUCAAGUGCUUUUAUUUAAAAAAUUAAAAAAUGAUCUGUCUAAGGUACAAUUUAAACUUGAGCUUUCAGAAAAAAUUCUACACUAAUACAUUGGAGCAAGUUUACUAGGAAAAAACGUGUCCAAAGAAUGGAAAAAAGAAAAAAUCGCUACGCUCGGAAUCUAAAAUAAUAUCUUUUUAAAACCAUAGCUUCUUCUCUCCACUCAGAAUCUAAAAUAUUGGGAAUAAAAAUGUGUAAGAAUUCAUAUCCAAAUCAAAUAAUUUUUAUAUUAAUAAUAUUUCAAAAUGUACACUUUAUAGGUAAUAUGCAUCAUUUCAUCAUUUAUGAAGCACCGAAUAACAGCAAAUGUAAUUAUAUUCGUCUAAUAUCCUAUCACAUGACAUAGGUUUUAUUCUGUUAUCGGGACAAUCUAAUGUUUAUUUAGUACUUACGUACAUACGACGCAGGAACACUCCACAAAUAAUAAGUUUUAUUCCAAAAAAAAAAUAAAAAUACCUAGUAGGCAAGUACCUAAUAUUCGUGAAUAGUGUGUAAAACCCGUGUAUUUAAAAAAUUUAGAAAAUAUGUGUAUUGUGUAAGAAUAAAAAUACUAAUUAACGUCUGUAAUAAAAUAAUAUGUAAACAAUUAAUAACUAUUAUACUUUAUGAGUUAUCGAUGUCAAUUAUUGCGACUUAUAUACAAUAAAAUAAUUAGUCGUGCAAAAACUCUAAACUUUAUUAAAAGAUGUGAUACACGAUUUUACAAUAAAUCUAACCUACAUAAUACAAUAUAACUAUUUUUGUACGCCCGAUAUAAUACGGACGUAUAUUGCAAAAUUAAAAAAAAUCGAGUGACAAUAGAAAUACACGUGUCUUAGAUAUAUAAGUCAUGACUUCAAAAAAGGAGAAGGUUCUCAAUUCGUUUUCUUUCAAUGUACUUUUUAACAAUAUCACCACAGUAUUUUAAGUAGUAAAUAUUAAACACUAGAAUUGAAAUUGAAAAUGUUUCAUGUUGAAAAACAAAAUAUGUAUAGGUAUUGCAUUAUUAUUCAACCACUGAGUCUAAAUAUGAUUCAUCCGCAAUCACGCAACUGAUUCAUAGCUUUUUAUCAAUUAAUUACGUCUAGUAAUUAAUACGUCGCUAAUUCUCAAUUAUUGUGAUUAGGUUAUUAUGAGAUACAAUUAAAACAGCUCACACAUUUAUUGAGAAAAUCAUAAUAUUAUUAUGUUGACCCUAUAGUGGUAUUGGUAACCUAACCUAAACAUACCUUUAAAAGUAUCGCCAACCAACCAAAUUUAAAUUACAUCGAUCGUGUAGUAAUCACACAUCAAUACUAAAAAUUAAACGUUUAUAUCAGGGGUAGAUAAUUGGUGGCUCGCGGGCGAAACCGACUCGCGGAGAGGAAUAAACGGACCGCCAAAAUUCUUUUCUUUUAACGUUUGUUUUUUUGUGUUCAUUAUAUGUCUCUGUAUAGAUAAGGAAUAUCCAAGCGUCCAAACAUAAUCUAUAUUUAUGAUACAUUUGGUAUAUUUGUAUAUUAUUAUAAAAUAGUAUACAGGGUGAUUCCUUAAGCGUGCUCACCCUUUUGGUUAAAUUUUGAGUGUGUUCAAAUUCUAAUUUUUGAAAUAUUUAAAUGUAGUUAAAGCCGAUAUUUUCGAAUAAUUAGAUUUUUCACAACAUUUAAGGGGUAUCCUUUGGUGAUACCAACUUUGAUUUUUCAAAUGAGAACCUAUAUUAAAAAUUCCAUAAACAGACAGAGUAUUUCAUUAAAUAAAUGUUGGUGUCAAAAUUUUUGAUUUUCAUCAACUCAUUAACGAAAUAUUCCACUUUUAAGUUUAGGGGAAGAAUAGUGAAUCACUAAUAAAACGCCGUGCGCCGUACCGCCACACUAAUGAUACUCCACUACUCUCGCCCUACCAAAACUUAAAAAUGAAAUACCUCGUUAACGAGUUGGCAGAAUUCAAAAAUGUUGACACCAAAAUUUAUUUAAAGUAAUACUCUUUCUAUUUAUGGAAUACAAGUUUCAUUUGAAAAACCUCAGUUGCUAUCACUACAGAUGAUCCUUAAAUGUUGUGAAAAAUCUAAGUAUUCGAAAAUAUCGGCUUUAACUACACUUAAAAAUUUCAAAAAUUUGAAUUUGAAUACAUGAAAAAUUUAACUAAAGGAAUCACUCUGUAUAUAUUUUAUUGUAUAAAAUAAUUAAAUAAUGUUAUAUAAUAAUUGUAUUUUUGAUACAAAAUAAAAACACUUAUUAACGUAAAAAUGAAUGUUUUUCUGGAAGUGGUAAAUAAGACAGAAAACCAAAUGUGUAGAGAAUGAACUGUUUUCAUUGUUCAACUUCAAAUAUAUAUGGUCCUUGAAAAUUUUUUUUCAAAUUAUUCGGUCCCUCUGUGAAACUCAUUUCCAACCCCUGGUUUAUAUUAUAAAUGGAAACGGAAGGAUGCAUUCUAUGUUAUACACGUCGGUGUUUUCAAAUUAUACAGCAUUUUAUAAUAUUCACGAGUGUUUCACGGGAAUAGAGGCAAAAACAAAUAUUUUAAGUAGGGAAAUAAGUGCCAUUACAAGUUUUCAAAAGAACAUCGUGCAUUUGACGUCCAUCUUACCCAUAACAUGAAGCCGGUCAAAUUGUUAACUUGUAGGGAAUUCAAAAUUCAAUAUUCGACCUCUUUCGAAAACAGAGUUAAUUGGCUCAGUAGUUAAGUACUGCGACUUUGGUGACCAAGAAAUACAAAACUUUUCUAGAUUUUGAGUAAAACGAGGAAUAUUUAUUGGUUUUACAAUGAUAUUUAUUUUUUUUCUGUUUACAAAAUUUCUCCUAAAUUUUUUCUUCAGUAAAAACUUUACAAGGGACCUUUUUCAAUGGAUUUUGGCUCUAGCAGAUACUUUACAAAAGUAUUUUUUUGAAAUUCUCAUUAAUAUUCUAGAUAAUAAGAGAAAACUGAUUCUUUAGGUGAAAAAAAAUUAAAAAUAAGAUUGUCAUUGGCAGCAGUUUUUUUUUUUUUUAUUAUAUUUAUUUUUAUUUUUAUUUUAUUAUAUUUAUAUUUAUUAUUUUUAUUAUUUUUAUUAAGUUUUAAUUAUUAUAAUAUUUUAAUCAUUUUUAAAAAAUCGUCAUGAAAAUGCACAUUGUUGAAAAGACAAUAAUAUUGACUGAGCUUCACUCGGAAUCGUUUUUCAUUAGCAAUAUUUAAUCGCGCGUUGUGUAUAAGUAUAAAUUAAAUCCCCCUGUGUAUUCUAGCUUACCAAUUUCUCACUUACAAAAGUUGCUCACUCAUGGUGCGAAUUAUGUCUUCUGUCGUUUUUAGAUUCAAUGUGAAGUGAAGACGCUUAUAGUUUUAAAAACAUUUAUUUUUAUUUUUAUUUUUUUUUUUUUUCUGUGGACAACUUUUCUACCAGAAAUUUUACUCGAAAUUUAAAUGUUGAACCUUUUCUGAAGUCGAAUUAGGGAGGUAUUUUAGAAACGUAAUUUUUCGAUUUUCCCAGAAUUUCUCCCAAAAAAUUUGAAAAACCAGGAAAAAAUAUAAAAAACCAUAAGAAAAACGGAAAAAUGGAUACAAUAUUAAACAAAUAUUAUUAAUGAAAAUAUAUAAUGCUUAUGUAAUAAGCAUUUUAUAUUUUAUAUUUUACCAUAAUAUGACAUGUAUAUUGGUGACAAAGCAACACUAUCUACAACUGAACUCCACUCAGAAUCAUUUUUUCGUUAGCAACUAUUUAUUGUUGCUUACAGAUAUACAUUAAAGUGCCUCUCUACCACCUUCCCAGCUUCUCACCUACAAUAGUAGCUACGCCCACGUGCAAAGUUAUCCGACUUUUUUUACUUAACAAUAACAAUUACACUUCAAACUAAUAAUUAAUAUAGAAUAUAUAAUGCAUACGUAUAUGAUAUAAAUACAAAUAACUAGAUGCUGAAAAAAAAAAAUGUUUAAGGAUCAACGAGGAUCGCCUCCUUGUGGUGGCUCCGGAAUAACUCUAAAUGGGGUUCUUAAACUAUAUUUAGGUAGAAAGAAAUAUAUUAGGCGGAAACGAACGACGUCCGGGUUUUCAUACUGUCGUGUUAUUUUUGAAGAAAUAUAGUGUGCCCAAAAGUUGUGUUAAUUUUGCGGAAACAUGUCAAAUUGUGGGUAGCUUUACCUAAACGUGUUACGGUUUAAUACCCAUAGGUACAUUCAUCACAGUGCGCGUUAUCACAAUCUUUGUUAUACAAUAAUGUGUCAACUAUAGUUUAUGACGCAAAUAACAUUAAUUUUUAUAUUCGUAAUUUAUAUAUAAUAUACAUACUAGUGUUGUAAAUAUGAGUUGUCCGUAUUGGUCAUGCAAAGGAUCGAUGCCCACAAUGUUUUCGACAUGGCUACUGCAGAUGAAAACCAUUAAAGGCACGAUUAAUUUGUUCAUUUUUUUCACAUGAAAUUAUAUAGAGUUUCAAAUCUAACGGAACAUGUUCUAUUAGUUUAUUGUUAAAUUAUGAAUAGCAAAACUAAUAAUUAAUAGUAGUGUAAUAAUCCUAGCCGCUGCUACUGCAGCGUAACUUAGAUUUCAAACAAGACGUUAAGAGUGUCACAUAUUAUUACACUUAACAGAAUACAAUAUUAUAAACCGUACUAACCGCAGUUCAAAUAAAUAUUAUUACCAAUCGAUUUGUUAACGACUUCAUAAUUAUUUUUAUCAUUUUGAAAUAUUAUGAUGAUAUGAGAUAUUAUUAUUGUUCAAACGGGUUCGAUGAUAAUUAUUAUACCUACAUUAUAAUAGCUAAAGCAUUUAAAAUAAAACAGUUUUUAUAAUAAUUAAGUAUAAUAUUAUCGUUUAAUUAUUGCACUUAAAUCGUUGCACUUUCGUGAUUUGUAAAUUUUAAAUUCCGUACAUGGCAAUUAUUAUUUAAGUAGGUAGUAUAUUAUUUGUUUACACGAUAUUAAACGUGUGUGUAUUGUAAAACAAUAAUAUAUACGCACACACACGUAUAAUACUAAUAAUAACAAUUUAUUAUAUGUUUAUGUCUGUUAACGACUUUUCUACCAGAAACCUUACUCCAAUCGUCGACUUCAGAAAAAUGUUAUCUACCGGAAGAUAUUUUUUUUUAUUCUGGUUGGUUAGUUUACAGAGUGUUGUAUAUGCCAACACAAAUAUAUAAACAUUGUACAUUCGUUUAGUCACCAAUGUUAUUAAGUAGGCUAGUGAAGCAAAUAUUCUGAGACAAUAAGAUAAAAAUUAUAUUUAAAGCCGCCCAACCGAGGCGAAAGGGGAGUUCGGCAGAGUCUUUGAUUAGAUUACGUAUGAGUACGCUGACUAGAGGGGCUAGCGUAUUAUUUGUGUUUGUUUUUAAUGCAAGGUCUUUUAUGCUUUAGCGUAUAUUCAUGUUCUGUUUUUGAGUAGUCACAAUCAAUACUUUCUCUUUUAUUGUGAGUCCGAUCUGAAACCGGUUAAUUCAUGGUCUUUGUGGAUAAAAUCUAAAUAAUCAAUUAGUCCAAUCAACCCUGGAGUAUCAAACUGAAACUGGUUAGUUCAUCGUCUUUUGAUUACUCCGGUUUGUGUUUGAGCGGUUUGUAUUCCUUGUUAAAGGGAUAUACAAUACUGAAAUUUAUGUUGCCUUAUAGUUUUCUUAACAAAAAACUCGUCAGAAAAACGGUAAAGUGGACGCAAUAACGGUUUCCGUUAUUUUUGAUAAUGUUUUAUCGUAAAAAAAACCUGAAUAUAGCACUUUCUAGACGCAGUAAAAUUUUCAAAACAAUCUACAGAAUUUAUUCUUUGUACCUAUCUAAUAAUAUCUAUGAGUAUACUGUAUAACAGUCAAUUUUAAUGACCACGACGACCGCUCAUGAAUAUUCGCAAAUAUUAUAUCGAACAUGGGCCUUGAAUGUGAUGUUACCUUGAAUACCUUGUAUAUACUGUCCGUUUUUUUAAUUCUGGUGGAAGAGUCAGGGGAGGGAGAGGAUACUAUCUUACAAUAAAAUAUAGACCACAUUAUGAUACGCUCUAUACCAUACUAUGAUAUGUGAUAGGAAAUCGGUAUAGAAAAUAAUAAUAGGUACUACAUGUUGGUGAUUUCGAUUUUAUUCACGUAUUCUCAAGCCACCCCAUUGACCAAUCAUCGCGUUGGGCUUUUGACCGUUGAUUAAUUCGACGACGGCGUUAAAUGCGGUAUAUAAAACACGAUUUUUCAUUUAGUUUUCUGCACACGAGUCGCGAAAGUCAAGACAAUUUUUAAAACGGUAUUUUUCUUAUUUUCUCACAUUUUAUACUAUGAGGCAAUCGAAUAAUAUCAAAAAAUUAUCCCGUUUUAAAAUGGACAUCUGCGGACUGAACCCAAAAGAAAAGCGUGACCUAUUCACAAAUUAUGAUGAAGCAUUUAAAUGUAAUAUAUAAAGUAAUAAAAUAAUAAACUAAAAUCAAAAUUAUUAAAAUGUUUAAUACUCGUGAAUAAACAUAUAAUAGUAUAAAUAAAGUAAUUUGAUGAAAUAAAAACAAAAUUGUUUGAUUAUAGUUUUAAUUUAUGUUUUCUCGUUUCCAUAUUAUAAAUUUAACAGUCAUAAUAUAACGAAUAAGAACCUAUUGGUUAAUGAAAUUAAAUUUUAAACUCAAUUAAAUGUUCAAAUAUAAGUUUCAUUAAUUAUAAAUACAAUAUUUUAGAAGUAUGUAGUAUAGUUUGGAAUUUAAUUAAGCGUUUGCCGCCUGUUUUAUAUUCAAUAAUCACUGCAAAGAAAUCGUACAUAAAAAAAUAAAUGAAUUCAUAAAGUAUAUUGAUUAAAUAUACAUAAGUUGUAGUCCAUUCUACGUGGGUAAUUAAUUAAGAGGACACAACACCCGAAUUCAAUAUCUGGGUCUAUUUUCACGGGCAACAUAGUAGAACUAUGUUACGCACAAAACAUAAGGUUAUUAACGCUUGUGGCGUUUAUAGGGUAAAACUACAGUUGAAAACACAAGUAACAAAAUUUAAAAAGAAGAGAAUAUUUUCGAGGACAGUAUACUCGGACUUAACUGCUUUUUUCUAAAAUAUUGUCAAACCAAAACUUUCCUAUUCCUUCGUUCUUUCUACGUUUUUCUUUAGUUUUUCUUUAGUUUACGUAUCGUCGAUCAAAAUAAAUGAAAUAAGAAAUUAAUAAAUAAUAACAGUCGCUUAUAACGCCAAACUGAACAUAGAAAUUACUAUAUCCAUUUCUGCUGUAAACAAUAUUAUUAUUAAAUUAUAAAUUAUUAUUAUUGUUUCCUCAUAAUUGAUUGUAUUGAUUGUAUAGGUUACUUUUGUACCAAAAGAUUGAUUCAUGAAAAUGAAUAAUGCUAAUUAAAUUUUACCAGCCGACAACCACUGUCAAUAUUCUCGAGUGUUUUUUGUCUUAAUAAUCGUUAAUGAAAUAAAGUAAUUAACUAUAUUUAAAAUAAAAUUAGACUUAAAUUUACGAAUUUCUCUUGUUACGACAAAUAAAAUAUAAUUAUACAAUCUCCUUUAUAAACGUUUUUCAACUUUAGGAUGAUUUUUUUUGUCAAGAUCCAUCGAUUUUCCCGGAAUAUUUUUAUAUUUGUGGAAUUUUAAAUAUUUAUUUCAACACGAUUUUCGAAUCUUUACUCUUAUACUCUCGUACUCUCUUUAAACCUUAAAUAAGUAAAUAUUUUGGAUUUUCAAACAGAAAAAUAAUUAUAGCCUCUUAAAAUUUAGACCGGAAACGUAGGGAAGGGUUAUCAUCUGAAAAUGGUUGCCACCAGUUUAUUACCAGUGGUGCCCAAACUAUACUUCGCGUAUAGCAAUCGUGUACAUAGAAUAUUUUGGAUAGGUGUGUGUUCCCGAUAAAUGAGAUUUAGGAUAGUCAGGUAGAAUGGGUAUAAAGAUUCAAGGUAGUAGGUUAUAGGGGUAGAAAAGUAUAAAUUUAUAUGGGUAAAUGUGUUUGAGGUGGGUGGUGGUUUAGAAUUUCAAACUCUGCUACACCAUAAAAAUAUAGUUUCGGCGAUACUGUUUAUUACCUUUUCCUUCUCCUCCAAUCUAUAUUUUAAAAGAGGUAGCAUGAGUUUCAUACAGAAAUCAAAUUUAUUCAAAAUGCUCCAAAAAAAUCGCUUGAUCAUGGUAAAUUGGAAUGUCCUAGUAUUUUAAUUCGAAAAUGUUUUUCUUUCAUCUCUGUGUUACCAAAAGACUAUAAUUUAGUGUAGACCAAUUUUUUAUGCAGUUUUCCAAUUAUAAAUUGACUUUAAUCGUAAUUAUUGUCUCGUUUAAGUAACUGUCUUCCAUUUUUUCGCGAUUUAAGCUAAUACAAAAGACAGUUAUAGUAAUAUAAACAAAAACCAAUAAUAAUCUCAGCAGUUUAUUAUUGUUCACAGUGUCAUAGUCGUUAAUAUUUCCGUAAAAUUCCAGCGAUGUGACAAAUAUUAUCAUCAUUAAUAAUUAUUCAGAAUAAAUAAAUUACAAUGACCGGCUUUGUGUAUACUACAAAUAAACAACAAACAAUUAUAGUUAAAUAUUAGUCAUUACCCGAUGGUUAGAAUUCAAUCAUAUUUUCGCAUUUGUCGCUAGAAUUGCUACCUAUAUUGAUGAUUAUUAUCAUUUAUUAUAGUAUUAAACAAAUAAAUAAAAAAAUGUAUUUCGAGUGUUUAUAAUGUAUGAUGACUAAAGACCGGAUUUAAUUGAUAUUGCAACUUUUUUUGCAAUACAGAUUUAUCUAAAUCGGAUCUGAUUAAAUAUAUAGCCGAUAUAUACUAAAAAUAUUCUGCCUAUUUAAUUUUAUAAUACAAUUUUUUUCAAUUUUUCCACGUUUUUAAAUCAUAGACGUUUAUCGUUCGUCUGGAGUUUUCUAGAAGCCUAGAGAGCCCAACAAGCGACAAGUGUCUGUAUAUAUAUAUAUAUAGUGGCACCAUCGAGAAUAAAUACAAAUAAAUACAGAAAAGAAAUGUCAUGCCAGGUAUACCUUUACCACCGGAACUUAUUAUUACAUGAUGAGGGACAUGGUUAAGCGCUGCACUUUUCUAUGCAAAUAAUUUUGAAAAGUUUAAAAAGUGAUUGAAAGUUUAACAGAUGAUACUCCAAAAGUCGGAAAGCUGAAGUAGCUUGUACAAAAUAAUGCAGUCAAAUGUAGUUUGGCAUUCAUAAAAUUGCACUUAUCUGAGUUAUCCAUGAAUCUUAAAAAUUUGGAAGAAUCUAAUAGUGAACUGCUGAAAAGCAUGGAUAUAUUUAGAAAAAUUGAAGAUAUUUUAGCAAAUAUUCCUGGUCCAAAUGGUAAAAAAGUUAAAGAAAAAUUUAUGUAUUUAAUUGAAAAAAAUGAAGAGUAUAAAGCUUUAAAGUCUUACUAUGAAGUCAUGCCAGAUAAAACAAAUGUUAAUUUAGAUAUAACGCCUACUUUAUUAAAUUAUUUUUAAAAUUCACCAAUAAUUAAUGUAGACGCACAACGCAAUUAUUCUUUGUGCAAACCUAUUUUAAGUAGUAGAAGAUUUAAUUUUAAUGAAAAUAAUUUAGAAAUGUAUUUAAUUAUCAAUUUUAAUUAAAAAAGUAUCAUUUAUCUAAUUUUUUUUAUAUAACUUUUGCAUUUUUAUAGUGCAAUUUAUUAUGCAAUUUUUAGGUAUUAUUUGGUGCAAUUAUAUAAUUUUAAUAUGCAAUUUUUGUGUUUUAAAUGUAAUUAAAUCCGGUCUUUAAUAAUAAUAUAUAACAUAGUAUUAUAAGUACGCUCGUUUUUCCAAUCAGAUCAAAAAAGGUGGUAUUAAGCUUUAAAAUGUGGUGUAUUUUUAUUUAUUUAUUUAUUUAUUUUAAUUAAUUCAGGAAAUAUUUUCCUGAAGAAUUCUCAAUUUAGUAACAUAAAAAUCACUAAAUAUCUGAAAAAAUAUAAAUUUAAAAAAAAAUGCUAUUUCUGGACUUUAUAUAGCAAACAAAGUUUAUAAUGUGCGUUUCUAUGACAACAAUGAUUUUAUAAAAACUUAAUAAUAACAAAAAAUAAAUAAAAACGGUUGCCAAUGACAACCUUAUUUUUAAUAUUUCAAUCUUUUUCAUCCUACUAAAGAACCAGGUUUUCUUCAUUAUCUCAAAUAUUAUAAUAAGAAUUUCAAAAAAAACCUCUUUAAAGUACUACCAAGAAAACAUUUGCUUUCAGAAAAGGUGCUAUACUUAAUAAUCGAAGUAAUCAUUCUGGUAGAAAAAGUGUUGACAUAAAAAAAAAUAAACAUCAUUGUAAAACCUAAAGAUGGUUUUUCAAACGGUAAUAUACUCAGAAUACUUAUUUUUAAGAUGGUACUUUUUUUUUCACACCUAGCCAAAAAAAUGUUUAUGUUUAACUAAACAAGUUUUUAUAAUAAAUAAAAAUUACUUCCACCAUAAAAACAUUCGCCGCAUAUUAAUAUGAAAUGAUAUGUGUAAUUAUUUUAGCACUUUUAAUCAUCUUUUCAAGUGAUUGGUGAUGGUUGAUGUUAAUUGAUUGUGACAAAUUUACAAAAAAUCGUGUGAUAAAUCAUUUUAGAGUAGGAUUUCGCAACAAAUCGUUAUAAUAUCUACAUUGAGAUAGUAUGUGAGCAGAUCUACAAAUAAGCACAAUUAAUAUCAAGUAAGGUAUAAUAUUUGUUCAUUUCGUGUAAUUUAAAUUAUUAAUUUCCUUUAAUUUAAAAUUUCAAUACAGAUAUUAUUUUUAAAAUAGGUAUAUAUUGAGUACGAAUAUUAUAUGAAAAACCAUUAUUUUUUCCACCCUGUGCACAUAUAAAGGUAUAUAAGUAUAUAUAUAUGUCUAAAUCGAAAAAAAAGAAGAAACUUAUUUCUUUGAAAUAUUAUGAGUUUAUCAACACAGGUCCUAACUACUUUAAUCAAAUAGUUAAAAAAAAAAAAAUGUAUUUUCAAGAUUAUUUUUUUAAUAUCUACAAAUUUAUUAUGUUUCUCUCGCUGAUUUUUCAAUGUUUUCAUUUCGCUGAAUUCGGAAAUUCAAAAAAUGUCCCUUCAAUGUACCGCGUGUGUCAAAUUACAUUUAUUAUAUAUAAUAUUGCAGUUUAUAUGAAACUUUUCGAAUAUUUUUACUAUACCAAAAGUUUUUUGAAGACACCAAUAAUAAUAAUAAUACCAAACAAUAACACAUUAUAUUAGAAAAGUAAUAACUCUUCGUUCUGAUCAGAAUUUAAAAUGACACAAAAACAUUAAGUAUAUUAUAUAUUUUAUUUCAAGGGGUGUUGUUUGUGCGAUGCAUUAUAUUGCAUGGAAACAUGUUAAACAGCAAUAUAAAAACAUCAAAUACCCUUGUUUUAGUUUAAAAUAAAAAAAUAAUAAAACUUGCUCAUUAAAUAGCUAACAGAUUUUUACGAUAAUUAUUUUUCGAAACAUAACAAAUAUUUUGCAAUUAAUUAACAAAAUUUAACUUCAAUAACAAAGAGUUAAAACUACGAGAGUGGCAUUAUUAUACUCCAGGGAAAAAUAACUUAAGUCAAUUUUUGGCUUAUUGAAAUUAUUUUUCAUUUAUUUUUUGGUCUAAAUGACACAGAUGUACAACUAUGUAUGUAUUCUAACACAUGUUAUACUAAAAAUUUAAUUUGCUCGUAUUGAAAACCAUACAAAACAGACUUAAACCCUUCUUACUUGGAACCAAAUAUAUAUAGUGUAUUCUAAUAUUUUGAGUAACAUUUAUAUUACAUUCGUAUAUUAGCGCAGUAACCAUAUAGUUGUGUAUUUGUGUAUCACCUAUAUUACAGGGUUAAAGUGAGGGGACGCAAGGAAACUAAGUUUCACUUCCUUUGACUGCACUUAAAAGGAAUCCUUUUUAACAAAUUCUCCAUAGGCACUAUGGGUACAAUUCGUAUAGUCCUUUAAAUUGAAUCAAAAUAGUUUAACUACCGUUUAAAAUAAUUAUUUAUUUUGAAAAUGUAAUAAUUUUAGAUAAUAUUUUUCAAGUAAAUCUUUGAUAAAUAAUACAAUUCGCAUGGCUUAAAUUUUAUCUAUAUUCUAUAGUGUAUAGUGUAAACCGACAAUAAAUACAUAUCAUAACGUAUUAUUAUUAUUUUGUGGCUUUACAUGACGUAGUUGUUAGUAAUGUUAGUCUUAAAGAACAUACAUCCAUACAUACUAAGGAAAAUAUAAUAUAUAUUAUGAGUAAUUGUAUGCAUAUUCUGUUAUUCAAAUUUAUUUAAGAUUGAAAACAUAGCGAAGGAUCUAUUUUUUUUACUAUAAUGAGCAUUUUUUUUCUGUCUGUAAACAACUUUCCUCCUAGAAAUCUUGCUCCAGUCAAAACAUGACAAAAGACCUUUUUUGUUGCAUUUUGACUCUAGUUGAUACAUUAGAAUGGUCAUUUUUUUGAAAUUUUCCAUUAAUAUUCGAGAUAAUAGGUUAAAAAAUAUUAAAAUAUUAAAAAUAAGAUUGUCAUUGGCAACCGUUUACAUUUAUUUGUUUUUGUCGUUAAGUUUUAUUGUUUUCUAAUCUUUUAAUCUUUUUUAAACAAUCAUUAUUGUGAAAAUGUACAUUGUUGAAAAAGCUAUACCGAGCUCCACUCAGAAUCGUUUUCCAUUAGCAAUGAUUAAUCGUUGCGUACAGAUAUAAAUUAUAUUCCCCUCUGUGUUCUACCUUCUCAACUUCUAAAAUAAUAGCCUGCUCGUGGUGAGAAAUAUGUCAAGUGGUUUUGUAUUUUAGUUGUAAUUCAAUUAAUAAUAUUCGUAGAAACUUGAAUUUUUGAUAGAUUGACCUUUUCUAGACGUGGUAAAAUGUGUAAAAAUAUUGUGAAAAUAUGUUUGAGCUAUUUAUAUAGGCAUUUUAUAUUCACGAGUUUUUUACGUAAUUUUUACUUGGUAGGUACUAUGUAGAUAUAAUUUUUUGACCAAACAGAAAUGCUUCGAAAUUGAACAGUAAGGUCAUUGAAAGCUAUGCGUAGCAAAAAAAAAUUUUCGCCUACGACUACGGGUACAACCAUCACCUCAUUUUGUUAAUUUUUAUGUUAGCGUUAAAAAAAUAUUAUGUACAAUGAAGUUUUAAGAAAAAUAUUAAAUUUUCUGUUAUUAGUUUUUCUUACGUGUCUUUUCAUUAAUUUUUAUACAAACGCAUUAAAAUAGUUAUUAUGGACAGUGAUAUAAGUAAAAAAAAGAAUGUUACUAUUAUAUUCAUAUUGUUUAUUUAAAAAAAAGGAAUGCCAGUUUCAAGCGAAUCGAGAAAAAUUUGUUUUGUUUGACAAAUUAAUGAAGAACCUUUCCAUUAAUGAUUUGGUGUUCGGGACAACACUGAAUGGAGCACUCAAAAUAAAAUAGGAAUCACAGAGUAUCCUUCGCCUUUUUUUGCCCUGCUUAUAUAGGUAUUAUUAUAUUGGUAAUUCAAAAUUCUGUAUAAAUAGCUGUACAUUAUAACAAUAUACAUACUUAUAACCUGUUAUAUAUUUAAAUUCAGUGCUCCAUUUGGGGGACAUCCAGGGGAAUUGAGUACCCCAACAUUUUUUCAAUUAUUGUUGUACCUUUGAGUUCAAUCAUUCUUCUGAAGGAAUUUUGUUUAAUCCCAUACAAUCCCCCUUCUUUCAUUUUUUCAAUUCGAGUUUUGCGUCUGAAAUUUAAUAAUUUAUAUAACAACAAUUUUUAAUAUUAGGAAUUAUUAGGAUUUUUUUGUUAUUGUUUCUCUUAAGUUUAAACACCUGCCUCAAUAGUUAUACGUUCUGAUUUUGGCUCCUGUAGUCUGUAGCAUUAAAGUUCAUUUAUAAUACAUAACAACAUUAUAUCAGACGAGGUCUAAUAUUAAUAUUUCAUGGGUCGUAUUAAAUUUGCAUUAUGCAUUAUUAACGAAUAUUAUCGUUACAACAGUUUACAGUAGGUAGGUAAACAAAUUAACGGCGUUGUCAAUAAAUUCGGUAAACCAUAUUAUAUAAUAACAAUAUAUAUUAAGUUAGGUUAGGAAAUGUAAUUUGCGAGUAUAAUUGAAUGUUAUAGAUACGUACAACUUUUGUUGCAAGUUUUCUUUUUAUUGCUUACCCACCUACCGUAAUUAUUAUCAAUCUUUAAAAAAAAAAAUGAUAACAGAACAUAUCCAGUAGACAGGUCCUGUCCACAACCAGAUAAUUGUACAGUCGAGUCACGAUAACUCGAAGUUGACGAGGGGUAAAAAAGAUCGCUUCUAGAUACAUAUUAUUCAAGAUAUCUAGCUCGAAUUUAUGAAAAUUAAAUCAAAACUUCUAGUUAUACAAUGAAAUAUAAACUCAAAAUGUCGAUCUUUUAUAUUUUAUUGCCUUCAAAUUUUAUGAAAAUAUCCACCUUAUUUUUUAAAAAUAUUUACAGCGUAUUUAGUGGAAUAUUAAAUUCUUUCGCGGUGUCCUGUUUUUUUCCACCAACCGUAUCGCAUGAACUUUGUCUGCUAUAGUUAAAUGGUGUAGUUUUAGUUUACGAGACAUGUUAAACAUACAAAAAUACUUACGAUAGACGUACGACACUUAAAGGUAGACACACACUAACUCUUGCUCGUAAUGGACCGGAACGCAACGGAACGGCGCCCCGAUUUGUAAUAAUAUUAGCUUUUGGAUUCGUUCUGGUUGGUUGUAAUUAGAGUUUUAAAAUUCCUGUUCGUAAAAAUAUGAAAUUAACGUUGAAGAAAUUAAGACGAUUGUCACUCGGUAAGAUGUUUCCGAGAGUAUCACAAUCAGGAGGAUUCAAAUGAUUAAUACAAAUUUUUAUAAUUAAUAGAAUUUUCUUUCGACAAUUCUAUUAAUAACAAAACGAUGUCAUAUAUUCUCCAAAUACGACCGUUGUAUCGUGUAAAAAUAAUAUGUAAGUAAUCGUUAUUAUUGUCGGUACAUCCGAGUUGGGUCCUGCGUUCAAAAAUCUACACUAGUUGGAUUUAGUAGUUAUUCGUCUAUUACCUUAAUAUUAAUUAGGUAAUGUAAUAGUUUAGAAGUUUAGAAAAAUAAAACACAAUAUAUCCAUCUUAAUAUCCACCAGUUGGUAGAAUUUUUAAAAAGUACCCGAAUAGAACUUACAUGAAAAUGAGAAGUUCGGAAAUAAAACGAAACAAAAUUGUAUUUUACAACGAGAAAAAUGCCUAAAGGAUUAAACGACAGAAAAAAAUCACUGGCAAAAUAGAUCCUAAAUCUGUAAAAUUUAGAAGGAAAGCGUUGUGGAUUGCAUUUGAACGUUCGGACCCAACUAGUAUAUUAUCUACCGAAAGCCAAGACCCAACCAGUGUAGUACCCAAAAUUCAUCGGGACCCAACUAGUGUGUUAUCAAAACCGCUAGGGUCCGGGAUCCAACUCGGAUUCAGCCAUUUUUGUAGGUUUUUGAGAACUCUAAACUUUCUGUAGCUGAUAAUUUCGUAUCACUAAAACUGGUUUACGAGUAGAAUAUGGCAUAGGUAUAAGUUAUGUACGGCAUAAGUUUUAUAAGCCUUCCGGAUUGUAAAAUUUUCCAUUUCGAACACUGACACUAUAACCAGCGCCUAUUAAUUUUAUUGUGCAUGGGCUAAUAAUCAGUUUCUAACUACAUUCUACUCGUAUAUAUGUAUUAUCGUUAUUGUAUACGGUGGAGUCGUGAUUAAACAAGUCAUAAUGUGUUCACGGAAAUAUCCGCAUAAUAUAAUAAUACACUUCGGCUAAACUAUUUGUCACGAUUUUAUACGAGACUGAUAAUACACGUUAAGUGUUAUAAGAAUUUUAAGGACAAAAUCAAAAAUUCAACCUCGAUAGGUUCAAGCUAUCACGAUUCAACUGUUCAAUGAAAACGCUAGCAGGCUCAAAUAAAAGAAAAUUAUUAUAAUAUUUCUUUGUCUUUUUUCCUAUUUCUGAGAGGAUAGAUUGUUGUGCUUAAUGUCGUAUUGAUUAAGUUUGAAAAUACCCAAAUAUUGUGAAUUUAUUGCCAAUUAUAAUACAUAGAUCAUCCGUAGAACAUUUUUAAUCUAUAAUACAAACAUUUCUAAAGAGCAAUAUCGCAUAAUCUUUCUUUGUGACUUAAAUCUAAUCAUUUUUUAACCGUUCUUUAUUAUUUUUUUAUCUUAUCUAUAUAGUAUACAACUAUUAUUUUUUCAUUUUUGUCCACAUCUUGGUUACUUUCAUCUUUCGCGAUUUUAAUCUCCUCCUUAAGUUCUUUAGGUCUCCUAUUUUGUUAUAUCCAUCGCUCCACCAUCAAUUUUAUUUCCAAUAUUACGGUUUCCUCUAAAAUAUAAUAGACUUCUAAACAUGAGUUGAGAACACCUAAUAUCCCCGUUACGUAUGUUCGUCCGUCGGUCCGUCCGUGUAAAUAUCAACACAUAAUUACGGUUGUUGAUUUGGUUGAUAAGGAAAUAAACAUUACAUUACAUUAUUCGUAACAUAAUUAUAUUAUAUUAUUAUCAUUUUCAAUUUGACUAUGAAAAUUAAAUACGAAUUCAUACUAGCCGACGUUUAAAAAAUAAGUACCAAAGUUUAAUAUUUAAUUAGCAGCUCAAUUCCUUAACUACUUUAGAAAUUUGAAAAAUGACCCGUCGACUAUUUCCUAACUCUACUAAAUUACCAAAUUCUUUCAAAAUUGUUUAAAGAAUUAUAGUUUAUUGUUUAAGACAGGUAUGUUUAAAAACCGGGAACUGUGCUCGCUCGCGGAUCGGGUUUUCCUAUAACUUGUUAUUUUAACCCCCUCUCCCCCAUUAAUCAAUUGCGGUUGUUUUCAACCGAGGUAAUAAAAACCGAUUGUUAUAGCCGUUAUUCACGGCCGGAGAUAAUAUACUACGAGACUGGAAACGAUUGCACCGACAACGUGGCCGGAAAACCGAACGCAUAAUGCGAGGUACCAUUUCCUUCAUAAGCCCCAGCGCCGUCUUAGCGGAUAUUUUCGGAACUAGACGCUUCACACUAUCGUUGAGUAUGGCGAAGUAUCUAACUGCGAACGAAUCCGCUGUAUGAUAACGCUGGGUCUCGUUCUACAGGAAAAAAUAACCCGCCCGAUCCGCACGACCAGUCGACUUUUGCGGACAGUCUCCCCCCACCCGCGCUGUCGUUUCCGGUCUUGUCAUCUGUAUAAUAUCUUGGUCCGCGGUACCCGCUUAUGUCUAUGUAAAUGGAAUUCACAUUGAUUGCGUGUAUGUUGUUUGUUUGCCAUUCAAUUUAGCCGGCAGCAUAUACAUGAGCCACGGUUUCAACGGUUACCGGCCGCACCAGUGCGACCCGCGACUGCAGCCGUUCCGGUUUCUGGGACCCACCGUCCGG